This is a messenger RNA of Xyrichtys novacula (pearly razorfish), 91694 nucleotides long. The record is from the annotation of a GenBank genome assembly. NCBI's taxonomy places the organism in Eukaryota, Metazoa, Chordata, Actinopteri, Labriformes, Labridae.
AUGUCUGAGCUCUACAGUCUGAGGAUGCUUUGUGGAUUGCUAUUGUUCCUUUUCGCUCAAGUCCUCUCGGUUUCCUCGCUGACUCAGACUGGUAGGUGUUGACUGCUUGUAUGAAUGAAUUCGUGUGGCUGUGUGCUUGAAGAUUGAUCCGUUUUGCAUCGUUUCGCAGCGCUGUCGCUUCUCACCUGUUCUAGCUCUGCUUAAAGUGGGCAGAAAUGUCAGGAGUCAGCGCAGUUAGGAGACUGUUUCACUGUAACCACACAGAGAGGGGAACCGAAUCUGAGUUAUGAGGCUAAAACCUGUUGGAGGAGCAACAAAGGGUGUGAAAAGUCUUGAAUAAUCAUCGCCAGAAGACAGAAAUCUUCUGCGUAAAGGUUUUUACGCGUUUGGUGAAGAUUGUCUUUACGCGUUAACCAUUCAAAUGCGCAUUUACGCGCGAUGCCGCUGAAGCUUCAUAGCGGUUUAAAUCAAGCAUUCAUUGAGAAAAGAAGCUUCUAUCCUGCUGCCUGUUCGCAGAGGGGGCAGCUGCUGCAGUCAGCCCACCUCACCUCCACAGGAAGAAUCACACCUUCUGUCAGGGAUGCAGAGGAAACACCACACCUUCAUCAGAGGGAGUCUGAUCUUUGACUGAUGACAUGUUCUGUGAUUCUGUGACUCUACAGCUCAGAUUUAUUGAUGAGGCCUUCUGUAAAAUAUCUGAGCUCCUUUGUCACAUUAUUGUUGAAUUGUUUGUGUUUUCACUCCCAGUCCUCCUGAUGAUCUGUUCUUCCCUAAAUCUGUGAUCAUCUGAGCGCAGGAAAGUCCAUUUCUCUCAACAACAACUUUCCUCCCCUCCUUUCUUUCUCUCCUUCUCUCUCUCAGAUAAAUGCGGGGGGAACAUAGAGAUCCACACCGCGGGCUACCUGACCUCCCCGGGUUAUCCCGGCGCCUACCUGCCCUCCCAACAGUGUGGGUGGGUGAUCACCGCCCCUGAACCCGAACAGAAGAUCCUCAUCAACUUCAAUCCGCAUUUUGAUCUGGAGGACAGAGACUGCAAGUAAGAGUUCACCUCUCUCUCUCUCUCUCUCUCUCUCUCUUUUCUCUCUCUCUAUCUGCUCGCUCUCCCACCCCUCCUUUUGCUCCUUUCUCCUCCUCAAAUCCUGCCCGGAUACAGUGUGAAACUCUGCCCCCUAUUGGUCAAGGUGCAGGGAUGAGAUCUGGCGCUGAGGCUGCUGGCUGGAUCUUCACAGGAGGUUUGCGGGUUUGAGGGGUUUAUGUAAUUCAUUGAUAAAGAGGGAGGGUCUCUGGUGGGCUCUGUGCCUCUCAUGUGAGUUUUUGGCAGGAAUCUAAAGGAGAGUGGAGCGUGAGGAGCUCAGAGUGAACCUCCUUUUAUUGAUGGAGCUCAGCUGCUUGUAGCAGAGAGAGAGAAAGUCCCGCUGCAGGUUUGCUGCUCAUGUCGAGGAGGUUUAGACGUGACCUGCAGAAACAGAGUUAAGGAUGGGUUUUAUUGUUGACACUGGUUGUGUUUUUCUUUGUUAAGUUAAAGGAGGAAACAGAAAUGUGCAGUUUGCGUUUUGGUGGGCUGUGGUUUGGUGAUUUCAGGAGGUGAAAAUGCACAUUUUUGGAGAAGUGAGCUGAGUCUUUUUGAGAACAUUAUACUUCUAAAACCAUCUCUUUCUUUUAACCUACUCAAGUGAAAGUAAAACCUGCUUUUUUUAAAAUGUACUUAAUGCACCUUUAACCGUCUGCAGUGAGGACAAACUCGUAUCUCAGCAUCAGUGUGUGAGGUGAUGCUGUCUUUGCACUUCUCCAGGGUGAGGCCUUCACACUUUCUGCAGCAGCUUCUGUGAGUUUGCACGCUGUAGGAUAGGAUUGUUAUCGUUUACUGGUUUGUGUCUGAAACCACAAACUCACUGGGAGCAGAACGAAACGUCAGACGUCUUUCCUGUCACGGAUUUCAAGCUUGCUGCUCAACGCCAGGCAGAGAUUCGUGAUAGAUAACUGCGUGAAUUUAGCAACAACAAGUGCACAGACAGGCGUGAUGAAGUCUUCCAGUUUGGUUUGAGUUUCAGGUCGUCCCAGGCUGAUGGGACAGGAAACCAAUGGUACAGAAAAGUCUCUUCUCCUUGUUCUAGAACAGUAACAGGCCCCAAAACGGCCUCAUCUUUAAUUCCUCUUUGCUUCUCAGCGUAGAUAACAUUAAGUAGAUGCCUACACAAAUGUCUCUAGUCUUUAUAAAUCUGUAUUCCUGGUCAAAUCUCAAAAAUUAAACUAAAAGACGAGGAGUGAUUCUGUUUUCUCUCCGACUUGCAUCAUUCCUGCACACAUCUGAGACGUGCAGACACACACACACACACACACACACAAACACAGCUCUGUGGAUUGUGUUCAUCCACACAAACAGCCCAUGUGUUGCCCCUCUCCUCCAUAAAUAAGCCUGUUUUCAUGUCGGCUCCUCUGUCUCUCUUUUAAAAGCUCCAUAAACGGCUCCUGUGUAAAUCACCGCUGGCCGUCUCACAGAUGGGCUCCUCCAAUACUAUUGGAUCGUGUUGCAGCGCCGAGGGACUAAUAAAGCAUUAGCUUUCUGGACAGAUAGUGGAUUUUGUGUGUCUUUCCAGGGGAUUACACACCUUCUGCUGCGUUUAGGAGGAGCUUUCUGCUCCUUCUGCGGUGACCUUAAUUCUUGUGAUAACCCUGGGAGCAGUAAAAGUAUGUAAUAAUGCUGCUUUGGUAAUGAAACGUCAUAAAUCUCAGUGAUAAAAUUUCUGUUGGAGCGCUGGAACCCACCACCAACCGAGUGUUAUUGAGAGCUCUGAAUCACUUUCUCGCAGGUUAAUGAGCUGGAAUAAGCUGGUUGUAAAGUGUAUUAUUACGAUUUAAUUGAAGUUGAACACGUGAUAAACACUUAUUUGAUAUGUCCGACCCGACAAAAGAGCAGAUCUGCGUCUCAUGGUUGAACGAAGGACAGAAAGAUGGAGUUAUUUCUUUGAAUUUGGGGACUGUUGACUCUGGCGGCACACUUCGUCUUUGUAGGCGUUGAUUCGGGACAGCAAACAUUUCCACAUGAAGACCGACGUGCCAGAGGACUCGAACCUGAGCAGCCGGGCCACCCUGGAGCCACCGUGACAUGUCGUCGGAGUGUUUUCUCAGGAGCCGGGGCUUUGCUCGAUGGGUUUCAUUAUUUGUUGUGCGAGUUUGUGUUGGAUGACGGCGGGGUGUGCGGCUCGUAGCUUUCUGACUUGGCAGAAGGCAGUGUUGUUUUUGGGAAGGAGUCAAAUGUUCGAAAUAUGCCCAUUGAGCCGGGCCGUAAGCCUUUGGCGAGACCGCGGUCCCACUUAAAAAUUUCCUCGGAUGAAAUGUAAGAGUUUUAUUUGGGUGUUUGAUGCCACGGCUCAGCGUCGGCUCCAGAGGGUGUGAUUCCCUGAUUGGAAACAGUCUCAGAACAUAAUGUUGGACUCUGAGUCUGAAGUCUCGGAGUUUGGGCUCGAAUCACUCUGGCUCUUAAUCCUCGAGGGAAAACCAGCAUGAUCUCUCAGCGUGGUCUGAGCGCAAGAUCCUGACUCUGUAUCAGCUCCAGAUCUGACCUCUGACCCGGUCACGUCCCCGCAGAGACAAGCAAUACAACUGGGAGCUUGUUCCUCAGGAAUCUGGUGUUUAUGCACCAUCGACGUGAAAACCGCUCAGUUAUCAAUGUGUCAAUCAAUACGGUACUAAUCCAGUAAGUCACCAAAGCAGAUGUCGAGCGGACUCUGACUUUUAUCGUCGUUCAGUGACAGCUUGUGUUGUUGGUGGUUGAUUGAAGAAAAUAAGUUGAAUAAGUUUUGAUCUCUAUGGCAGACAACAACGAGGUUUUCACAGCUGAUAUUCAUUUUAAUGUAAUAUUGAACGAUUUUACCAGAAUCCAUCAUUUAUUCCGAUGUUUCUUCAGUACUUGUUUAUGGGAAUAAGGCGCUAAUGAUUAAAGAUAAGUUUAUUUUAUAUCAUUAAAGUGUGAUUCAGCCCGCUAACAGAUAGAUAUUCAAUGUCUCUUUCCUUUGUUUUGGUCAGUCUGGAGAUAUUUCUACUAAAGUGGCUGUAGGAGACGUUAAAUUGGUCUGUUGUUGCAGGAUAAAUGGCGCCAAGUCAGCUGUGUCUCUGAUUGGCCGAUCUUGAAACCUUAAUAUCUUCAAAACUCACUCCCAGUUCACUGGAUUCUGUUAGAGCUCCGAGGUAUUCAGACCUAAACCUUGUAUUUAUUUAUCUUUAAAAUUCAGCUUUUUUUGAAUGAGUGUGUAUGUGGUUUUUGGUGGUUUUGCAGCCAGCCUCUAGUGGACAUUCUGGGAACUGCAGCAUUUUUUUUUUUUUUUUUAAUAGGAUAGAAUGGAAAUACGGUGAGAUAAAGAGAGAUGGGGAAGGACAUGCAGCACAUAGUCAGAGCCGGACUUGAACCCACAACUGCUAAGGGGUUCGUGGUUCCCAUAUGUGUGGUGCGCUGACCCGCUCUGCCAUCUGCGCGCCCCGAAUCGCAGUUUUUGGCACUUGUGCACCAGCUUCAUCUCUCUGUGGUGGCCUUUCCUCUGCUUUUCGAAUGUCUCUGAUGAAGUCGACAUUUAUCAGGUCUCUGAAUUUUCAUCAAGUUGGACCUGGAAUCGAGCGAAUGCUGCUAAACUGGUCCACAAGCUAACCCGGGAUUUUCACCGCAUCCAAAACAGCUCCGAUCCUGAACAGCAGCGGAUCGGUUUGUGAGGCAAAUUGGUAAAAAGCUAAUUUUAAGUCGUUUUACUGAAUACCUGAGCUGGAUGUAAAGUUAUUUAUCGCCAAACAUCAGAAACUCCAAUUGGCGGCUCUUGGGAAUCCAAACCCGUCACUCUGACUCGUCUGACAGCUCUCCUUCAGUAACUCUCUCCUAUCUCCGGCUCAGAUUUACCUCCUGACUGAGCUGUGCUGCUGGACCGACACCCUCCCUCCCCCUUCUCUCCCCCCUCCCUCCCUCAUCAGAUAGCCAGUCACAGCUUGCCCAUCUCUCCCAGUCCCAUAAUGAAAUUACUGGACCAAAAUGGAACAAACAUGUUCCAGUGCUGUGAGAAAACAUGUCUGCAGUUAACCAGCCAAACAAAGAAGCCAUAAAGCUGCCGAGCCAAAAGCAAACGCCGGCUACAUUUCCGACAUCUGUGUGACAAAAUAUCUCCCACCACGCACACUCACACACACAUACACACACACACGAUGCAGGGUUUGUAAUUAUGAUCCUUAAUUACAGCUUGUUUAAAAAUACUUAUCUGAAGCUGGGAAGCGUUUUCUGCUGGAGUGAUUCAUGACGGAGGGAAAUUCUGGGAGUUUGUCUUGGAAACAACAGAAAAAAGUACAAAUUCGUCUUUUCAAAGGAGGGGAAAUAUCGGAAAUAAGAGCCGAAGAGAAAUCCUCUGACCGUUUCCGAAAUGACUGGGAGUAAAACGGAUCAAAAGGCCGUCAUAAGCUCCAGCGAAACAGUCCGUCUGGGUGAUAAUUCAAACAACCUUUUACUUCCUCAAACUCUCGAGUGACACAAUCUGCGCUCGGCGAACAGACGUUGGUUUUCCACGAGAACCAGUAACACUUUUGUCCAGACACUCCGAGAACCGCGGCUCUGCCUUCGGAGCCAAUCUGGAGCGGGACCAGAACAAGUCUUGUCUCACGUCCAUGUCUGAAAUAGCGAGGCCGACAAAGAGGAUCCCUGCGGAGCGCGGUAAAAUAGAGCACAGGCGUGGAUGAGGAACAUGCGUCGGUGGCGGGAUAAUUUGGGACAUCCUUUGAGGAGUUGGCUGAACUGUGUCCUCCUACACAAAACACACACACACACAAACACACACACAUGUAGGCAGUCAAACUUCCUGUCACUUACAGUAGGCUUUAAAUCCACUCUGCUGUGCUGAGACAGCUCUGCAGGUUCAUUACGUCCACACAAGGACAAACACUGAAGGUCCUGUCAGAGUCUAGAUGUAUGUGAACCUCCUGAUCUAGAUCAUGCAUCAUGGACUUAAAGGUUCGUUCGUGUCUGUAGAUCUAUGCUGAGACCUUCACUCUCCUGCAGUCUCAGUUUGAGAUUUAAAAGGAUGUGAAUUCGCUCGUAUUUACUCUAUUUUAAUGCAGGUGGAUCUGGUGUAAAGAGCCUCUACUGCCCCCUAGAGGAGACCAGUCAGUUACACAGGAUUCCUAUUAUGACUAAAGUAGGGUGACCAUACGUCCUCUUUUACCCGGACAUAGGACUGAUCGUGAUCGAUGAUCGUGAUAAAUUUCAGUUCGAUCACGGUGAUCAGCUGAGAGCAUAUUUACUCGAUCAAACAUGGCGGAAAUGUGCGUCACAACAGCCAAUCAGAGUCGAGCUUUUCCUGCUCCAAUUCUGUAAGUUGUCGGAGAAGUAAACAGAACGACUGAACGUGGAGCUGAGGGCAACAAAAUAGAUAUCAGCCGUGACUUUGAGUCAUCCUCCGAAGAUGUUAUUGUAGAGAAGUUAUUUAACGUCGGUUGUGUGGCGUUGGUUCAGAAUCUCCAAAGUGACGUUGAGCAAUUAAGCCAAUGUGCAAGUUAUGUCGGCGGUCGAUGCUGUCAAAAACCGGUACUGUUGAGUUCAAAUGUUUUUAUAUUUGUCUAAGUUUAUCUUAUUCUUUAUUAUUUACUUUGUUUGUUAUUAAAAUGUUGAACUAAUCUCUAGUUUCUUUAGUUUUUAGUUCAGAUGCUUAAAAACUGGCAGUAUAAAAAAAAUUGUGAUAAUAAUCGAGAUCGGACGAUACAACAAAAUAUAUCGUGAUCAUUUUUUUGACAAAUCGCCCAGGCCUAUCGGACAUAUCCCUCUUUUUUAGAGGCUGUCCGGAUUUGUACGGUGAAGUUUAUAAAAUCGUUCAAAUGUUCGCGGUUUUGUACGCAAGUUUCGAGUUUGUGUCACGUGGACUCACUGAGUUAAAAGUGCGUAAAAGACACUCGAUCUAUGACUCCGCCCCCAUAUAGUCAUGUCCUGUUUGUGCGAAGUCAGAAUAUGGUCACCCUUAGCGUAAAGUCGAUAUUUUAAUGCUAUACUAUGACUUCAGGCCUCUGUGGUUGGCCACUUGUUAGGGAGUCUGCCUCUAGUGGCCAUUUGAAGAACUGCACAUGUCCUUUUUAGCCGCCUGUGUCUUUAGACUCAAAAUCAAAAUACUUUAUCAAAUAUGAAAAUGGUCUCAAAGAUUUUAUUGAUCACAUGAAGUCAACACUUCACCGUGAAUCGAUCUUAUUUGAUCAAAUUUAUCAGUUUUCCUUUUUGAAACCCUAAAAAAGACACAGAUUUGACUUCUUAAGUAACUUUUUAAGGACAGUACCCAACACAACUCUGAUUUAGAAUAGAAUCUAAAGCUGCAAACAGUGAAUUUUUACAGAUCACAGAGUGUUUAACAGUAAAAUCCUAAACCAAGUGUUGCUGCAUUCAGACCUCGGCUCUAAAAGAGGAUCCUGAUGGGGGUGGGGAACAGAAGAAGAAGAAGAAGAAGAGACAGAAGAAAAAAGGAGGGGAAAUGCUAUAAAUUCCUCCUCAGUGUAAUGGAAGGACUAGUUGUUCCUUAUUGUAUGUCCUGAGGCGAAGCGCUCCAUGAUGAGUCAAAAAAAUGUUUCCUCAAACAGAGACGCAGUCACAGGACCGACGUCCCACUGCCCAGAGACGUCACAUGAAUGAAACAAACACAUUACAUGAACAGCUUUUGCAUGUGUGUGUGUGUGUCUGUGUGUGUGUGUGUAAAGGGGGGGUCUGCUGUGUUAUUUUUAAAGUGUGUCCGGGGUUUUUCGUUUCACAGACAUGUCAUGCUUUCAGAGCGGAUCAUAUUUGUUUGAGCUUUAAAGAAACUAAACGAGUUUUCAUGAAAGAGAAGGUCAGGUGAGGUCUGCUGAGAAAUGGACCUGCAGACUGAUGGAUGGAGAGGACGGAGAAAAUCAAAACGAUUGAUUGAUGAAUGGAUGGAUGGAUGGAUGGAGGGAAGGCGAGUUGAUGGACUUAUAGAGAAAGGACAAAGGGUCUCCUGAUGAUGGAGGGAUGGAUGAAACCUAAAGAUGGAUGUCUGUGGAUCACCUGAUGGAUGUCUUGUUGGAAGAUAAUUGAAGAAGAGAGAGACGGGUCAAUGGAUGUAUUGAUCGGUCAAUUAUAAAUCAGAUACUUUAAAGAUAAAUGGAUGAAUAAUGGUUUUAGACACGUGGCGGCCUGAUGGAGAGAAGGUUAAGGUUUUACUCGAUGAAAGAUUAUCAAUAAGGCUAAAAAUUGAUAAUAGAGGGAAAAGGAUAAGACUGUCUGUGGACUGUUCAAUAAUGGAGGAGGAUCAGAUCACUGGAAGACAAUAUGAAGAUGGCAGGAUGGAUGGAUAUGUGAAGUUAAUGGAGCGACCAUCUCUGCUUUUUAAUCAGCUCCAUAUGUUUGACGUCAAUAAUGAUUAAAGACUUUAUAAUUAACUUACAAACAAGUUUCACUGAGUAGAAAAAGACUUCUGUUCUCCACGUUACAAAAGGAGUACCCCAGGGUUCAGUUUUAGGACCACUCCCAUUCACUGUUUAUGCAAAUAAUGUCACACAAUCACAAGCUCUCUAUCUACACAGAUGAUGUACUUAUUUUUCUGAGUGUUAACAACGUUUCAUGAUAGAUCUGAUUACCUUCACUGCUCCACAGAGAGGGAGAAGUCUGCCUUCUGAUUGGACGUUUACAGAACAGCCUCUGAUUGGUUGUCAGACCAAAACAAUAGUUAGCUACAAACAGAAAUGAUGCUAUUUCACUAAAAUAAAACCAUGAACCAUCACAGAAAUUUAUGAUGAGAAAAGCAGAAAUGCACAUCCACAUCAUUGGAAAGCUGCCGGUCUCACGAAGCGAGUGGAUUUUACACUGAGUUAGUAUGUUAUACUGCUGUACACCAAGAGUAAGGUAAUAAAAUACCAACUAUAAGUUCUUCUUGUGACUCAGGAGACUGAAAACUGAAGACGAGAUCAGACAAAAGUCUUGGGUAUCUGCUGUUGACGGUUCUGGGUCAGAGAAAACAGACAUCGAGUGACUAGAGUGAACUCUGUGAGCUCUGAGAGAUGGACCAAAGAUGGAGGCAGCUGUCGUAGAUGGUGGAGGAGAGAAUCUGUUUGGAUAGACGAAGAUUAAAAGUCUUCUCAAACGGAUGGAUAGACCCACAGUUUGGGUUAUUUGGGGGGAACGGCGGUUUCCAGUACGAGUAGACAGACUAGACGAGUCAAAGAUGGACCGUUGGGCGACUGGAUGAAAGAAAGGAUGGAUUGUGUGUUGAAGGACUGAGACUCAGAUUUAUAGAUGUUGGGAAGGCUGGAGGGACUGCGGCUGCUGAAUGGAUGGAUAUACAUUUUGCCGAACUUGUUUUCCCGCCACAUUCUGUCUGACCUCAUCUUACAAACGUUCGAUUCAACGCGAACGUCUGUUUAGUCUUCUGAUUGUUCGACUCCAAAAAUGACCCACAUCACAAGUCAUCUGUUGAUCCUGGACCGGUUUUAUGUGGCUUCUGGUCCGAGGCGUCGCUUCACCGGAGGUCCCGCGUCGCAUUCAGACCGUUUUAAGAAAAUAAAAGCCUCCCCUCCAGAUGGUAGCGUUUUCAUGUACCACAGAAAACAAGGAGACUUACGGCUCUGCUGUCACAGGGCGGUUAGCCGAUGGCUCGCUUCCAGGGAAUGUGAGGCUGAGCCGCCGAAAAUGAUUUGGAUGUUUGUUCUGUGUUGUUCGGCGUUUAUUGUUACCGCGGAGAACAAAGCAGCCGUGAGAAUUAGGUCAAUGAGAGACGGAUACUUGCUCUGUUUUCCUGUUUGUAGUCUCAAUCAGCCAUUGUUCUCGCUUAUGUAAUACAACUACACUUUUUACUACCCGAUAAAAAACUCACAAAUUUGUCACUUCUCCAGCUGACGUGUCAAAACAGCGAGAGUUUGACGGGUUGAGAUUUGACGGAGGAUUAUGAGAGAUUAGCAGAGAUUGGAUAUGAAGGUUAGAUCAGUGAAAGGAGCAGAGCGACAGAUCUGCAGAUUUAUGUACCCCUGCUUUAUUUCCCAUGAUGCCGCGGUGUUUCCAUCUGGGAUUCCCUCCCCGCUGAGCUGAAAGUACUCAAACAAAUGUCAUUAGUUAAAUCAUUUAAUGGCUCCCAGUCUCUCACUGUGAUCUUUACAGGAUAUGAAAUAUUAAUGGGAUGAGUAGAAACGAAAUAGUUGGAGCACAAAUAAAGAGAAGAGGAGGAGGAGGUGAAGAGUUAACGUGUGGAAAAAAGGAGAAGGAGUGGAAAAAAGAGGGAGAGUUCAGACGGACUGGGACAGACAGAAGGCUGCAGGCUGGUGGGUCUGGUCGCUGUUACACUGACCUCCAUGACAGACCUCUCACUGUUCGUCCUCCUCCUGCUCCACCCUCAGGCCGUCCUGUGGCUCCGUGCAUCCCAUCACUUUCUCUCUCUCCUCACACUCCCUCCACUCUGUUUGCACUUGUCCAAAAAACAGACUCUGUUUUUUUUAAUCUAGUCCUUUCUUUUAAGAAAUUUCAACCCUGAAACGACAGAAUUAGUCAUUUUACACAAAAAUUAGUGUCCUUUCUUAACAGUACUACUCAACACCAGUAACAAUAACGAUUCAAGUAUAAUUACUUUAACUGUAAAACUGAAAACCUCCUUCAAACUGAGGGAGUGAGUGAGUGUGGGUACAGGCCUGGACUUUCGCCAUUUUAGGGGCAAGGCCAAUUUUUUGAGUGCGCCAAGGCCAUAGAGACUAACACAACUCACCUACUCUCUUCCAGCAGCCACUUGUUCGUAGUGAGACCUCAGGCCAGUCCAUUACGGACUACAGCGGGGUGUCGCAGCUCAAGGAAGAACAUUUAUGUGCAUUUCUUCAUGGAAAUACAAUCAGACCGAGACGCUAAGACAGAAGAACUACCGCGUCUGCAGAGAAAAUGAUUAAUAUGAUGAUUAUUACUUCAAGGAAAUGAUGAAGAAAUGAAUAAUGAAUAAAGAAAUUAUAGAUCAUAUGUAUUUAAAUUGAAAGGGGUCUCUCUAAUGUGAUUUCUCAUUAGGAAACACUAACUAGAUAUGUAAUGGACAGGAAGAGUUAAUAAAGCUUUGUCCACAGGGGGCGCCAAAAUUUAUACAACCCAAAAGUUCCCUACAUGAGCUUUAAAAAUCACAACAUAAAAACCGUCUGUCCUGAUGUUGAUGGUCUAGUUUUCUUUUGGGGGGUAUUAUUAAAAGGCAACAAUUUGACUCCUAAUCUUUCUUAAUGAACGUGAAAAAACUUCUUAUAGGAGCUGUAAAUCAACCCAAAUAAUCACCGUGUACGUUUUCUUUUUAAUAAAAACAGACGGCUGGAAAGAAAUGUAAGAGGUCCAAAAAUGUUCUCAUGGACUUUUUUAAAGAAAUGUUUUUCCACAUCCAUAUUUCUUCUUCUUCUUACUUAAUUUUUGUAUUUUAUAAACACUAAGAUGUCAACAUUCAGACGUAAACCAGCCUGUUUUCCCAUUAAAACCUUCAGUAAAGGCUGUUAAAAAUAUUGGUCAACCACCAACAGAGUCAAUAAACUAAAGAUUGUUUAUUUCCAGAAACUCAAACAUGUAGAAAUAUGAUCAGUGUAAACUUUGACGUCCUCUCAGCAGCUGACUCUCGUCCCUCAGCAGCAAACGUUUGUCCACCGAUGACCUUUGAGUCCUGAUAUCCGACUUUCCUAACGAACCAUAAACCCGAACUCUGCGCCCCGUCUGAGACUCACGCUCGUCUUUAACGUGUUUGUAUGUUUGCACAAUAAAACAGACAAAUUCCUGCAGACGUAUUUAGACUUAGUGAGGAUCCCAAACAAACACACUCUCUCUCACACACACACACUGUCACAUUUUCACACAAAUGAAAACACAUGUCAGAUUGGAUCUUUAACGAGCAGAUUAACAGGCAGGGAUUUUGGCGAGGGGGGGGAGACACCCAGUUAUCCACGUCACCCACAUCCACAGCUGCGAUCCUGGGAUUUAAAGGAUGCUCUCACUGAUGCUCUCCAGAUGUGUGGACGGCAAAACACACACUUAACGCACGAGAGAGGGGCAUUUAUCAGAGUAAACAGUCGGAUUUGACCGUGACCAGAAAGCUUGUUUUGGACUAUCUGUGUGCUCAGCUCCCAGCGGCUGUUAUUUUGUGUUAAUCCAGACAUGCUUAAGUCUCUGGAAAACUGGAUGCACAGCGAGCAUGAAAGUACAGUCAGUCUGUAAGCAGUCGGUUCAGAGGCCUGCAGAGACCGACUUAGAGGGGUUUUUUGGUGUGGACCUGAUCCCUAAAGCGAGUCUGUUCGUCAGAGAUGAGAAUCUGAGCGCUGUCAGCGAUCAUCACACCCCUGAAAAUGACCAUUUUCUGCUCUUUCUUCUUCGUCGUCUAUUGCGUUGGUUCUGACGCCACAUAAAAGCAAAAGUAAUCAGUCACAGCUCGGAGCGUGGAGGAGCGUUUUGACGCCGCGCCACCUUCGCAACAAUGCAGCCCUUCAGUGGAUCCACCAUCUUCAGAUUUUAGACUCAAGCCCUGACAGGACCCGAGAUACUGGAUCAGAUUUAGCAGCAGCGUGCUAACUUCUAUCCUGACGGGCAUGCUGACUAUCAGCUGGACAUCUUGACACAUGUAGGUCAGAACCAGAACUAACUAGCUAACGGUCCUCCUCUUAGUACAAGAGGCGGUGAAGUAAUCAUGGUGGACAGAAGACAGAGCGCUGGAGCAUUUCGAUAGUUUUUUGUCAAGCCAAACAGUUCCCCAACUUACCGUCAAAUCCACUCGCUCUGUGAGACCGGUACUCUCUGCUCCUGGUGUUAAACAGAGACCGUCCAGAUCUAAUAGUUUAAAAAUAAAGGUAACCUGUGAGGGUUUAUGCGUGUCGCUACCUGAACCCGAUUUGUACUGCGCAUGUGCGAAACGUACGUCACUUCCUCUUUGUUUUAGUCUGUCCAAUCAGAAACCUGCACGGACAACUUUGGAUGAAGUUUGUAAAUCUGCCGUCCUUAUACUCCUCUUUGUAACGCAGCUUUUUAAUAUCAGCCAAACUCAGGAGACAUAUUUUUAUACCUAUAUGCUGCUUUUUUUUCGAUGUCUCCGAAUGAGAACUGACCCCGAUCUGACACCAACUCCAAGCUUCUACAGCUCUUGGCUUUCACAUUUGGUGCAGACUCUAUGGGAGACUGAUUUCCACUGUUUUUGGAGCGCAGUCCGUCUACAGCAGCUUUCACACCUCAGCACAGCUCUCAGGAAAAACAGCUUCAGGUCCAACUGGCCCGAGUGUGAAAAUGGCCUCUGUAAACUUUCCUGUGAUUAAAAUAUCUGCGAAUUACAGGAGCCGAACAGGUCUGUAGAUUUUUAAGGAUAGAAAACCAAAGAGAGGAAAUCAUGACCCACUCGGUUCUCUUUGAAGUUCAGCUGACCUACAUGCCUCUAAAUGUCCCAAAAGUCACAAGAUACCGUAAAAAAUCUCCUAAACCGCUAAAUAUAAUGACUGUCUUUACUUCAGACCCAUCUGAUUCAUAAAUCCGCCUUCGUCUGAACUUUUACGGCCCGUGAAAACCCAAUGCCACGCUUGGGAGGGGUCUGCGUCGGGAUACGAGAGUCAGAGGUCAUUUAGGGGGUCAAACCGAGCCCUGACCUCCUCUGUGGACGACGAGCACCAGGGGAGGCUUUGUCCUUUUAAAUAAGAGUGACGGGAAACCUGCCCCCGAUGGCGCCCUGUGGCGGUUCGGCAUCAGCGCGUACAAUAAAGUCUUCUUCUGAGUCGGCCUGGAGAGGAAAGUGUUGUAUCUGUCUGGGUACGAACGCCCCGGGGUGACCUCCCAUUGAGAGACGGAGGUGGAAGAAACACACACAGACGCAUGUUGUGGGCAGACGAUAAACAGAUUAAAGUGUGUGGGAGGAGCGCACACACACACACACACACACACACACAGAAAUAUGCACACACACACACAAAGAGAAAUAAAACACAUGAAUGUAAAAGACUUGAAUGUGUUCAGUCUGCUGACCCAAAUCUUUCAGGUCAGCUCUGCUCUAACCAGAGGCUUUUUUUCUGGUCCUCAGCAGCAGCGUGUGUAUCUGUGGUUACGGGUUUGAAGGCGGUGUGUAAGUGUGUGUGUUUGUGUUUGUGUGUGUGUGCGUCUCAAACUACCUUUUUUUUCUCUUUUAGUAAAUUUGAGGAGGAGAGUGAACAGUGGAGUGACUCAGUAUUCAUCUCUGAGCUCGGAGUUUCUGUGAAUCAGAAAACAAUGAAGGAUUUCAGGUGAUGAAGGUGUUAGUCAGGUGUUACAGCGUCAGUGUGUAACGGGGAUCAGACCACCAGCUAACGCCGUGUUAGCGUUCCCUGAGAGGAGUGAGAGUAUCCUGAAACCAGUCAUGGUGUUUGAGUAUUAUAUGCUCAGGCUUUCUCUUUAUACUGGAAGAGAAACCAGAGGGACUUUUUAAAAAGUUUAACCAGCCAACCGGAAGGGCAUCAAGAGGGCACUUUAAUCUUGCCUGACAAAAAACUACAGGGCAGUUUUUCCACUUUAAUGCACUGGUAGGGCAUCCAGAGGGCACUUUUUUAAAAAGUUUCAUCAGCUACAGCUAAAGAAAUCUAAAGAGCAUCUCUGCUUUUACAUUCAAUAUUGGAGUAGGGCAUCUAGAAAGAAUUUUGUCUCCUCACUGUAAUUCUUGGAGGGAAUCAAGAGAGGUUGUGUUGUUUUUUAUUUUUCUUCUGGCAGGGCAUCUAAAGGGCACUCUUUCACCUUGAUUUGGCCCGAAAAACAACUACAUGACACCUUUUCUACUUUAAUGUCCUGGUAAGGCAUCCAGAGGUUGUUUUUCAUAUUCCAUCAACAAGUAGAAAAUCCAGAGGGCAAUGUUUUUACUAUUUUAGGUUUUGGUAGAACAUCCAGAAGCACUUGAGAAUGAAACAGGAGCUUUUUUGCAUUUUAUCUGCAGAAGGGCAUUCAGUGGACACCUUUUCUUUGCUUUGUAAACUGAGAGGGAAAAAAGAAGGCACUACUUUAUCUGUUUUAUAUCCUGGAAGGGAAUCCAGAAGACACAGUUUUACAUUUUGAUCUUGUUUUGGGAACAUUUUUACAUUUUAUAAUGUGGUAUGGCAUCCAGAGGGCACUUUUUUAUACUCCAUCAACAAACUGAAAAUCCAGAGGAAAUGUUCUUUUAUUUUUGGUGUGUUGGUAUAACAUCCAGCACUUGUUGAAGGCUUUGUGCAUUUGAUGGACUAAGUUUUACAUUUUGAUCAUGUUUUGAGGACAUUUGUACAUUUUAUAAUGUGGUACGUCAUCCAGAAGCAUUUUUACAUGCUUUAUAUACUUUGAAGAAAUAAUAAGGGCAUCCAGAGGACACUUCUCAAUGCUUUAAAAAACUAUAAGAGCAUGAACUUAAAUGUUAUUUGCGGAGGACAGGAAUCCAGAGGGAACCAUUUAACAUUUUGACCUCUGGUAGGGCAUCCAGUGGACACUUUUUAUCAUGUUUGAAACCUAAAAAAAAUGGCUACUACAGAAAUGUUUCAUGCAUUUUCAAUAAGAGGACAUGUUGUAAAGUUUUAUAUAUGUUAGGAGAAGUUUCUCAGACAAAAGAGCACCAGAGGGCCGACUUUAUAAGCCCUGUUGGGUUGGAGUUGUAGCGGCUUGUUUCCAUAAGCCCCAAACACUGAUUAAGACUGAUUAAUUAAGAGUACUGCUGGUUUUACAUUAAUGACAAGCCUAUUUAGCUAUCCAUACUUAAAUGCUUAUUCUCUCUUAUAAUUUGGUUUAUAUUUCAAAUGCUAUUAACACAGCGGGCAUUUCUGCUUCCAAGAUGGAGGUUGUUUCCUGACGUCCAACUGUUUCUUGAUUAUCUUUCACUCUGCCUCUCGCUCUCUCUCUCUCUCUGUCUGUCAACCAGCCUCUCUCAUUGCCAAACCUUAGCGGUCCCUGCUGGGCUUUCUAUAUGUGUGCCUGAAUAGAGCCAGCUAAUUAAUGUCACAUGUAGUUGGGAAGAGGAGAGCAGAGCGUGGAGUGGGCCCGGCCGCCCUGUUAAUGCAGAUGAACCUGUGGAGGGCGAACACAUGUCAGAGUGCAGUGGAAGUGACACAGUGUUUAUUGCUUUGGCCUGAGCCCACUUCACAGAGGUGUGGAUUGAGUGUGGGUUGACAAAGAGCCUUUUUCCGGACAAAUCUCUCGGUACAGACGAGGAUGUUUGGCCUUUUCUUUCAGUCGGACCAGGAAACGCCCCUCUGUGAUUUUUUUUCAUUAUUAUUAUCAGGCUGCAGAAACUCUCCAACAAGCUUUGACCCUGAGAGAACUUCUCUACUUCCACGAAAAUAUCGACCUCGACUUUGGUUCUUUUCAACUUUUUCCCAUUAAACCCCAUUGAGUUUGCACCAAAUCUCAUUUCAUCCUUCAGGGUCCCUAAACAGUCUGUCGAGGAGAGAGUGGGGAGAAAGCGGCGCUCUCCUUCCCCCCCUCCUCUGUCAGAUUAAGGCUUCCUAAAUGAGAACAAAUUCCACCUCCUCCUUCGUCUCCGUUUUUAAUUUCCCAGCAGGAUUGUGCCGCCGUGGCUUUGUAUCUGCACGGCAGAGGUGAAGGAUGAGGAUAUUCAUACUUUGGCUCCUUGGCCCAAUUUAUUUUUGGGGAAGAGGAGGGGGUCUGUUCGGCGGUGAGUGGGACUGUGUGAUCCGACUCCCUUUAAUAAGAUUUGGUUUUCUCCAUGUUUGGAAGCGCUCUGCUUCUUUAGACUGUGAACGCCGGCUUCACUGAAUAAUUCAAAAAUCCAAUCAGGUUGGAUGUUGAGUUUGUUUUGAGUGGUGUGUUUAUUGCUGCUGAUGGACAGUCAUGGUCAUAAAAGGAGAAGUGUGUGGGCGGGAGGUGGCAGGAGUUAAAAUCAUCGUUUUUGAAAGCAUGAGAGUGUGUGUAGGUUAUGUUUUUAAGGAAAAUAUUCUGCAGAGCGUGCCAGUCGUUCUGCCGACACUCCAAACAGUAAAAGAGAAACCUGAAGGAUUAUUAUCACGUCUUUUUAUUCUUCCCUCUGCCUGACUGACUUCACAUUCAGAGGACUUAAAACAACACAAACCCAGUUUUUGCUCGAGGAUCACAUCAAUAUCCCGUAAUAUUGAUCAGUUCACCUCGAUAACGAUAAAUGGACGAUUACUACUCAACAAGCUGCUCACCUCCUCCGGAAAAAAUAGAACUCUUGUGAUCAGCUGAGGAGUCCGGCGAUCCGCAGAGGAACAGAAAGAAGUCGGUGUAAAUUGACACGUUAACUUGAAUGGUUACGAUCAGCUGCGAUCGGCAGAUACGGCCUUUUUGUAGCCAUUCCGCAUGCGGUGGAAAUUGGGGGUUAAAGGGACAUGAGACCAAAGCCUACCGACACACUUUUAUUUAUUUAUCUUUUCGACACCAAAUAUGCCGAUAUGGGCAAAAUAACGACGGUUAUUGUCGCAAAUUACGGUAUCAGUAUAUUUUCGGUUUAUCGCCCAGCCCUACUCCACCCCCUUUUAAUUUUCAGACACUCAGCCCCGCCACACAGUUCAACUAACAUACAUGAUUUUUGCCAGGCAUAUUUAUCAUGCCAAAACCUCCAAAAACUCCUCUUGCACUGAUACUCUAAACCCAACAGGAAGUCCAUAAUUGUUCAUAAUCAAAGGGCGUUGCCGUGGUGACUCGUCAUACUUUGACAUCAUACAGGAAACAAGAAGUCAUGUCAACUUUGUAUUCGAUAUUUUCUACACAUGAUCGAUAUCAACCCCUGAUCGCAUCAAUGUGCUAAUUUCUCCAAUUUAACUGUAGCGCCACCCUCUGGAAAUACAUGGUACUACCUGUCACAUACAUCGGCUUAUCUGCUUCAAAUUUCUUAAACUCAUCUUCAAAUGUAUGUUGUCAUAGUGAUACUGUCAUCUAUUGGACAAAAGCAGUAUUAAUGGUGUGUUCCAGUUACCUCAGAAGUCAGAAGUCCAAGUUCUUUUAACGUUUGACUUGUCCGAUUCUAAGGCAAGCGCUAAAAUAACUUUUGUAGAUGAAGCCAUCUUGUUUCAGGCCUCCGAUUUUGCUUUUUUCAGACUUUGGGUGUGACGCUAACACAACAGGAAGUCCAACUACUGGGUCAAAGGUGGUUCAAAACAGAAACAGGAACUUAAAUCAAUAAAAUUCAGGGAAAAUUUCGACAUUUUCGUUGUUUUUUGCAGCUGUGAUCAUCGAGGAAAGUGUUACUCAACUAACAGAGAAACACUUUCCCUGAACACCCACACAACCACCAAACAAAUCUCACUCUGGUUCAUGUACAUUCAUGCAACACUAGACACCUGAAUUUAUCAUCUGUUUUGCUUUCCCAUGAUGCUUUGAGAGCGAUCUAAUACACACCUAAAAUCUGAGGACCUGAACGCUGAUCAAAUCAGUUUCACACGAGUUCAGCAGGAUAAACUUGUACACACGGUUCGGCUGUGGAUGCCAGUGAGUGUUUCCUCAAAUGUGUGUGUGUGUGUGUGUGUGUGUGUGUGUGUGUGUGUGUGUGUGUGUGUGUGUGUGUGUGUGUGUGUGUGUACAUGAACAGGAAACUGACUAAGGGUAUUAUUCAUGGGGAGAUGACUGUAACCGCAGUGAGUACUCGAGUGUGUGCGAGCGAAAAGGAGAUGAUGUCGGUUUUUUGGUGAACACGGAGGAGGUGAGAAAUGGGGAUUGAUGGACUGGUGUGUGAGUGAGUGUGUGUAUGGCAGGUGGUGUCGUCUGCUCGCAAAACACACACACACAGACACACACACACACACACGUGCCAUCUGUAGCUUCCCGGCAGAGCCCAGAACGACUGGUCAGACGCGAUUUAUCAGCUCUGAAAUGCAGAAUCACUCGUGCAUCACAAAGUCUGAACAUUGUCGCUCCUCCUGUGAGAGUGUGCGAGCGUGUUUGGACUUGUUUUACACACAAUUCUGAGACAUUAACUCGACCCAGGACACAUAUGCAAAAUCUAAACGCCAAAAAUGACCCUGACAGGUAAAACGAGGCUGGCAGAGAGAAACUGCGGCGUCUUUUCCUGCACACUCGGAAAUGUGGUUUAAUUGCUUCGUAUGCAUCUUUACAUGAGCAGGAAUCGUGUUUGUAAAGGUGAUCGUGUGCAGAAAGGUGAUAGUUAGAGAAAGCAGGGCUAGCUUCACUUUGGUUUAGGUGUGAAGUGACUGUUUGUAGAGUUCUGAAUAACAGGAAAGAGGAAGUAAGAGCAGAGACGGUAUCUGUGAAACCACAGCUGGUUCUAUUUAACACGUUUUUCAUCUUUGCGUUAAUCUGCAGGUUUGUGUUUCAUAACCUCAGAAUAAAUCGGAGAGAGCUCCUCUGACAUUUCUAAUCACACAGGUAGAACCACCUACACACACACACACACACACACACUCCUGUUGGAUUUUGACAAAGUGAAACGACUCCUGUCUGCUCAGCUGGAACAAAACACACACACUCUCUCUCUCUCUCUGUUUCUCUCUCUCCGUCUGAUUGGCUCGAUCCUUCUCUCUGUCAGCAAAUAAGUGCAACAAGUUCCCACCUCUUUCCUCAGGUAGCUGAAAGCCAUUCGGGGUAAUGAAGAAAAUUACUACACGAGGUAGAAGUAGAUGAGGCCUGUUAGGUGAAAAGUGGGCAUGCCAAGAGGUUUAUUGCGGCACUUGAUCAAACUUUAACACCUGAGCGAGUCGGUUUGGGCGAACGGGGGAGGAGGAGGAAAGUUUCCUCAGCAGACACACGCCUCACACAGAGAGGUGAGUUUUUAAAGGAUGCUUUCAUGUCUGGAGAGGAAGGAGGAGAGGAGACGGUGUUUAGAGAGGGAAAAGUCUGAUGGAAUAAACGUCUGAUGGAGGGAGAAGGUGUGAGUCCUCUCUGCAGAAACACUGAGUCACUCCCUCCACGCUUUGGCUCGCCUCUGCUGAAGGUUUAUGUAACAACGGCUCAAACUUCGCCCCGUAAACGCUCCCGUGAUUCCUUCCAGAUGUGCGCUCCUCAGCGGGCCGCAGGGGGAAUGCAGCACAACACAAAGGAGGGGGGCGUGUUAAUGAGCGGUGUAGGGGUGUAGCAGGGUGGGGGUGUCUGCUUUUAGCUCAGAGCAGAGGGAGGGAAGGAAUGCAGGGCUGUGUGAAGAAUUCCUCCUCCUCCUCCUCAUCUGCGUCUGGAUCUAGUUUGUUUUCGGAGGUUAUCUGCCACAUCCUCAGGUUUAAAUUUAGCCGCCGCGGUCACUGCUGGGGUCGCCUGGCUUUGUACAGAAUCACUGAUCGUAUCAGAGGGAUGGAUUAAUGUAGGCGAUGAGGAGACAUCGUCAUACUCUGAGAUUUUCUCUCUAAUUAAUGAGAUUUAUUUUUAUCUCAGAGUUUGUGUAGGCGCUACUCUUUUCUUUCCUGAUCCGUCAUUAUGGACGAAGCUGCAGGAGCGACCACCUACUAUUUUAAUCUUUAAUGAAGCUUUAUGAAUGCUUCUGAAAACUGAACGACACCGCUACAGGCCUCCUAAUACAUAAAUAUUUGGGGGUCUAUAGAGGUGUCAUGUAGUAGUGGAAAGCCGAAAAAAGACGUAAUAUCGUCGGCUUAUAGAGGUGUCAGUCAAAAUAACGUCAAAAUAUAGAAGUGUCAUGUAAUGGUCGGAAGAUAAGCCAAAAUAUCGUCGGCAUAUAGAGGUGUCAUACAUUAUUCAGUAAAUAAGUCAAAAUAUCGUCAGCACAGAGGUGUCGGGCAGUUUUCCGAAGAUAAGUCAAAAUAUCGUAAGCUUAUAGAGGUGUCAUGCAGUGUUCGGAAUAUAAGUCAAAAUAUAAUUGGCAUAUAGAGGUGUCAGUCAAAAUAUCGUCGGCAUAUAGAGGUGUCGGUCGAAAUAUCGUCGGCAUAUAGAGGUGUCGGUCGAAAUAUCGUCGGCAUAUAGAGGUGUCGGUCAAAAUAUCGUCGGCAUAUAGAGGUGUCAAUCAAGAUAACGUCGGCAUAUAGAGGUGUCAAUCAAAAUAUCGUCAGCAUAUAGAGGUGUCAAUCAAAAUAUCAUCAGCAUAUAGAGGUGUCGGUCAAAAUAUCGUCAGCAUAUAGAGGUGUCUGUCAAAAUAUCGUCGGCAUAUAGAGGUGUCAAUCAAAAUAUCGUCGGCAUAUAGAGGUGUCAGUCAAAAUAUCGUCGGCAUAUAGAGGUGUCAAUCAAAAUAUCGUCAGCAUAUAGAGGUGUCAGUCAAAAUAUCGUCAGCAUAUAGAGGUGUCAGUUGAAAUAUCGUCAGCAUAUAGAGUAGACGGUCAAAAUAUCGUUGGCAUAUAGAGUUGUGGUGCUUUUUUCAAAAGAUAAGUCGAAAUAUCGUUGCCAUUAUGGAGUUUUGAAUCAUGAAUUCAACAUUUUCUUAGGAGGAAGUUUUUUUGAGAGAUUCAGGCCGACAGAAGCUCCGACAAACCCACUUAACAGAUGGUUCCGACUUUCGCCUGAGAGGCAGAACUCAGGGCAAACUUCCCUUGUUUGUAACAAUCGAGAGCGAGCGCCAUGAGCUUUUCUGCAUUAUUAACAACUCAGAGCGUUUUUUUUUUGUCUGUGUGGAUUAGACAUGAACGAAGACGAGGCAGAUCUGGUGGAGCACGUUGUGUCUCCAUCUGGUGAAAGUUUCAGCCUCGGGUUAGAAAAUUCAGAACUUUUUACUCAUUAUUCAGGAUGAUUUUUCUCAUUAAACCGACUCGUUUAACUCCUUUAAUGAGAUAGUUGUUCUGUGAUUAAAGAAUCCUCUUAAAUUCCUCCACAUUUGGAGUUGGACCGACACUUUCUAGUAAACCUGUUAAACUUCCUCUGACCCUCCUUCGCUCCUCCUCUUCCUCGUGUCUUCCUCAGUCUGACAUUUUGCUCCCUGUUUCUCCCGUUGUGUACAUUUCUGUGGGUGAGAGGCCCAGUUAAUAGCAUAAAAUGUUAAUUUCAACCCUACGCUGCUGGGCUCCCAGAUGGAAUAGCGAUGGUUUCGCCCUUGAGCAAGGCAUUUGUUCCGGACAGCUGGGUUUGGAGGGCGUUUGGAGAGGCCGGUGUGGUUAAUGAGUGAUGUGAGGGGAUGGAGAGGAGGCUGCAGGGCUGCAGACUGAGAGCCUCUCUAACUAGAGUGUGAAGAGACAGAGCCACUUCAUUAAACGGCCCGUCUCGGUAAACACCGGCUGCCUGCAGGACCGGCUGCUGCUGCUGCUGCUGCUGCUGCAGAGAGCGAGUGCAGCCAUCUGCAUGUACACACAAACGCACACAUUGUCUCUCCCUGUCUCUCUUUAUUUCACGAGCCUCUGUAAGUCACUGAAGGAGGAGAUGAGGGGGUUGAUGCUAUGAAUAAAAAUGCCAUCACCUAAAUAUCACCGCCGGCUCUGAGACUUUACAAGCGCGCACUUAAGUCCUUUUCUCUGCGGGCAUGUAAAGCUUUCUGCGAACACACGGAGAAGAAGAAGACGGAGAAGCAUGAAGUCAGAGAUGGAGAGAACAGAUUUCUGCUCUCCUCCUCCUGCGGCUGAAAAACCUUGAUUCAAACAUGGAAAAACAUUGUUUAUGCCCUCAGCUGUCGCUGCUGCUGCUGGAGCGUAAUGUGAGUAAACAGACCUGCCAGAGAAAAAUGGAUGUCUGACUGUGUGGAAACUUAACGAAUAUUAGAGGUCCUCACUUAUAUCCAAGUUUGAGGUGUUUGCAGGUCCGGCAGUCUAUGCAUGCAUGUAUGUAGUCUGCAUGUUGUUUACUGCUCCAUUUACUGUAUUUUUUGUCAAAUCAGGUCAAAAAGAAAAAGAAAAUGUACUUCCAAGUCUGCAGUAAAAACCAGUCCAUGCUGUGAUCUUUCUUUCACUAAAUGCAUCAUGCACAGACUUCUAGAGGCAUGUAUUUGGUGCACUUUGUAGAGGGUGCAGACAUGCUCAUAGAUCCAAAAAUGCAGCAAAAUAUGCCGUCUGUGUAGAAAUGACCUAAAAAAUGUCUCCUGCAAGUGAAAAGAAGAAACAGACCCAACAGGCUUUUAACUCAAAGAACCUAUGAGGCUUUUCUCCCUGUUAGAAACACGGAUACUUAAAGGUGGAUAAGGCAGGAAUCUGUUAAAGAAGACUCUUUUUUUGUAGUUAUUAGUUAUUGAUGACAUUUGGUAAUAUAUCGAUAUCUCUGUGUUCUCUUAUGUCUGUGUCGUCAACAUUUGAACAUUUUUGAGCGGUCCGGUCUUUCUGACUGUAAACAAAGCCGUUCUCCACCUCCUCUAACCUGAUUGGUUGUGAGGCCGACGCUGCUCCCCCGUGUCGUUCAGGAGCCCAAACAAAGUUAGCGUGAUACAAUAUCGGACAGUAGAAACCAACCAGAAAGUUCGGAAAAUUGUCUGAAUCCUCCUUUGGCCACGACUGCCGACACAAGCAAGAGAACACUCAAACAUAAACAGUCAGCAAGAAAACAGUCAGCAAGAAAACAGUCAGCAAGAAAACAGUCAGCAAGAAAACAGUCAACCAUAAACAGUCAACAAGAAAACAGUCAGCAAGAAAACAGUCAGCAAGAAAACAGUCAACAAGAAAACAGUCAGCAAGAAAACAGUCAACAAGAAAACAGUCAGCAAGAAAACAGUCAACACCAAACCGGUCAACAUCAAAACAGUCAACAAGAAAACGGUCAACAAGAAAACAGUCAGCAAGAAAACAGUCAACAAGAAAACAGUCAGCAAGAAAACAGUCAACACCAAACCGGUCAACAUCAAAACAGUCAACAAGAAAACAGUCAGCAAGAAAACAGUCAGCAAGAAAACAGUCAACAAGAAAACAGUCAGCAAGAAAACAGUCAACAAGAAAACAGUCAGCAAGAAAACAGUCAACACCAAACCGGUCAACAUCAAAACAGUCAGCAAGAAAACAGUCAGCAAGAAAACAGUCAACAAGAAAACAGUCAGCAAGAAAACAGUCAACAAGAAAACAGUCAACAAGAAAACAGUCAACCAUAAACAGUCAACAAGAAAACAGUCAGCAAGAAAAUGCUGCUCCCCCGUAUCGUUCAGGAGCCCAAACAAAGUUAGCGUGCUACAAUAUCGGACAGUAGAAACCAACCAGAAAGUUCGGAAAAUUGUCUGAAUCCUCCUUUGGCCACGACUGCCGACACAAGCAAGAAAACAAAGUAAAUACCGGAGACUCUGGAGGAAUAACGGGCGCUUAAAACGGAGGUAGACCGGACAAGAGCUAAAAAGCCGGGUCAACAUAAACGAUGGGGGACGCUUGGGGAUCUUGGUGACCCCGUAACCUUUCUGCUGGACAGGUAAACCGCUUUAACAAAGUAAGACAAGUGUCUGUAACAGAAGUGUUUCUUGUCAAACGGACCUGCUGUAGCGUGUUGUAGCGCCAUCGCUAAACUGUCCUCCCUCGGGUCCUGGACUAUGUCACUUUAUCCUCGUUGUAGAAGUCCUGCAAACAUUGUGUUUGCUGGUAGUCUGUUGGCAUCUACAGUAGCACCAAUGCUUUUGACUUUCACCUUGACUGGGCCCCAUUUGUAAUGAUCUGAAGUAUUUAUCUGCAUUAUAUCUGAAUUUAACUGGAACGAUACGAACGAGCAGGAGCGUCUGUUUGUGGGCGGGGCUUGAGGGGAGAGGAGGAGCUGAGGGGAAAACUGGUUGGAGGGGUACAGUUUACAUUCAAGAUUUCUCCUAAAAACUGGAACUUACUCAGAUCCUGACUACAACACCUUUAAAUGAGAUUAAUCUGCACAGGUUGAGGUCGGUCCACAGCGGUUUGAGACCCCUGAUCUCUGAGACCUAAAUCCUGGAUCAGCCUGUGGAUCAGCCUUUAGCUCAUAUUCUGCAAUAAUUGAGCUUCUGUGACGGUUCGUUAAGCUCGCCUGUGUUUAAAGCCUCUGGCGAGUUGCUCAAAACCUCCAAGUGUUGCAUCACUGGUGUGUGAGGAGAGUUAAUACCGAACAGGAUGUGAAAUAAUUGAUUGUUCUGGAAAUCACGCGGCUCCUUUAGUUUUAAUAAGCAGAUGAAACAGUUUGUGCGAAGCUGUCAGGAAAUUUGAUGUGUUGAUGCGUCUCGGUGUGUUUGAACGCUUCGCUCCUUUUAAGGGGUCAGAGACUUUCCUGCACGUCCUCUCUACCUGAUCAGAAAAACAGAGCAGUGUGUUCAGUAUGUGGAUUAAAAAAAGCACCGUGUCCAAAUCCUGCACCUUUACUAGAGCUCAGAAAUCCUGGAAAACCUCACGAAAGAUCUGAAUCUGUGUUUUGUGAUGCAACAAAUCUAUACUUGUUCCCUCUGCGUCCUCGUUUCCACGCUGAGAGAUCUAAUUUGAAAGAUCGGCAUGAGAAAACCGCAUUUUCCACGUUAAAGUCACGAAGAGACGCCUUUAUAAACACCGCUUAAUCAGCUCUGUGUCUGUCCGCACGCUAACAUCGUUAGCCGUGAGGAGAAUCGGCGGUCGGCGGCCGGAUUCCUGGAGUCUGAGAAGCGCCGUCUGUCCCGUCUGUUUGUCCCAGUGUGGGAAAACGGUUAUUUAUCAGGCUGCAGGUCAGGAGGAGGCGUGGAUCUCUGCAGGCUUUCAUUAGACAUACAUUCCUCUGAUUCCUCACAGUCGUACCUGUUUCAGAGUUUUAUCGAUACUCUGAAAACUCGGUCCUCCUGUCGGAUCAGUCAAAGGUCAGGUCCGGGAGACGUUGUUUCCACAGCUGGCUGCAGGAGGAGGAAGAGGCUCGUUGGAUCGUAUAACAUGUUCUGUAUAAUGUUCUUUAUUUGUGCAGCUCUUAUCAAAACAGACACAAAGCGCUUUCAGACUCUCCGGCAAUAACCGAAGACGAAUGUGGAAACUGGAGAAUCUCAGAUGUGGAAGUCAUGGUCGAGGAAUGCCAACAAAACAUUUAAAUCCAGAUAUACGAGCGCUACGAAAACAGAUGUCCGAUGUAAAUGUAGAUUUAUGUUUUUCAUGUGAGUUGUUCCAGAGGCUGAAACUCAGAGCGGAUUUCCAGAGGGGGCUUUUCCACGUCCGAGGGGAAAUCUGAGGGCUGAUGGUCAGAGCAGAUUAUCUGAGAGGAAUCUUUACAGUCUGACGAUGAUCAUGUCAAACAUUUCUGGUAUGGAAGUGACAGACGAGUCCUGCAGCGGCUGAGGUCGCUGCUUAUCGAUCUUUCCUUCCAUGCAAACACAAAUGAAGCUCCAGGACCCUCAGACUGACAACACUGAGUCAGGCUUUUGUGUCCUUUUUGUUCAGCCUGCCCCGUGUGUCGCUGCAGAGUGGAUUUGUGAAUCGACUUUGCUCCUCGGCAUGCUUUCUCACGCUCAUGAGAGAUGUGAAUCCUCAGCAGGCUCAGUGAUUCAAUCAGGAGAGGAGGAGGAGGAGGAGGAGGAGGAGGAGAGGGGUGUUAAUCCAGGAACACACACUUACAGGCAUGCUUAUAUCAACACCAACACUCAGACUGGUGUGGCGGAUUCAAAUCUGCACAGAUGCAUUAAAUAAAACCUGCAGACGCUGUUUGAAAAGGUCGCAUAAACGGUCAGCACGCUUGAGAUGUUGUGGAGUGGACAGAGGGUGGACAGGGAGGAGUGCGGCGGUAAAAGAUGAGGUGCAGCAGCGGCGGCGGUGGGAGGUCUGCACAGACAGCAGAGACUGAUGGAGUCUCUGAGCGCGCUCAGUGAGAUCCUCGCAGCCUCUCUGUGCUUCAUCCUGCCUCCUGUUCAGACUCCCUCUCUCAUCAAGAAAGAUUGGAGGUGUUUCCUCCUCACCGGCACGCAGACAGAGCCGUUCUUCUUCUCCGAUGUGGGGCAGUGGAAAAGUAGAGCAGGAUCUGCGGUCAGAAAUCUCAUGAAAAGAUACGAUGUUCUCAAACCGAAGCCUCACAGAUAAACACAUUUACUGAGAUGAAAUGUUCUUCAAGUCCUCUCAAAGUGAGCGUGACACACAUUUAUAAGCCUGCAGAGAUAAUCAAAGUAUAAAUAUUGAUCUUCUCAGGCUGGCAGAUGUGAAGCUGAUGCAGAUCCUCCAACAAACACUGAAUAAUUCAGCGUACAGCUGCUGUAUCGAAGCUUCUGCAGCAGCAGCAGCAAAGAGAUCCUCCAUCACUCCUCUCAGACAGCUGUCAGGAUUUCAGCCCCGCUGAUACAGACAUGAAGACCAAACAAAGCAGAUCAGACAGACGAGCAGGCUGGUAUUUUGGGGAAACGUCUCAGGAAACAGAGUCAGCAAGUGUGUGAGAGGGGAGGACUUCUGUUGUUGUGGUUUCAGAGAGAGGGGGCGUGUCUUUGCAGCUCCGCCACGAACACGAGUUUGAAGCUGAAUGUGUGAAGAUUACACCCAAUAUCCACCGCAUCCGGAACGGCUCCGAAAAGGUCAUAUCUGCCAAUCGUAGGUGACACCAUGGAUGAGGAGAUGCUGAUUCUAGAAGUCUAGAAGUAGAUUUCCUCCUCUGGAAGGACACAAUCUACUGCUUAUAUGUUUAUGUGUCUGUCUUUAUAGAGACAACUCAUUAUCGUGCGAUUGAACGCAUGAUUACCGCUGUCCGUAAUCCACCACAAAAUUCGCCUCACAAAUGGAUCUGGUAGGAAUUAGCAGAUGGCGAAAAUUGCUCCCGUUCCUGGUCAAAGCCGUUCCGGAUGCGGUGAAAAUUGGGGGUUAGAAUAGAAUAGAUGUUAAAGCUCUCUAAAUGUGCUUGUUUAGACUCUUUAGGAUAUCAGCCUCUUGGUAACAGUAUUUAAAGGGAUAUCGCAGAGCUACUUAUAACCUUUAAUGCAAUCAGCUCCGCCCCUUUAAUGAGGAACUGCCAGGAGAACCAGCGUUGUAAGCCCGGCUACAGUUUUUGCAUAACUACCAAUCAGAAAUCUUGACCGAAGACGCACAUAUAAGGCAAUAAGACAGUAAGCGAACUGCCUCAUCAUCCACCUGAACAAGGUGAUUCAGAACAAACCACUCAACCUUCCUCUCUCUCUUUUUUCUGCAGGUACGACUACGUCGAGGUGUACAAUGGCGGCGACGAGCAGUCCCCCAUGUUGGGAAAGUUCUGCGGGAAGAUCGCACCGUCUCCGAUCAUCUCCAGCGGCAGCCAGCUCCUCAUCAAGUUCGUCUCCGAUUACGAGACGCACGGGGCGGGAUUCUCGGUUCGCUACGAGGUCUUCAAAACAGGUGAGCGCUGGUGUUUGCUUCUAUAGGAGGACCCGUGAACUCUCCUUUUGAGGCUGAACUGGAGUAGAAGUGGAGCUGCGUUCACGCCGCUGAUUGUGAUGGAUGGUCUCAUGCAAAACAGUCGAUUUAAAUUCAGCCGCAGCUCCGCCAGGUUUCCUCAGGUUUGUGCAGAAGGUUUGGAUCAAUGCUGAGCAUCGUCCCGCUAACAUGAUGACAAAUGCAGCCUCAUAUGGUUACCUUUGUGUGAUCUGGCGUUCUCUGUUAUUGUACUGCAGUGUUUGAAGGUCCCGGUCGUUUACAGAGCAUGUGUAGAAACAGAUUUGUUAGUCUGUCAGUCACAGUUAAAAACCAACUUCCUGUUUCAGCUGUUAGCUAACAAAUCAGGACGUAUCAGAGUCUCAGUUUCACUCUGUUGACCUCGACUCUGCGAUCAGGGCGGCCAUGACGAACAGUGAUUGGACAAUUCAGAUCAAUCAAAGUCUCAAUAAAGAGUCCAGACUUCCUGUAAAGAGCCCUGAGAUAAUUAAACAGUUUGGGAGUUUAUUUGGUUGGUUAUUUAAUCGGUUGCUUCGUCGGACAGUUGGCUUGUUGAUUGGUUGAUUAGAUAGUUUGUUCGUUUUAUUGGUUUGUGAUUGUGGUUGGUUAUUUGCAAGUUACUCUGUUUUUGGCUGAUUGGUUAUUAAUUGGUUAGUACCUUGAUUAGUUGGUUAGUUUAUUGGUCAGUUAUUUGGUUUGUGAUUUUGGUUGGUUGGCUGGUUGGUUAAUUGCUAGUUAGUCCUUUUUUGGCUGACUGGUAGUUGGUUUGUUUCUGGAUUGGUUGGUUGGUUUUUUGGCUUGUUGAUUGGUUUAUGAUUUUGGUUGGUUAAUUGCCGGUUGGUCUGUUUAUUGGCUGACUGGUUAGUUGGUUUAAUUGUUGGUUAACUGGAUGGUUAUUUUGGUUUGUUGGCUGAUUGGUUCCUCUGUUGGUUGGUCAUUUGAUUGGUUAGUGAUUUGGGUUGGUUGAUUGCUGGUUAGUUUGUUUGUUGGCUGACUGGUUAGUUGGUUUAAUUGUUGGUUGUUUGGUCGAUAGGUCGAUCAUCUGGUCAACUUGAUGGUUAUUUUGGUGUUUUGAUUUGGUUGGUUCCUCUGUUGGUAAGUCGUUUGAUUAGUUUGGGUUUUUCGUUGGUUGGUUGAUGUUGAUUGGGUUCAUCAGUUGGUUGGUUAGUUAUCUGGUUAGUUGGUUGUUUUUUUUUGUCCUGUUGGUCGGUGUCUGUACCUUUAAAUAAGUUAAACCCUGUCACAGAUAGUCUUUUUCGUACCUGCCUGUGAUCACGUCUAAAUCUGCUGUGAUCUUAGUUCAGGUUCAAACUGGUUUUCUUUAGUUUUUGCUUCUUGCAGAAUAAAAUUAUCAAUAAAAACAAAAAACAACAGAUAAGAACUCUAAGAUAAGAACUCAGACCGCUGAGUCAGAAUCCGUGAAAGAUAUCAAACUUUGAACUUCAACAGAAGCUCCAGUCCUGUCCUGAAACAACCUUUCAGAGAAACUGAUCUGAACUCUGGAGCGCCGACCUCUGAGCUGCGAGUUACAUCAACUCAAAUACCCAGAAUUCUAUUGGAGGAACAGAGAGUCCCAGCAGGGUCAGGAUGCUGGCAGGAUAGACCUACAUAAACAGCCCCCUUCGAGGAAGGAACCCGGCUCCUGUGUCCUACAUUUGUAUUUGCUCUUCCCUCUGGGGUCCACUUGAGUUGCCUCCUGUCUCCUGUGAACGCCUCGGUUUCCACCAAUGAGGAGCGGCGAUCACCGCGAUAAAAAGGGAACAUGUGCAAACGUGAGGUCCCCUGUUUGCACCCCCGAGAGCUUUAACCAUUCACAGAGUCACAGGAUCCAAGAAUAACGAUCCCCAGGUGGGCUGAGGUUGAUAAGUGCUGCGUUGUAUCAUGAAAAAUAGAUACUGCAGAGCUUCCUUCCUCUUAAACGAGGGAUAAUACGAGCCGGGUCUGAGCUCCUCCAGGCUCUGCUCUCUUCAAACUACAAUAUCAGGCCCCACUCCUGAUACACCUUUCAAAUCUAACUUUAUCGACUGUAAUUUCAGGGUGCAAAGUGGAGCAGUGACUGAUGAAUGACAGGAUGUUAUUAAAAAGUCAGAGUAAUAAAUCUUUCAAAGUAGGUCAGCGGAGUGUCAGCUCGGAGGAAACGUCGCCGCAAAGAUUAGUGAAGUCAUUUAAAGAUCGUACGGGGAUUUAAAGUACAAUAACGCUGACAUUUCCAGCCCUUUUCUAACCUGAUAGGAUUUUUAUAGAAGUCUGUAAUGGUGCCGAGCGUUAUGGCCUGUCAUAGAACGAGAAUAAACCUGAAAUUUAAGGAGGAGGAUAAAUUAAAGGGGAAGUUUUUACAGUGACACUUCCUAAAAUAUGUGUGAAACCCAGAGUAACCGCUGACAGAGAAGGAAACUGACCGACUUCAGGACAAUCUGAAGGAUUCAGGUCAUUAUGAGACAUGUCACUUAAAGAUCCAGUGAGUAACUUUAGGUUGGUGUUGGUUUUGGCGCCCCAUGUGGACAAAGUUGGACUUCUUAUUGCUUAUUGAGACUUUUAAAUGUUUCCCCAUAGAAGAUCUUAUAUUGGUGGGAUUAGAUGGUUGAUUAUUUGUCAUUAUUUGUUGUCGAUGCAAUCGUGGUUUAACCCCUCCCCCCUCAGGUCAAAUAUUACUCUGCAAAAAAACUCAAAACUAAGCUUGUGUCUUUGUCUUAUUCUAUUUUAAUACUGUCAUUACCCUCCAUAUAAUCUGCAUCCGCCUACUAAAUCCAGAUUAUCAUCUAAUAAUCUGCCUGAAUCUGUUUUGAUGAUUAAAAAAACUCUGGAAAUCAAGUUUUCUGAUUGAAGAGUUCAGCAUUUUCACGUUCCUCAUUUCCGGUCCGGUCUCAUCUGGAGACAUGCAGCUGCCUCAGUCAGAGAAGUAGCUCGAUCACUAAUGUGUACUGUUGUUUAUUCUACCGUUACUGGCACGGCUAGCAGUGUAGCAAGGCUAAUAGCAGAUGGCUAACUCUAACUUUAGCUCGCAUAUUACAUGGAGCUUUACUGUUAACUCGGCGUGACCGAGACCAUCACAGCGGGGAACAUGGUGGAGUGGGUUAAACUGAAACUUGUUGAUUUAUUGUGUAUUUCACACAAGUCGGGGAACUUUUCAAAUGGUGGAACAUUUUCGAAGUGAAACUGAAUCCUAUUAUCUUAUUAUUGAAAAUAUCUGUGAAUAUCUGCAAUUUUGGCCGAUUACAGAUUAGUCUCAAGCGUGCUAAAAUUGGCCGAUUUAAUCAUCUUGCUGAUAAAUCGGUCGGGCUCUAGUAAAAAUGAUGUUUUAUUUUAAUCAUUUAAGCUCCUGUGAGGAACUUUCAGUUUAUGUCAGUUUUGGCGCCCCCUGUGGACAAAGCUGUCUUUGCUAAAAACAUCCUUUAUAGUGAUUUUACACACAAAAAAUCUCAUCUUUUUCACUUUUUGAACUCAGAUGUGUAAUUCACUGUUAAUAUGCUGACACAAAACUGUAAAUACGAGGCUGUGUCCCCCCAACCCCCCUGUGAGUUUCCAAUGAGGAUAUGAAACUCAUCGGUCAUGUUGUUUUGUUUGCUUUUGUACAUUAUAAAAAAGCUUCAAUAUGAAUUUCAGCUGAGGAAUCAGAGUUAUCACUUUGUGGGGGCGCCAAAUAGUGAACAAAAAGUUCCUUAUAGGAGCUUUAAUAUUUCUGGAAAAAGUCUGGAUUUUCAUGUGACUUCAUUUUUUAACUCUUUUCAUUUGAUGUUGUUUUAAAAAGACUGAACUCGUCCCCGCUGACAAACUUCAUUAGCUGUCUAGCGGCGACAUUAACGUCCUCCUGAUGAAACUGUCCGACCAUUUAAUCACUUAUUAAGUCCUCUGCCCUGGCUCCUGUUUUCCUGCAGCUGGGCUUGUCCCUGUCUUCGUCUCCGUCCCUGUCUUUGCUGUCAGCUCAUGAACGAGUCAUGCAUGUGUCAUCUCACGGUCCUGCUGCUGCUUCUGUCACUUCUGCUGUUUGUCAGAGAAACACAGCCGCCGUUUUCCUGUUGUUGUUGUUGUCGAGCGUGUCUGCCCGCCGUCUCCUCUCCUGCGACACUUAGCCAGGAAUUUUGUGUGUGUGUGACUGUGUGUGUUCGUGUGUGUGAUUUAAAGAUUGACCUCCUGCUGUAUUUACACAGAUUAUCUGUCUCCAUCAUGUCUUUGUCAUGUUUUUGUUUGUCUUGUGUCGCUCUGUGGUUACAUCUGUCUGUCUUUGCAGUUUAGUAUCAGGUUGUAUUUGCUACACACACACACACACACACACACACUGACAGGUGCGUGGGACCCCAGGCUCAUUUAGCUAAUGGGCUGUUUGUCCUUGGUGGUAACAGGGUGACCUGCAGAUGAGAUGGAUGCUCUGGCAGAGAAGAGGGGCGUUGAAUCUAGGGCAGCACGUGUGUGUGUGUGUGUGUGUGUGUGUGUGUGUGUGUGUGUGUGUGUGUGUGUGUGUGUGUGUGUGUGUGUGUGUGUGUGUGUGUGUGUGUGUUGGCCUGGAUACAGGUCCUCUCCCCUCUAACAAGUUAAAAACAGCACUUGUACUCACUCAGGUAAUCCCCCUGCCAUGUUUCUGCCGUCAUCCUCAGCACGUUUAAAACCCAUUAGAGUCGGGCUGCAGACUGAAGCUGCUGCUGUUCUGGGUACAAACAGGCCGCUCACUCUGUCUCUUUGUCUCUCUGGUACUAUUUAUCUCUCUGGUUCUAUUUAUCUGUAUCUGACUGUUCAGUCCUGAUCUCAGAGUGUUUCAUUACGUAUUAACACAGACUUCAGAAAUCCCAUCUAGUCAUAUCUAAUCCCAAAGUAACUCAGGCUGAUGACAAACUAGUUUAACAGAUUAACUAAGAACUAUUAAAUUAAUGUGAGGUAAAUAUGCAUUAAGUAUUGUAUAGCAUGGUAUAGUAUAGUAUAGAAUAGUAUAGGAUAGCAUGGUAUGGUAUAAAAUAGUAUAUUAUAAUACGGUAUAGUAUGGUUUGCAUGAAAUAGUAUAGUAUAGUAUAGUAUAAUAUAAAAUAGUAUGGUAUAUUUUGGUAUAGUAUAGUUUAGCAUAGAAUACUAUAGUAUAGUAUGGUAUAGUGGUGCAACGGAUCAUCAUUGAUCCGUGAUCCGUUCGGAUCGACGUAUUCGGUUCGGCACACAUGUGAUCCGCGGAUCGAUUUCUGAAAGCGGAGAAAGGAGGAGCUCGAACGCCCCGCGACACUUAAAUCCCCUGUAUGGGAGCAUUUUGGCUUCCCUGUCAAUUAUGAUGAAGAAGGAAAGAGGUCAGUGUACAAAACUGCGACGGAGUGUAGGCACUGUGGCAUAAGAAAGCCACAUGACAGUGGAAACACAUCGAGCAUGUUCACGCAUUUGAAGCGACAUCACCCGGGUGUUUUACUGACAGGUGUUGUACCGUAGAUUGCACCCCUGCCGUAGAACGCACCCCCUGCAUCCCCUCCACCCGUUAGCUUCUUAAAGUGGAGAUAAUGAUCUCAUAUUUGAUAUGAAUAGCCUGAAUGAAAUUAUUAAAGGCAAACGCUUUUGAAUACAUCCAACGUAAGGAAAACUUGUAUUAUUUCGCCUUGUUAUGUACUUUCAACCGCGCUCCCGUUAGGGGGUGCACUAUACGGCAGGGGUGCAUUCUUUGGCAUAACACCUGAGAUAAAACGAAAGCUGCCCAACAACCGCUCAUCACCGCAGCAUUUAAGCAGCCUCUUCCUGCGCAAUCCGACCAGGCUAAAGCUUUCACAAACUCUAUCGGUGUGUUUAUAGCUGCAGACAUGAGGCCGUAUUCAGUUGUGCAAAACGAGGGCUUUAAAAACAUGCUGAAAGUGCUUGAGCCACGUUACGACAUCCCAUCGCGCACACACUUCAUUUUUGGUUCAUUGUUACAUUUUAAAGGAAGGAGAUAUGCCUGUAUAUUGUACUUUAAGUUGUUUUUCAUUAAUAAUUAUGUUAAAAAGAAGAUGCACUGUGCACUACUUUUAUAUAUUUUAUUUGUCUUGUUUUUUUUUCUUUUUGCUGAUCCGAAAAAUGAUCCGAUCCGUGACUCUUGAUCCGAGGAACGAUCCGAUCCGUGAGUUUUGUGAUCCGUUGCACCACUAGUAUGGUAUAAUAUAGAAUAGAAUGUUUUCUAUGGUAUAGUAUAGUAUAGUAUAGAAUAGUAUGAUAGAGUAUAGUAUGGUUUGGUAUAAAAUAGAAUAGUAUAGUUAAGUAAAAUAUAGUAUGAUAUAAUAUAAUAUAGAAUAGUAUAGUAAAAUAAAGUAUAGUACAGUAUAGUAUUGUUAAGUAUAGUAUAAUAUAAAAUAGUAUGGUAUAGUUUGGUAUAGUAUAAUUUAACAUAGAAUACUAUAGUAUAGUAUGGUAUAAUAUAGAAUAGAAUAGUUUUCUAUGGUAUAGUAUAGUAAAGAAUAGUAUGAUAGAGUAUAGUAUGGUUUGGUAUAAUAUAGAAUAGUAUAGUAAAGUAUAGUAUAGUAUGGUGUAUUAAAGUAUAGUAUAGAAUUCUAUGGUGUAGAAUAGUACGGUAUAGAACAGUAUGGUAUAGUAUGGUUCAAUGGUAUAGUAUAGAAUAGUAUAGUAUAGUAUGGUAUAGUAUAGUAUGGUAUAGUAUAGAAUAGUAUAGUAUAGUAUAGUAUAGUAUAGUAUGGUAUAGUAUGGUAUAGUAUAGAAUAGUAUAGUAUAGUAUAGUAUAGUAUAGUAUAGUAUAGUAAAGUAUAGUAUAGUUUAGUAUAGAAUUGUACAGGAUAGUAUAGAAUAAUAAAGUAUUGAAUAGUUAAGUUUAGAAUAGUGUAGUAUGGUAUAGUAUAGUACAGUAAAGUGUAGAUUUGUAUGGUAUUGAAUAGUAUGGCAGAGGAUAGUAUAGUAUAACUAUAUGAAACUGUAUCAUACUGAUUCAUAUCAAACCUCAUACAUCACAUAUUGUAUUGUAUUGUCGUAUAUGCUGACACUACAUUUUAUAUUGUAUCAUAUCUAACUGUAUGUUGUGAUAUCAUAUCUCAUAGUGUUGUGUUGUACCAUGUUGUACUGUAGCAUAGCUGAUGGUAUUAUAACAAACUGUAUAGUUUCUUUUUGUAUUUUUUUGGUUAUUCAAAAUGUUUUUGUCUCAUUUACAGUAAAAUAGUUUCCUGUUAAACUGAUUCUGAGCGAAAUUCACCUAAAAAGUCCAGAAAAAAUGUCAUUUUUUAUCAGAGAUAAUUCAGUUUAAAGGGCUGUGUCCCUUUAAUUUAGUCCAAAAGGAUGUUUUAUUGAGUUUACUUUGAUAAAGUCAUAAUUGUUCAGCAUAAAAACUAAUGAAAUAAGGAAGAGAGGAAGUCAGCAGACAUAAACAGUCAUAAAAACAUCAAAACGAACAAAUCAAACUUUGAUAAACUGAUUUAAACUCUUGGAUAUCGUUCCUCCUCAUUUAUCUCUUUGUUUACCUCCGUCUCUCUUCUUCUCCUCUGUCAUUAUGACCACAAAAAGACGUCGCUCUGAUUCAGAUGACAACCUCCCUUUGAACCUAAAGAUGGUCGUCGGCAGCAGCGGCGGUUAAAUCUCUGUUUGAUGAGUGACGGUCUGCAGAGCUCCGGCACAUCCGCCUUUUUCUGAACCAUAAACCAUAAAGCCUGACUCCACCCUCCGCCGACCGCAGCAUCCAUAUCGGAUAUAAAUGAUAGCCGAGAACACGUCCUCUUCAACCUCCUGGAGCUAUUUCUGCCCAAAGUUGUCUCCGGUUUUAUUACAGGUUUACAAACCAGAAACACAUGUCAGAGCGGGACGACUGAUUGAGGGAUGGACGAUCAAAGAGAGAGAGAGAGGGAGAGAGAAGAGGAGAGGGAAGAAGAGAGGGAAGGAGUGAGUUGAUGAGGGGUAAGAGAAGUGGAUAGUGAUGUUUGGAAAUGUGAUAUUUCAGAAUUAAAGCCUGAGCACUCAUACAAACAUACUGUCACAUACAGAAAUGAUCUACGGUAGCCUGUAGCAGCAAUUUUCGCAUUCCGCCAGUUCCUACCGGAUCCAUUUGUGAGGCGAAUUUCGUGGCGGAUUACUGACAGCAGGAAUCACCAGAACCCGUGGAUUCAAGUUCAAUCACGCGAUAACGAGUUGUCUCUAUAAAGACAGACACAUAGACAUAAAAGCAGUAGAUUGUGUCCUUCCAGAGGAGGAAAUCUACUUCUAGACUUCUAGAAUCAGCAUCUCCUCAUCCAUGGUGUCAUCGUGGUGAAAUGACGUCUAAAAACCUUUCACUUGUUCGUCUCCGCCCGUUUGCAUGGUGUGAAAUACGAUCCUCCUGAAACACGGAGUGUUUUAUUUUGAAAAGAAGCCGGAUGUUUUAUUUUGUGUCUGUGCCCGACUUCCUUUCCAACACGGGUUAAUCUGUGCUGAAUUUAUCCGCCAUGCUCCGGCGUCCAAGAAAAACUAGAACCUUUCUUAGUCGUUCCGUAUGCGGUGGAUAUCGGAGGUUAGAGCCGGUUUAUGUCCAAAAGAAGAUAAACAUGUAAAGUUUGAUCUGUCGUCAUUAUGAGGAGUCUGGACCCUGAAAUCGCUUUAAUUCUGACCUUGACAGACAAACUAAGACAGCUCAUAAGCAGAUUUUUACAGCCCACCUGUCACACACACACAAACACACAAACACACACACACACACACACACACACACAGUAGCGAGUGUGCCAGCUGAGCAGGAUCGAAGACUGCCUCGUCUCUGCUUCAUUAAUCAACUCGCCCUUUUAAUGACACCACCUGUGUCAACAGCCAGUGUGUGUGUGUGUGUGUGUGUGUGUGUGUGUGUGUGUGUGUGUGUGUGUGUGUGUGUGUGUGUGUGUGUGUGUUAAUGCAUUUACAGGCGUGCUCAGAUAACGUACAGGUCACAUCUGGCCUGCUGACACAGUAGCCCCCUCCCCCCAUCUCUCACACACACACACACACACACACACACACACACACACACACACACACACACACACUUGUCAUGCCCAGAGGGGACAGUUGACCUGGUCCAGGCCUCGUGGUCCCGCAGAGAUCAGUCACCGUCCUGUAAACUCGCUCACGUCACUUUCUGACAGGCGAGCUGUGAGCUGCCAGACGCCGUCUGACUGAUGUGAGUCGACGCCGAGAUUUUUCUGCAGCAGUAUUGACAGCCUGAGUGUGUGUCUGUGUGUGUGUGUCUGUCUGUGUGUGUUUGUGUAAAGGAUGCGACAGUGUCGUACCAGCUGCAGAGUCCGCCCUUCGCCCCGUCUGAACUUUACGUCUCUCCUUGUCGCUCCUGCUCUCUGAACUCUGAGUCUUCGUUUCUUCAUAAUCUCGCCGUCACCUCGCCGAACUCGGCACCGUCUGAUCUGUAACUUCACAGCCCGGCUUGUAUAACGCCCCCUGCUCCUUUGUAACGUCAUUAGCAAAGUCUCCAAGUGCCCACACAGUCUCAGCAGGAAACUCUGAUCGCAACAAGCUGCAAGACAAACAAGCAACAAGCCGACUGACUGACUGACUGACUGACUGACUGACUGACUGACUGACUGACUGACUGACUGACUGCUGCAGGGAUAGAUAAAUCUCAGAGCAUCCCCUCAGAUUCCUGAAGAAGUGCUUCGUCAUGCUGAAUCUGCUCCAUCCCUUUGCUGCGCCCGAUCUCCUCGGAUUUAACGUCUAUUUCACAGCAUCAUCACAUUAAUACUCUACACUAUAACGAGUAUGAAUAAAGGAGAGGCAUGUAAACAUCGCCCAGCUGACGGUUUUAUCACUGAUAAGGUGUUACGUACGAGCGCAUGAAUGGAAGUGUGAGAAAUGAGAAAUCAUCUUCAGAGGGUGUAAAAAACAGCAGAUGAUGUUUGUGAGGGACUUUUAUUUUGUAGACAGAAGGAAGUCAAAUGGAGUUUAUCCUGACGAGUGUCGUGUUUUUACCUGAUGUGAACCUGAGUUUGAUGAAAACAGAGUCUGAGUGUCAGUAAAUGUUGUUGUUCAGUAUAAGAUACACAUGCUGCAGCGUUAAAGUGGAGCGUCCAUGGUUUCAGAAAAGUUCUGAUUCACCUGAGCACAGGUGUCAUCGUAUCUAUACAGCCACAGCCAAUAACCGAUCAGAGGAAACGCCUGAAGCUCAAAGUUGAUGGUGUGAAAAUGUUGAAUUCUUUAAAACGGACCAGCUGGUCUAUGUGAGGCUUAAAAGGUCUCUGGUGGUUCUGGAUCCUGGUUCGACCCGGUCUCCUCUUUCAUGGUUCAGUUUGGACCUCAUUUAUGGACGCAGUGAUGAACUCUGUUCACAGUCAAUGACUUUUGAAGAUGAAGAGCCCAUGCGGUGACUUCCACUACAGAGUCCUGUCUGAAAAUAAUCAAUCUUUAUAAAAAAAAUAAAAUAAUGAAUAAAUAAAAGAUGAAAUAAAUCAGUUACUAUUAUAAUCAUACAUUCAUUAUUAUUAUUAUUAUUAUUAUUAUUAUUAUUAUUAUUAUUAUUAUUAUUAUUAUUAUUACAUUAACAAUCAUAAUUAUUAUUGUUAUCAUUAUUAUUAUAAUCAUCAUUAUUAUCAUAAUGAAUAUGAUCACUAUCAUCAUCAUCAUUACAAUUGUUAUAAUUAUCAGUGUUAUUAUUAUCAUUAUUAUCAUUACCAUCAUAAAAAUUCUCAUAGUUAUCAUUAAAAUUCCCAUUUUUAUCAGUAUCAUGAUAACUAUUAUCAUUAUUUUUAUUAUCAUUAUCAUCAUUAUUAUUAUUAUCAUUAUUAUCAUUAUGGUUUAGGAUAAUCAUUAUCAUUUUUAUCAUUCUGAUAAUUUUUAUCAUUAUUAUCAUUAUCAUAAUCAUUGCCGAUAUUUUAAUGUCUUUAUUAUUAUCAUCCUUUCAACUAUUAUUUUUAUUAUUAUCAUUAUUAUCUUCAUUACAAUUCUCAUCAUUAUCAUUUAAACUCUCAUUAUUAUCAUUAUCAUUAUUUUUAUUAUCAUCAUUAAUAUUAUCUUUAUUAUCCAAAUAUUUAUCAUGAUCAUUAAAUUUGUUAUUCGUUUUCACUUUAUUCUUAUUCUUAUAAUAUUUCUUUUACAUCUUCUUUAACUGUUAAUGUAAAAAAUCCCAAAUUUAAUGUUCUGACUUAUAAAUGUUGAUCUGUCAGAUCUAAUCCAGAAAACUGACUUUAAUCCAAGUACCGCCUCUUACAAGGUUUAUAGCCAAUCAUGGUUCAGGAUGACAAGGGGCCACCAGCUUGACUAAUCAGGUUUCAGCCCCUUCUUUGGCUCCACUGCUGUGUAGAUCAGUUUAACACAUGUGCUGUUGUGUGUUUCUAUAGAGCUAAUGAGGUUGUUUGUGUGUGUGUGUGUGUGUGUGUGUGUGUACUUCUCUGUGUGUGUCUCAGUGUGUUUCUGUUGUUUGUUGACCACGGUCCUCCUCUGUAAACAAACCCCUCAGUGUGUGCGCGACCGCCAAUAACGUCCCCACCCCUCCAGCCACAACACAGACUCAGACGGCUCCGACAGAGGAGGGGACCGAUCGCUCUGAUUGGGAGGAGAUGACAUGUGUUUCGUCAAUAAGACAAAAGUUUAUUUAGGAGAAACGAAUGAACGAGUCAGAGAAUCAAACUCUCAAUCAGGUCUUUAUUCCUCGUGUCGUUCCUGACUGUUUGGAUCCACAGAUUUGGUUUGGGUCGUUUUGUGACGCCGUCAUGUGAUUUUCCUCACGCUGCACUUUGAGCACAACUUUCCUGUCUCGUGAUUCUCCCUCAAUAUCCUUUUUGUUCCUCAUAAAUUUGGAUUUACGACCCACGAAAAGUCAGUUAAAGUAAAUCUUUGUCUUUGUUUCACAGCUGUUGAAGUUUUUAAACGCAGAAAGGUCAAAAAAUAAAAGAGUUUAUUUUCAGAAUUUUUUUAUCCUUUUUUUGGAAGCAGAUUUGACUUUUACUCCGUCUCAGAUGUUGCAGGAAACAUCUUUAUUUCCAUUUUAAGCAACCAGACAAAAAGUGCAUCCAAACACUUUCCUAAAACCGUCUCUAUCUUCUCCUCGCAGGUCCUGAAUGUUCCAGGAACUUUACGGCCCCCAAUGGCACCAUUAAGACCCCGGGUUUCCCAGAGAAGUACCCCAACAACCUGGACUGCACCUUCAUGAUCUUCGCUCCCAAAAUGUCCGAGAUCAUGGUGGAGUUCGACAGCUUCGACAUGGAGCCCGACACCACGCCGCCGCCCGGCGCCCUCUGCAGAUACGAUUGGCUGGAGAUCUGGGACGGGUUUCCUGCAGGUGAGGAGAGAGGAGAGAGUGUGCAUGGAUGAAACCAAAGUUAGAGCUAAAGAGAGUAAAGUAAGAGUAAAAGAGUUAAAUUUACACAAUUUUAUGGAGUAAAAAUGCAGAUUUUAAAUCUCGUUUUUAUCUGAAAGUUAGAAAUGUAAUAUUCCUCUUGUAUUCGAGCUCUUAUCUCUCAACUGGCAACAGGAAAACAUGAAUUUAUGUCCAACUUAGUCAGAGUUUUAUCAACUUUUCUGCAUCCUGUGACCCUGUCUCAGUCAAAAGCACAAAUCCAGGUCAGAAACCUUCUUUUAAGAAAGUCUAAAAACUGUAUUUCUGCAUUUCCUGAACUCUGAAUCCUCCUUUUAUUCCACUUUGAGACGCUCUCUAUCAAACACUGUACUACAGCUGCAGAGGAAACAGAAAAAUAAGCUGUAAAUAUAGACGCAUUUCCAACCGUGAGCUGCGAGGUUUGAAAAAAAAGCGAGAAUGUCAAACACGAAAACCUGUAGAGGAGCAACAGGAGCGCUCCUCUACAGGUGGAGAGAGAGAGCGAGAGAGCGAGAGCGAGAGAGCAGGGAGGAUGGAUUCAGAUGUGGAGGGUAAAUAUGCGGAGCUUUGAAGGCAGCAGAGAAAAGAGGAGGAUGAGAAACGCCGGAGACGUCCUCUCCCUGCAGAGGUUGACAGAGAACAGACAGAGACACUGACAGAGACAGGCGGGGGUGAGGGAGGUGAGGAGGGGGGAGAACAAAGGAUGGAUGGUUUCCCUGCAGGUGGGACCGGCUCAGAUUGAGAGAUGGAGACGAAAGAGAAAGCGGAGGUGAGGAGAGAGAGCGUUAAAGAUAAGAGGGAGGUGUGGGCUGGAGGGAGGAGAGCGAGGCGGGUUUGAAGGAUGUGCAGAUUCACCUGCUGCGAGUUUUAAAGAGAUAUUUUAUCACCAGUGUUUGCAGGAUCUCCGAUUUUAGAGGCGCUGCUCCUCGGUGAAAGUCUUCAUCAGCUGUUUACUCAUCGUGGAGUCCACUAAAAACACCGAGUAUGACCUCUAUUCACUCUGUUUGUAUGAUACUGCAGGGUCACACAUCCUCUGAUAGAUCCAUCCAAUCAGAUUAAACGAGCCUUUCAGCUCCUCAGUGUAUCGAGCGUCAUCAGCUGCAACCAGAGGGAUAAAUGUGGAGAAAACCUCCUUCAAUCUAAAUAAACCAAUAUUGAUAAUAAUAAUAAUAACUUUAUUUUUAUGGCACUUUUAAAAAACAGAAGUUUAUAAAGUUAUUUAAUUUCAGACGAUUUAAAGAAAUACGAUAUUUGAUAUCUCUAAAUGUAGCAGAAUCCUCGCUACAGCUGACAUGUUUAUUUAUUUUUAAUCUCUCCACUUUUCUGCGAUAUAAAAGAACGACGACUCGCGCUCGUUUAGCGGCGUGCUGCUCGCUGCUGUGUUGUUUCCGCCGACGGCGACACACAGAGAGGUGAGUUUUUCAGGGCAGGGGAGUGAUUCUUCCAAACGAACGACAUGAGUCACAGAGUGAACGACGCCGUGACUUCAGCAGCAGGGAAGGGGAGGGGCUAAUGAACGAACUCGCCGCUGUGUCACUCACUGGUGUACUGCAGCGGCAGGCCGGAGCUCCGAAACACAGACUGAUUCAGUGAACGAAUCUUUUGAACGGAUUCUAAAGAUUCAGUCAAAAGAACUGAUCUUCCCAUCACUGAUAUGAACCAACGAUAACGUGAAUUUUUUAAAUUAAAUUAAACCAAAAGUUUAAAACUCUAACUCUCCGUUUUCUCGGCGUCACGGCUCGCCUCUCCUCUUAGUCACUCAUGUAAAUUUCUUCUUUAAACUCGUCCCCCUGCGCACGGACUGAAAAGACUCCUCCACAGAUUGCUCAUUGUUCCUCCACCAAACCAUUUUUGGAGACAACAGUUUCUCCUCACGACGGAGAGACACAUCCUGCUCCCCCCCCCUCCUCUCCGCUAACGCCGCGGCCCCUCGUUUUGGACGGCGUUUCCUCAGCUCCCAUUGUUGUCUAAUUAGCCGUACAGCGUGCAGAUAAAGCCGGGGGUGGGAGACAUACCUCGGACGAGCCUGAGCGGGUUUGCCAGGAUGCCCACAAUACUCAGUGCUGCUGCCCAAAGCUUUGCCUGCUGACUGCCAGGGAGGAGACUGGCACAGGAAGAGGAGGGACACAGAGACUGGCACAGGUAGACAGACAGUGACACACACUUUAAAGACGAGCCAGCAUACACAACACGCCAGAGCCCCUCCUGUGUGUGUGUGUGUGUGUGUGUGUGUGUGUGCGUGUGUGUGUGUGUGUGUGUGUGUUUGCAGACCGAACAUGUGUGUCAGUGCAGAUAACAAAGCAUCUCUGCAGCAGGGUGAGGACCAGGAUGUAGUUUUUCAUCUCAUCAAACACAGUCCCAGUGUUAACAGGAGCACCAAACACAAGUCCCAUCAUGCAUUGCUGCUGUGUUUGUUUGUCUCUGCAGCUCCUAAUCUCCUCUUCAAAGGAAAUAAUUCAACUCUAGAGGGAUUCAAUCUCACUAACCUCACAUUAGGAGCUCCGUGUGCAACAUUUACCCAACACAAAUGAAUCACGAUCAUUAAUAUUCAAUUUUUAUUAAUUAAUUAAUUCAUUAGUUUUAUUCACAAAAUACUUCAAUAAAUAAAACCACAAAUAAAAACCUGAUUUCAUAGGAGUUGCUGUAUCAGGUCUUAUAAAAAAAGCAGAUUGUCUGGAUGGACGCAGAUGUUCCUCCUAAACCUGGAGAUAGUUCUGCAUUAAUGGAGCCUUCACAGAUGUGGAAGAUACCCAGGACAUGGACUUUGAGGAUCCCCAGACCAUCAGGGAUGCUGGAUUUGGACUUAUUAUCCCUCUACUCUCUAGAGAGGGGGAUGCAGUAGGGCUGGGCGAUAAACCGAAAAUUUACCGUUACUGAAAUUUAUGACAAUGACCGACGUCAUUUUGCCCGUAUGGUUUUUGCACUCUGGUAACCCCGACCCCAGUGACCCCGGUUCAGGAAUGUGAGUUUGCAGAAGGUCCCACAGUAGCUGACAGAAGCAUGUUAGAGGGAAAAAAAGAGCUUAAUUUUCACUUUUGAAGUCAUUUCAGUGAUAUUUAAAGUCAGCUGUGCAGUUUGAUGUGAGAUUUCUGCUCCAUAGUGGACAGAUAAAGAACCAAAAUCUGGAUUCAGUCUUUUAAAAUAGAGAAAAUCUCACUAACAUUGAAAAUCACUGAAGUCUGUAUAAGACGAGGAAAUCUCUUUACACCUUUAGGACUUCACACGACAGACCCUAACAUGCAGUCCAAGCCUAACUGUCAUUAGGGCUGGGCAAUAACCUAAAAAAUUACGACAAUAACCAACGUCGUUUUGCCCAUAUCGGUGUAAUCUGUGUCAGAUAAAUAAAUAAACAAAGUUGUUUUUGGAUGUGUGUAGGUAGGCUAUGGUCUCAUGUCCCUUUAAGACGCUGUCCUACAUCAGAGACGUGACUCCACCCCAUCCAGUCUGUAACAAAGAGGGAGUCUGGAAUAGACUGCCUAUAUCAGAGUGCUGAUAUUGGAGAUUUGAGAUGCAGGCCGAUAUAAUCUGAUAUUCGUCUUUUUGCUGAUAUCGGACCAAUAUCCGAUAUCAAUAUCGUAUCGGGACAGCCCUGAUUCCUACUUCAGAGUCUUGAAGAUCAGGACCAUCCAGUCUUGGUUUUGGUCUUUGUCUGUUUAGUCCAGAGAUUUCUCCAGAUCCUCUAAAACCUUUAAAGAUAUGUGAUUUUACUCUGAUGAAUGUGACUCUGAAAAUGUUGAAUUAUUCGCUCUCAGAGUCACGAACGUCGAACCUUCUUCUUCUCAUGAAUUUUGAGUUAAAUUUAGAGUCGAAGUCUUUGUGAGUCUGUUUCUUAUUUCACAGGAUCGUCGUAUAUUUAGGGUUAAAAUCGCCCGUUAAACCUCCCUGUUUAUUCCUCGCUCUGUAUUUCUGUUUGUUUAUGAUGAUGAUGAAACGCCGUGAAUGUGUCUCCGUCAGCACGCCGCCGCCGCUCAUCUCAGAUACGCUGAUUUUCUGCAUAAAUGUAAAUGCAGCCGCGUUGCUUGAGGGAUUUUUCCAUUUCCCAGCUGAUAACAUCGACAGCAGACGGCCUCACUGAGAAACCAUUUCACACCGCGUCUGAUAAGGCUGAAAUAAUUCAAAGUGUAAUCCGUCACAGAUUAGCGACUACCUGCUUUAAACUGUAACUGAUAAACAUAAUCCAGCAGAUUACCAGAGCUGUGUGAUAGAUGUUUUCAUGCCGGCUGUAAUUUCCCCUGAAGCGGAGGGAGAAGAAUAAUUCUUAUAGCGUGGAUGAGUCGACCGUGGACCGAGCGUUCCCUCGCCGAGUCCUCGAGAGGCUGCAGAUACAGUAUCGCUCGGAAACAGGAGGCAGCACAGGCCUGGCUUUGUUCCUCGCAGAUAAGAACAGGAUGAAACGGCCAGAAAACUGUGGGCAGGCGGCGGCGGCGGUGGCGACGUCAGCACUCACACCGACCGAGGAGACAUGAGACGCUCUGUCAUCUGUGAGCUGCAUGCAAGAAAAUCCUGUUGUUACAGAAGAUGUGAGCACCUCUCCUGUUUGAUUAUUGGAUUUCACUCACACAGACAUUCAUCCACGGAGGCAGCAUCCGAACCAGGACUGUCGGUCGCACCGCAGUUUGGUGGAUGAUAUUUUAAGACUCAGUCCUCUCUCAAUUUUAGCUCUAUCUUUGACAUCAGGCACCAAUUUCUUCAGGUUUCUCUCACAUUAUAGUCUAAAGAUUUCAUACUGCGUCUUCUAAAGGAAGCAAAAAAUCUGUUAGUUUUGAUACUAAAUGCUCGGGUGUCAUGGCCUCCUCACUGAAAGCAGACCGAAGUUUCAAAAAUGGAGGCUGAAGUUCGUAAAAGAGGCACCAUGUGAGGAUUUAAUGCUCAAAUAUGAAACUGUUCACAUAUCCCGACAAAAUAGUCAAAAUGCAAACAAUGUGAAAGGUUCGAGCUGCAACCAGGAUCGAUUAAUGCAGAGACAAGAAAAAAACGUUACUACGACACAAAAAGUUCAUCGUACCGAAACAAACGUGUUCAGGAUGACGGUCCUCCACAAAGCAAAUCGAGUCCUCAAAUAGGCGUGUUCGAAUACGAUACCGAUAUUGUAGCCUUCAAUUUUAAACGAUAUCGAUAUUGAUCUGAUAUUGGCACAAAAUUGUGCAUGACAAGUUUUGCACUCAGCUGCAAUGGCUUUUUCAGACUUUAACAAAAAAUACCGACAUCACUCCAACUCCUUGCUACUGUGUUAGUACCUUAGUACACACUAUUGUUGUGAUCAUGUGGGCUCUGCAAGCUACAUCGGGGCGCUGCUAGAUACAAGUGCCGGACCGGAGUCUGGAAUGGACUGCUUGUAUCGGAGUGCGGAUAUCGGCGAUUUUAGAUGUAGGCUGAUGGAAUCCAAUAUUCAUUUUUUUGCUGAUAUCAGACUGAUAUCCGAUAUCAAUAACAUAUUGGGACACACUUAGACUCAAACAUGUAUGACCACAUCACAUUAUCUGGCGUUUUGAUUAGAGGAAUGUGACCUUGUAGCUUGACAACAGUGGAGGAAGCUUCUAGAGUGCAAAGGUUUUAAGUAUAGUUUGAGUUUUGAAUCCUGAAAAGGAAACACAAAGAUUUCAAAGAGGAGAUAAAACCUGAAAAUGAAUGUUUUUAUCGGUGCAUUUCAGCAGAUCUGACUUUUAACAAACGAUAGACGCACUUUCUCACUUUUUUUAAUCAAAAUAAAUCCUAAAAAUGUCCUUUAGCUUUAUACUGAGACAUCCUUUAAAUGUUCCUCCCUCUGUGAUAACCGGAGUAACCGGAGUCCUGCAGGAAAGUGUCUCUGAAAGGAUUAAGAAUAAGGAACUUCACAGGUCCGGUUACCUCGUUUGUCCCCCCGACGGGCAGAAAAGUUUUUGAAACACCUGGAAAAACUGCAGUAAGAGGUGUAAACCACCUCCAGGGCUUUCUCUGCAGACUGCAGGGAUUUAUCUCUCUGAAAAAUGGAGGCUUGGCUCUGUGACUCGAAUGUAAUGUGUCGAGGAGAAAAGUGGAAGGGAGCGUUUGAGGAGAGUCCAGACCUUUAGAGUCAGAGUGUGCAGGAUUUUUACCGACAGACGAAAAUCCUGAAGAAAAUAGACUUCAAAUCAAGAUCAGCAGGUCGGUUAUUAAAGCUGAGGAAAUUAAAGAAAACAGGUCGACUAAAUAUGAAGUUUUUCAGAGAAGUAGUUCUUCUUUUCUGUGUCUGAUGACUUAAUUCUUGCAGGUUAUAAAUAGUGUUUAUGUAACACAGUAAGUCGUGGAAAUGAGUGUUUUUGCCACCUGCCAUAUUGCCUUUAUUUCCAUCUCCAAGGUGCCACAUCACUCAUAAGAAGUGAGAGAUUGGUGCCGACAGGAGAUCAGCAUCUAUUUGUGUUUGUCUGAAGACUUUGAGAGGAAAACAACGCUUUCAGUUCUGGAUGCUUUUAACCCAAAUUUGACGUUUUCAGACAUGACUUCUGUGAGGAAAAAACAAGAUCCCCGUCCGCCUGUUUGUGCUCAAAGUCACGAAACAUCUCCCGAGGUGGCGAGGGCAAAAAAGGACAAAGUGAAUAAUAAAAAGCACUCAGCGGUUGAUGAGUGACGGAGCUGACGUUUUCUUUCUUCUCCACCUCUCCUGCUCCAUCUCUCGCUCCCUUUGUGCCUCACUCUUCCUUGUCUCCUUCUGACCUCCUCCUCUUUUCUUCUCCCCUCAGUGGGUCCUCACAUCGGACGCUACUGUGGACAGACAUCCCCGGGUCGUGUGAUCUCCUACACCGGCAUCCUGUCCAUGACCAUCACCACCGACAACGCCAUCGCCAGGGAGGGCUUCUCCGCCAACUACACCAUCCGUGAGAGGACCCUCCCCCCGGGACGCGAAGACGAGGGUGAGCAGCUGGAUUAGGGAGGGAGGAGGGAGGUGUGGACGGAGCAGGGGUUCGUGUCCUGGAUGUCUUUGUGUCGCAUUAACCGUCAACAAUUUGGAAACUAUAGAUUCAAAAAUCAGAUCAUCUGCAAUUUAAAAACUUCAAUGUGUGAAUUCAUAGAAAAAGCUGGGGGAGAGGAAGGUGGUUUGAGGUGGGUUUCAAAGGUAGGAAGAUGGUUUAAGGUGGGUUUCAAGGGAAGGAAGGUGGUCCAAGGUGGGUUUCAAAGGUAGGAAGGUGGUUCAAGGUGGGUUUCAAGGGUAGGAAGGUGGUCCAAGGUGGGUUUCAAGGGUAGGAAGGUUGUCCUAGGUGGGUUUCAAAGGUAGGAAGGUGGUCCAAGGUGGGUUUCAAAGGUAGGAAGGUGGUCCAAGGUGGGUUUCAAGGGAAGGAAGGUGGUCCAAGGUGGGUUUCAAAGGUAGGAAGAUGGUCCAAGGUGGGUUUCAAGGGAAGGAAGGUGGUCCAAGGUGGGUUUCAAGGGAAGGAAGGUGGUCCAAGGUGGGUUUCAAAGGUAGGAAGAUGGUCCAAGGUGGGUUUCAAAGGUAGGAAGGUAGUCCAAGGUGGGUUUCAAGGGUAGGAAGGUGGUCCAAGGUGGGUUUCAAGGGAAGGAAGGUGGUCCAAGGUGGGUUUUUAAAGGUAGGAAGGUGGUCAAAGGUGGUUUUAAAGGUAGGACGGUGGUCAAAGGUGGGUUUCAAGGGUAGGAAGGUGGUCCAAGGUGGCUUUUUAAGGGUAGGAAGGUGGUUCAAGGUGGUUUUAAAGGUAGGACGGUGGUCAAAGGUGGGUUUCAAGGGUAGGAAGGUGGUCCAAGGUGGCUUUUUAAGGGUAGGAAGGUGGUUCAAGGUGGUUUUCAAAGGUAGGAAGGUGGUUCAAGGUGGGUUUCAAGGGAAGGAAGGUGGUCAAGGUGGGUUUCAAGGGUAGGAAGGUGGUCCAAGGUGGGUUUCAAAUGUAGGAAGGUGGUCCAAGGUGGGUUUCAAGGGAAGGAAGGUGGUCCAAGGUGGGUUUCAAGGGAAGGAAGGUGGUCCAAGGUGGGUUUCAAAGGUAGGAAGAUGGUCAAAGGUGGGUUUCAAGGGAAGGAAGGUGGUCCAAGGUGGGUUUCAAAGGUAGGAAGGUGGUCCAAGGUGGGUUUCAAGGGAAGGAAGGUGGUCCAAGGUGGGUUUCAAAGGUAGGAAGGUGGUCCAAGGUGGGUUUCAAGGGAAGGAAGGUGGUCCAAGGUGGGUUUCAAGGGAAGGAAGGUGGUCCAAGGUGGGUUUCAAAGGUAGGAAGAUGGUCCAAGGUGGGUUUCAAAGGUAGGAAGGUAGUCCAAGGUGGGUUUCAAGGGUAGGAAGGUGGUCCAAGGUGGGUUUCAAGGGAAGGAAGGUGGUCCAAGGUGGGUUUCAAAGGUAGGAAGGUGGUCCAAGGUGGGUUUCAAGGGUAGGAAGGUGGUCAAAGGUGGUUUUAAAGGUAGGACGGUGGUCAAAGGUGGGUUUCAAGGGAAGGAAGGUGGUCCAAGGUGGGUUUCAAAGGUAGGAAGGUGGUCCAAGGUAGGUUUCGAGGGUAGGAAGGUAGUCCAAGGUGAGUUUCAAAGGUAGGAAGGUUGUUAGAAGCAGGUUUUAAAGGUAGGAAGGUGGUCCAAGGUGGUUUCAAAGGUAGGAAGGUUGUCUGACGUGAGUUUCAAAGGUAGGAAGGUGAGUUAUAAAGGUAGGAAGGUGGUGUGAAGCGGGUUUCAAAGGUAGGUAGGGAGAGCAACAGCAAAGCCCCUUUCAAAGAUAUUCUUGUACCCUCUCCCACACGGGGUCACUGAGUUCCCGCUCUACUUCAAAUAAUAAUGACAAACCCUCCUAGAAAUCGUUAAUUUCGUAAACGAUUGACGGUUGUUUGUUGACACACAAAUAUCAGCUGAAUCGUAAAAGUAUGGAGAACGCAUAAAACAAAACAAACAUUUAAUUCUCUGUUUAAUUUUUCUGAGCAGCGACCAUUAUUGCUAACGCGUAUCUGCUUUCAAGGCGACAACGUAACGAAACCGCUAGCUUACAUCUCGCUCAUGUUACUGUAGAAGUAAGACGCUGUGACUCAUUUUAAUCAGGAACAGUUUCAGAGGCUCUAAACAAGUCCUUUCCACCCCAGUCUUGCCUAUGUCCUAAGUUUCCCUACAGGGCUGUAGCAGAAUAAGCUAGCUGCUAGCUUCUCGCUAACGCACCAAGAAUAUUGCACUUACAGAUUUGCACUAAAAGCGCUGGAUAACUGAAAAUGUUUGGUCUCUCUGAUGUGAGCUGUAGCCAACAUUACCCCCAGUGUUCGGUAACUUGCACUAACUAGCUAACUGUUAGCACUGAUUGUAAAACCGUCUGAGUAACUUUUCAUUUAAAUUACAGGCUGUUACAAUUUUAACAGUAAUGACUAAAUGUUAAAAGCUUUUAAGCACAAAAAAAGAAUUUUAAAACAAUGAUUUUAAGAAUGUUGUCAAAUAUUCUGAAUUUCUAAAAUCACUUUUUUCUUUAUAUUGAAUUUGCACUGAAAUAAAAACAGCAUUGUUAAAAAAGCAAAUAAUGAAUUAUGUUUUAUUUUGGUGUUUUAUUUAAAUUUAAUGAUAAUGGAUGUAAAGAAAGAAAAGAAAUAAAAACAGGAUUUGUUCAUGUGAGAUCCAGUCAAUGUGAUUAAAUGUAUAAAACCAUAAAUUCAUAAAUCCUCUGAAAAUCCUCCAAACUUUGAGCUGCAGGAAGUCCAUCAAAGUUAUUUCCUGUAAUUGAUCCGUGACUGAUUGAUGAUCGCGUGACGAUCCCUGCAGGACAAAAACAAGUUAUAAGAAGAUAUUUUUUAAUCAAUUGUUUGGUUAAAGUUUGUGAAUCUGUCGUCUUAUCUCGUCACUCUGACUCCAAAUGAAAUCUGUGAUCUGCUCCUGAUUGAAGACGACGUCUGUUUACAUCCUCUGACCCAGUUUGACUCUUAUCUCCUCCUGUUGAACAUUUGGACGAUUUCAUGCUCCAGGAUAUUAUAACAAGAUGUCCGCACAGCUGAGCUGUUGAUCAUUUUCUUUUUUUCAUGCCUUUCUUUUGUUUUUAAGAAGAAGAAGAAAAAAACACGUGACCCAGUUUGAUGUCUGCUGAGGUUUAAGUUAUGUUGGCCCGUAUGGUUUUUGCACUCUGGUAACCCCGACCCCAGUGACCCCGGUUCAGGAAUGUGAGUUUGCAGAAGGUCCCACAGUAGCUGACAGAAGCAUGUUAGAGGGAAACAAAGAGCUUAAUUCUCACUUUUAAGUAAUUUCACUGAUAUUUGAAUGUAAGCUGGGCAGUUUAAUGUGAGAUUUAUGCUCCGUAGUGAUCAGAUAAAGAGCCAAAAUCUGCAUUUUCUCUUUUAAAAUAGAGAAAGUCUCACUGACAUUACUAAUGACCACACUGUAUAAGACAAGGAAAUCUCUUUACACCUUCAUGACUUCAUACAACAGACCCUAACAUACAUGUACAAGCCUCACUGGGCGAUAAACCGAAAAUUUACGACAAUAACCAACAUCAUUUUGCUCAUGUCGGGAUAUUCAGGGUCAAAAAAGUUGUUUUUGGAUGUGUGUAGGUAGGUUAUGGUCUCAUGUCCCUUUAAGACGCUGUCCUACAUCAGAGACGUGACUCCAUCCCAUCCAGUCUGUAACAAAGAGGGAAAGACAGGUGAAGAGAUGGAGGAUGGUUCAAAAGUUGGAGCGGCUGAAGUAGACAAAGUUAAUGUGGGAGGGGGUGAGCAGCUGGUGGAGUAGUUAGGUGAACUGAUCAAUAUAUCGGGAUAUUGAUUUGAGGACAUAUCGCCCAGCUCUAGAAGCAUCUAUGAUUUUGAGUUGUUCGUUAAAAGGACAACUGGACUUAAUUGGGACGUUUCGCCCAAGGUUCUGUUUGACAUGUUGGUCUGACCUGAACGGGUCCAGAUCCAUCUGAGUAGAUCUGCUGUGUAAAAAGUAACACACCUGUCUGCAGGUCCACCUGGUUCUUAAAGGGAAUGAGAGCAGACACACUGAUUGGUCUGACUCAUGCUCGUGCACGCACUGUUUCACUCUUUGUUUUCUAUAUUUUAAUUAGAGCUUAAUGUGUUAUCCAUUUAUCCACAAGCGCCUCAGAUGACCUUCAGCUCAUUUCUCAAGGUCAAAGUUCUGAGAUUUUAGUCGACGCUCUGAGGUUUAAAUAUCUGAAUGAGAUCCUCAUUACCCCUGACAAACAAACAACCUCCGAACAAAGACUCAGCCUUUCCCCUCUUUUCAUUGGACGACUGACACGCCGGCUCAUUUGCAUUUUAUAUUUGAUGUCACAUCAAAGGAUCCUCUGGACUGGAAAACGCCGCCGAACAACACGUAUGCCGACGUUUCUCCAGGGGGGGUCAGUGUAAUUAUCUGCAGUUUGUCUCUGCUAUUGUUUGUUUUUGCCACGGGCUGAAAAUGUGUGUGUGUGUUUGUGUGUGUGUGUGUGUGUGCGUGUGUGUGAUUCUGAGUGUUUAUGACAAGGUGAUAAAAUGUGGAUACAGUCUGUACGUUUCAAACUCUGUAUGUCUGAACAUAAAUGGGUCCCUCCUGUUUUAACUGGAAUAGCUGGGAGCAGCACUGGUGUUAGACAAAGCUCUAAUUAUGUUAGCUUUACACACACACACAAACACACACACACACGAUUACUUUGCCUUCAGACCCCCGUCUAAGCUCAGCAGAUUGAAUUAAAGCCUCUCGCCAAACUAAAUCACAUUAUCUUUCCUCCAAAUUUUACAACCACUCUGAUGGCUAUAAGCCGGUAAUUCCCAGCCAAGGGUACUUGUAGGCUGCUGAGGCAGGUGCCAGGGGGUAUAUGGAGGGAUUUAAACUCCAGUUAUUGGGAAAAAUAGACGUUUUCUAUCCUCUCUGCUCUGCUUCUGUAAAACGAGACGAGUCUAUUUCAGUAGCAGUGCUUAAAAAGUCACAUUAGUAUCUCGGGGAUGAUAUUUGUGUGAGGAACUUUGAGUUUGGGAAAUCUUUGAUAGUGGAAAUAGAGAAAAUAAAUCUGUUUUAGUGGCACAAUUACUAAAAUCAGCUGUUACCUACCUCUGCCAGCAGUUUGAGACAUCGAAGCUAACUCUAUGGGUAAUUCUUUGCUUUUAAGGGUCAUUAAGAGGCUUUAAUAUUGAUUUCAGUGAGUUUCUUAUUACCAAAAAAUCCUCACAGCAGCUUUAAACGUCAUUUAGAUAUUCUUAAAAAAUGUUAGAAUUGGUAAAAGUUACAAAAAAUAGUUAAAAAGAUGAUGAUUUAUUAAUUUAUGGUCAAGAAGGGUUAGAAAAAGUUGAAAAAGUUGCUCAAAUCUGUGAAAAAAUGCUCUUAUUAAAAGUCUGAAGUCAUGUAUCAAUGAUGCCCAUAAAAGAUCAACCAAAAGGACGUCAAAACAACCAGAAAAAAAGUCAUUUAAAGUUAAUAACUGAGUAUAAAAUAGGUCCGCUGAAACAGAAUAACUGUCAGACAGUCGUGUCAUCAGGUUGGCUAACGAUGCUAGCUUAACGGAGUGUAUAUUUCAAAUAAAUAAACCCUUUUACGUUGUUACCACAUGACAAACAGCUGUUUUCAGAAAGUCAUAAAACAUUUAAAAUCAAAUAAUUUGAAUUUAAGGCCUUAAAAUGUCUUAAAUUAUCUUAAAACCUCAUAAAAUGUCUUAAAUACAAAUUUGAAAUGUCUUAAAAAUGUACUGAUGCUACUUAAAAAUAAGAAUUAAUUUGAAGUUAGUUUAAAAAGUUCUGAUUCCCUUCACAGAUGUAAAAUGGAUCUUAAAUUGUUUUCAUUAUGUCUUAAAAAGUCUUAAAACCUCUUAAAUUUGACUCGUUGAAACCCUGUUUGUUUUAGAUUCAUAUAAAUUCAGGACCUGGUGGACGGUCCUGGGAAAAGGGGGCCCGUGAGUCAGUCCUGCAGAGCUCCGGGGCUGCAGCGUAAGGACUCGGGUUGUAAACAAGCUUUUAUCUGCUGCAGCGGUGAGAGUCCUCGAACAGCCUCAGAUGAUAAAACUCUCUUAUCCUGCCGUGAAUUUACAGUUUUCUCUUUUUCUGUCGCGGUCGUCAGGACUAGAAACGGCCCCCAGCUGAGCCUUUGAUCAGCCCGGUGAUCAGCGGGGGGACGGGGGUUUACAUCCUCUCUCUCUCUCUCUCUCUCUCUCUCUCUCUCUCUCUCUCUCUCUCUCUCUCUCUCUCUCUCUCUCUCUCUCUCUCUCUCUCUCUCUCUCUCUCUCUCUCUCUCUCUCUCUCUCUCUCUCUCUGGGUGGAGAGGUAGGAGGACAGGGUUGAAGUUUGGUCCUCAUGCCUGCUGUGAUGAGACUCUGAGGGUGUCUCAUGAAUAAAAAUCGAGGGUUUCUCUCAGUCCAGGUCUCUAGUCUGAUGAUGUUUGUGUGUUUGUGUCAGUCUGGCAGACCUUGUGUCUCCACACAGCCCUCCCACACAAACAUUCAAGUUUCCCUCACCCUCCUCCCCACUCCCUUUUCCUUCCCCACGCUCCCCCGCUGCUCCAGAGUGGACAGAGCGGCCUCAGAAAAACACAGACCUGGACUUAGAGGACUGGUUUCGUAAGUCCAGCAGAAUCCACCUACGGACAGAGGAGAGCCUUGUCUUUGAGACUCGGACUUCAUGAACUUUAUGGAUCAGGAUUCAGAGCUCUGAGAGUCUCAGAUCUGCAGGAGUUAGAGGAAAGACUGAGACACUGAGAAACGAGCUUUCAUCAGAAUUUUAAGUUCCUCCUCGAUGAAAUUAAUCAGUUUUAUUAAGAAAUAAAUAAUAACAGUAUAAUGCAAUUUAAUGCAGUGGUUCUCAACUGGUGGGUCCCGACCCAAAAGUGGGUCGCGAACAGCUGGUCAAAAAAGUAAAUAUUUAAUGUGGAUCUGAUGUUUGACGUGUCUUUUGUUCUGAGUGUACAGACGCUUAUCUGAUAUUUAGAGGGAACUUUUGAAUGUUUAAUAUCCUGAAAGAGCAGCCAGAGAGCGUGUUUUAUAUCCUAUAUACUGCAGGAGCUCAUUUAUUUUACUGUUUUAUAUUUUAAAAGGUUAUCCAGGAGACAUUUAUUAACAUGAAAUACAAUAAAAGAGCUUUUUUUUUUACUUUACUACGAACUUUUUUACCCUUUAUGAACUAAAACAGCAUCUAGAAGAACUUUUUAUGCUUUAAUUAACCCGGAGCAGCUUAAAAAUUGAACUUCUUGAAAAGGAAAUUUACAGUGGGAAAACAUCUAGAGGUUAUUUUUUAUGCUUUAUAAACUUUUUACCUGAAACAGGAUCAUUUUUAAUCUUUAAACUCGUCACUGUCUUCAUCUCUCUUCACUGUUUCUGUCUCACCCUGUUGUUUUCUAAGUUUAAAUUAUCCGUCUUUUUCGUUCCUGUUGGUCUCAGUUCACUCUGUAGGGAUCUGAUGUUGUCUGGAUCUCAUGGGUCACAGUGAUUGGAUAAAUUGAUCGGCUUGUUUACUCUUCUAUAAUCUUAUUUCUAUCCUAAAUAAACCUGUUUUUAAAGCUGCUGCGUGAACAGAGUUAUCUUUAAUUUAUCUGAGGAGGAAGAGUUACGACCCCCGACACAAAGGUCACUGAACUUUCCACAGCCAUAAGAGUCCGCCUGGAGACGGUUCAGGACCGGACUGACCUGAGAGGUCUCAGUCCUCAGUCCUGCAGCUCCACUGGUCGGGUCACUUCUGCACAUGCUCAGCUGCAGCGCCGCAAUAAACGCUCACAGUUGGAGGAGCUGCUUUGGCUUUAAAUCUCAACGGCAUCAACAAGAAGAAGAAGGUCUGCAGAGGCCUCAUCAGAACCGAACCCUGUUUUUGGAAUCCAAAUGAGAUCCUGUGUUUUAUUUUCCUUCUGCUCAUAAAUCCAGAGUGAGAGUCUGAAUCUUCUACAAAGAGCAGCGUCUCCAAACCUCCUCUGAAGUGUUUGAAACGACUCCUUAACUGCUGUGACCGAGAGCUCAGCGGGGAGCCGGUCCAACACUUCACGACGAGGCUUUUCUUUAUUCAAAUUUAUGACUUUAAAAGGAGGAAUUUCUGUCAGGACCCGAAACCCUGGAGUUCAAAGAUAAAUUCACCCAUUAGGAGAGAAAACCCGGGGAGCGAAACGAGCUUCAUCCAGCUAAUGAUGUUUAUAAUAAACCUUUUACUGUAAUUAUUAUUCUCCUAUUAAAGGAGCAGGACAAACAUUUCUCUUUUGACCUGACUCUGAGUGAUGCAGCUCUGGAUUUCACAUCCACUCAUCAAAACUUCACACCCCAAAAGGUAUUUAAAGACACACAUGAAACCUAAUUUUGAACCUUUAAUUUUGGAUGAAAAGCCUCCAAAUUUGUGAUUUUGCAAAAUUAAUCCACUAAUUUAAUUUCCUCUCAUUUUAAUGAACCUAAAAACCUGCAGCAGAUGAAAUGAAAUGAAAUCUCAAACUCUGCAUCAUUUAAACCCGACCCACUCGAGUCCUGCAGCGCUCUGCAGCUUCACUAACGGGGUCUCUCUGUCUUUUGCAGAAUUCGCCUGUCUGGAGCCCAUGGGGAUGGAGUCAGGGGAGAUCUCCUCCGAGCAGAUCACCGCCUCCUCCCAGUACAACUCCAACUGGUCUCCUGAAAGAUCACGUCUCAACUACCCGGAGAACGGCUGGACGCCCUCGGACGACACCGUCAGGGAGUGGAUACAGGUCAGAGCUGUUCGGCUUCGUUAAAGUCAGGGGGAUCUGAACUCAUGUCACAUCGCUCCUCAUUUCACAGUCUGAGCUCAUAACGCACGUGUGUUGCUGACGGCGCUCCUCCGAUUGAACCUGACUACACCUCCGAGAUCUGCCGCACAUCUGGUCUGAAUAUUGCUCACUCAGUCGAAGCGUUUUCUCCGCACGUUAUCGAGAGAAAGAAAUGAAGCGGCGUGAAUUAUUCAUUAAAAUCUGACAUUUUCUUACACUCACUGUGAAAUCAAACAAAGCGGUCUGUGGUGGAGUUAUCUAAACCACUCCACCGCAGGUUUAAUUUGGCAGAUUUAAGCUCCUCGUUUUUACUCAGAGAAGUUGGAUUUAGUGUCCGGUGAGUUUCAGGCAGAUCAUGAAUCAAACGUGGUGCGUUCAAGGACUGCUUUUUGAUUAGAAACAGCCCAACGUCUCUGAUAAGAGCAGUUUGAAUCCUCUAAACGACGAGGAAAGGAGCUUUGUUACCUUCUUUAUAACAGAGGAUACACCCGAGGAGAGAAGGAAAGAUGACUCUUAACUCUGUCGACGAGCCUGACAACAAACGAUCGGUACAACAACACCUGAUUGAAGCAAACGUCACUGAAUUAAAGCGACGACAUCAUUUCAGUAACUCUUAUUUCUUCUCGUCGGAGCCAAACUCUAUAAAAUAGUUGAACUUCCUGUCUGUCGGUUAACUCUAACGUAGAUCACAUACUUGGACGUGCCGGUGAGGUGCGGCUGAAGUCCAGGACUGUCCCAUUGUCCAGGACAGGAACUCAUAGAGGAAGACUCACAUUGUCCCUCGCACUAAAGACAGACCCUCGCUUCCUUCCUGAGAGUUACAACAGGAAGUACACAGGAAGACAACCUCGGUGCCAAAUUAGUAGCAGCGUCUCUCUAUUGUCUGUCUGGGGACUUGUUUCAGCUGCUGAACCUGCUGGGGCUGUGAUGAUAGAAAGACCAGGUUUGAUCCCACUAAAGGGGUCAAAACUCAGAGUUAGUCUGACUAAGAUGUUUUUCAUUUAGAGUUUGUUCUGGAAAAUUACAGGAAAAAUAUCAAACAAGAUUUUUAUUUUGGUUCUGACACCAACAGAUAUAACCUCCAUGUCUGCGCUACGACUUCUGAACAGUUUAAUAAUAACAUGAAUCUUAUAAAAUCGAUAAGUAUAAUAUCAUAUCAUACCCUAACAAGUAUUGUAUCCUAUUGCAUCAUGUCACAAAAUCUAUUGUGUCGUAUCAAAUAGUAUUGUAUCAAACUGUAUCAUCUCAUAUUGUUAAGUUAAGUAAGAUACAGUGUUGUAUCGUAUCUUGAAAUAUCGUGUCUUAUUGCAUAACAUCGGAAUUAUCUUCAAAUAUCAUAUUUAAAAAAUAUCGUAUCUUAUUGCAUCGUAUCGGAAUUGUCCUAAAAUGUUUUAUUGUAUCUUUAAAUAAAAUAUCCUUAAAUAUCGCCUCCUAAAAUAUUGUAUCUUAUUGCAUCAUAUCGGAAUUAUCUUAAAAUAUUGUAUCUAAAAAAUAUCGUAUCUUAUUGCAUUGUUUCGGAAUUUUCCUAAAAUAUCAUAUUGUGUCUUAAAAUAUUGUAUAUCAUCAUCUGGUAUCAAAACUAUCUUAAUAUAUUGUAUCAUGUAGUAAAAAAAACAUUAUCUCUUGAAUCACCUCAUUGUACCUUAUCAUAAUGAAAUCCAUGGUAAUCAAUUAUCCUGUAUCUGUGUAUAGAUCAGCCCUCAUACAGCUGAUAUUACUAUCACCUUUAUUAAUGAAAACACAUCGUUCCCAUCUGUCGUUGACAUCAUGACAAAUCAAAAAAUCAGUGAGAAAAAAAAUUAUCAAAAAUCGACCAAAUAACAAACAAAAACAAAGAGAAUUAAUAUUAAUGAUAUAAAAUAAUUAUAAAUCACAGAGUUCGAUCAGUGAGAGGAAUAAAACUCGUUUAAAUCAACAGAAAUAAACAGAAGUUGAAUCAAACGACCUACUUUUCACUUCUUUUUUCAUGGACUGCAGGUGUUCAUCUUAAACUAAUAUCUAUACAUCCAGUCGCAGCAUUAUAACCGUAACAAUGAAGAAAGCAAAACAAUCUGACUCACAAUCCUGAGAAUCUACAGUUCCCCGUCUUCCUCCCCCGUGAGUCUCUCUCUGAUUUAUACAAUCGCAGCAGGAUGAGUCAGGGAGAGUGAGUCAAAGACAUAAACACGUACAUCAGGGAAUAAAUACUCCCAUAAAAAGGUUAAACAUUCGAGGAAGAGCUGAAAUAACAGAAAAAGAGCAGCGUUCGGCUUUGAGGAAGGGUGUCCUGAAGUUUUCUGGAAAUUUUCAGGGGGUCACGCGUUGAUCCGCUCCCUCCGGACCUGAACUCUGGACUCAGUGAGGCCUCUGACUCUCGACUUUUCUCUUUUAUACGAUGGAGUGCGUUUCGUGGCGAGCUCUCCGGCUCUUCAUCCGUCUUACUUGAGCAGAAAUUAUGACUUCGUUAAUUUUUGCACGCCUGCCUCCUCCACUGCAAACACCUCCAUUAGUCAUCUAAAGGCGCUCGUAUAUUAAUACCACAUACCUCCGUUAACACCGUCUCCAGGUUUCUAUUCAUAAUGCUGUCAGGGAGAUGUUACCCGGUGGCAAUUUGGACCGCCGCUCCACCACCUCAUUAUUAUCUGGCUUUAUGAUAAAUCUCUAAUCUUAUUCUGCAUGGUGGUGACUCACUUCAUCAGCACGCUUGAUUUUUCCAACCAAAGAACAGCUUCCAGAUCUAAAAACACAUUUUUACCAACGCACAGAAAGACAGAGUGAUAAACGGGAGAGUCACCGCUGCAGAAACAGAGUAAAUUCAGACUUUUGUUUGAGCUUUAAUGGGAAAAUUACAGAUCUGAAAUAUUAGAAUUUCAAAAAUGAACAUUUUAAAAAGGAAAGGGCUCAACCAAGUCAAAGAUUCACUUUUAAAACAGUGUCUUUUAACACUGACAUAAAAGUCUGAAAUAUAUAUUAAUACGGAAGCUGAACUCAGUAAAAGGAGCUUUUUAUGCAGGUUCAGAUGUGAAAAUUACAAAUUAAUUCAUAUUUGUCAAAGCAGAUUCACAAGUUUUAGCAGCUCAAAUAAAUAUAGAUGAGGAAUUUGAAGUUUUAAAGCCUUUUAAGUUCAUUUCAAACUUACACAUGACAUAAAAGUGUCCAAAAAAAUCUCAAAUAAGGAACAAGAACAAAAAGAUAAUCAUAAAAUCAGCUUUAAAAAACUUCCCCUGCCAUGUAAAAUGAUUUUUGAUGGAAGUUUAAAUUAAAAUGACAUAAAAAAGGAUAAAUCUACUGUAAAUGAAAAUAAAUUUAUAAAGAACUGAUUCCUUUCAUGAGUUUAAGUGAGUUUUAGUCAGAAAAAUAUGAGUAUAUCCAUACUUAAAGCUCCUGUGUCUGUCUUGAUUUUGGCGCCCCCCUGUGGACAAAAUAAUACCAUAACUAAUCCUGUCUUAAUCUUGUAAAAAGAGGUUAAUUAACAAAAAUCCCCUAUGUGAAUAAAAUUGUCACUGUUAAAAGACAUUUAGCAGUUUUCACCUUGUCCACCAGGGGGCACCAAAUAUAACAAAAACUAAAACUUUCUCACUGGAUCACUGCGAUGACCAGAAAGCCAUUUUUAAAUAUCGUAUAUGGCGAAGAGUUUCAGUGUUAAAAUGAAAUAAAUGGAGAUGUUAGUUAAAACAGGAUUUACAUAUGUAUUGGAUUUAACCAUUAAAGACUAAAAAUGCAGUAUUUGUCCACAGGGGGGCGCCAGAAUCAACUCAAACUGAAUUUGUGGUUACAACCUUGUUUAAUUUGAGUUCAAACUUUUGCCGAGGAAACAGAACAAACAGAAAAAAGUUUAAAUUAAAGUUUGAAUUAAAUUAAAUCGACUCAAAGACUCUUGAGCUCGAUAAAGUCUGAUGAGACGAGACAGAGAGGACAGCAUGUCAAACACAGCUGAGCGGCGAGCGCGUCCCUCAGGUCCGUAGUAAACUCUCCUGUUAUUGAAUCCCGUGAUGUAAGCCCAGGAAAGACUUCCUGACUCCAGGUAUUUAUAGACCUCAGCGCCGUUUGUCUUGAGGAUCUGUUUGACGCCACCAGGAAGAGCUCAGCGACCUGCAUCUGGAGAACAGAUCUGAGGCCUUGUGUUGUUGAAACAGAGGUCAGGAGGGAAACCGUGACACAAAAGAUCCUCCGGAGACUUUUAAACGGUUUCAUUAUCCAGAGCAGACCUCUGGAGGGAUGAAGAAGUGGACUCCCAGAGCUCAGCUGCAACAAUAACCGAGAGAAACCACAACACAAAUCAGAUUUAUAGACGCAGAGACCAACAUGUGAGGAAACGUUGGAGGUUUCUUUCAACGUUUUUGGCUUUUUCUCGAUCGUAAAUCUGAGUCUCCUCCGCGAAGACGAAACUGUGAUGAAACUGGAGUUAAGUCACCGUCAAUAAAACAGAAUAAACCCCCUGAAGCCAAAGACAAACAUUUGAUCAUCCAGUCCGAGUUUAUGAGCUCCAACUCAGUUUUCACAAAGCUCAGCGGUUCAGUUAACUGUAGAGUAAAGUCGUUUAGGGGAUAUAGGUCUGUCCAGUAAGAUUUAGAGCCUCUGUGUGGUGACUCCCACCACAGAGUUUUAGACUUUUCCCAUCCACCCCCUCCAGAAAACCCUUUUCAUACUCACAUUUCGAACCUGUUGCCUCCUCACCUCGUCUUAACAAACGUUUAAUUUUAAGGAUCAAACUCUCUAAAAUUAAACACGUCUUUAUCUCUGUUCAGAGCUUGAGAAUUCAGUGAUUUCUUCUCUCCCAUGAGCCUCUGCUUCCCCCGGAGAAACGGCGCUUUCUUAAAUAAACACAGAGCCUCAGAUGAGAGCGGACUCACUGAGGCUCUUUUCUUUUACUAUCAGUGCUAAAGCAGUUUCCUGUUUUGGCAGGACGUAGCAGUGUUUGCUGUUCAAUCUCAUUUAGCCACACUAGACUGAAUUAUAUCCCCUUCCUGCUGUUUGUUCCCUUCAUUAAAAAAGCUCCAAGUGUGACUAUUUUCUGGGGCGUAAAUGUGGGCACUGCCAAACGAAGAGGAAUCAGAAGAAGGUGGAGCGUUUAGCCUUCAACGUUCGAUGGAGGGAGUCAGGAGAGAGGGCGCCACGGAGAAAUAUGUAAAAAUCAUCAACCUGUUUAAAUCCACCUCUGUGACAUCUGAUACCUGUUAGGGCCACAGAAGGGUGAGGACCCUCUUUAACCCUUUACCCCCAAUCUCCACCGCAUCCAGAACAUCUACGAAAAGGUCGUAUCCUCCGAUCGUAGCUGAUCGUAACCAUUCAAGUUAACGUGUCAAUUUACAUCGACUUCUUUCCGUUCCUCUGCGGAUCGCCGGACUCCUCGGCUGAUCACAAGAGUUCUAUUUUUUCUGGACGCCGGAGCAUGGCGGAUAAAUUCAGCACAGAUUAACCCGUGCUGGAAAGGAAGUCGGGCACAGACACAAAAUAAAACAUCCGGCUUCUUUUCAAAAUAAAACACUUCAUGUUUCAGGAGGAUCGUAUUUCACACCAUGCAAACGGGCGGAGACGAACAAGUGAAAGGUUUUUAGACGUCAUUUCACCCCGAUGACACCAUGGAUGAGGAGAUGCUGAUUCUAGAAGUCUAGAAGUAGAUUUCCUCCUCUGGAAGGACACAAUCUACUGCUUAUAUGUCUAUGUGGCUAAAGAGACAACUUGUUUUAGAGCGAUUGAACGUGAAUCCGCAGGUUCUUGUGAGUCCUCACGAUUCCGGCCGUCCAUAACCUGCCACGAAAUUCGCCUCACCAACAGAUCCGGUAGGAAUUGGUGGACGGCCAAAAUCGCUGCUGUUUCAGAUCAGAGCUGUUCCGAAUGCGGUGAAAAUUGGGGGUUAGGAUCUUAAUCUGUUUGCCAAAUCAAAAUACUGCUCCAUAACGUCUUCUAAAGGUUUCCACAAAUCCUUCUUGUAGAGGUUUGCCCUGUUUUUAGGGUUUAUAUUCAAACAAACUAGUUCUGAGGUUUCAUCCAAUCAACUUCAAGUAUUCACAGAAUAUAACGAACACAUUAAAGUUUCCAAAAGUCUGAGAUUGUUACAACGGGUGCAGAAAUGAUUGGCCAUGGAACAGGAAGUCACUUUAUCUCCGCCGUGCAUGCUCCAAUCCGACCAAAACCCACAUUAAUAAAGUCAUACUUGAUUACAGUCAUAGUGCCCUCUAGUGGCAGCAGGAAGAUGUCAUGCUAACCCCUAUCUUCCUGGUGAGGAUAUCUGCAUGACUUGAGCUCAGAUUGUCCUUCACAUGUUGGCGUUUAUAGGCACUGAAACUGUGAUUUUCUUAAAGGGGGCGUGGUCACGGCGGUGUGUUGAAUUUCGAUUCAGACAUGACGUCUUCUCAUUAAACAUUAAACUCAGCCCGACGUCAACAUAUCUGUACGACAGUCAGAUCCUGUCAGGUCGACCAAACUUCCUCAACAUGCUUCUGGUCCAUCCAAAGACCUUAACGCCGACGCCCCUUUAGAGCGCUCAGGUCCAUGCUAAACCCUGAUCUUUGAAAUAGGUGCGAUUAGUGGGCGUGGCCUUAACUGAUCAUUUAGCCUCAAAAUUCCGCUCUUAGAGCAGGUUUGAUGGUGUACUUGAGUGGGCUGAUGUGGACCCGUAUCACAAAACCAACAGGAAGUCCAUAAUUUUUGACUUUUGGGAAACUUGGAUGUUGUCAUAGCAACUCCCAAGAGUUUGACAAGCGACAAAUUAUUACCUGCUACACCACAACGUGCACUAAACCCUUCUUUCAUAGCUCCUGAUCAGCUUUGAUUGGAUGUCUGAGACUGUUUUAGGGCAGUUAGCAGUCAGAGAGCGAAUAAAUCAAAGUUUCAUCGAUUUUAUUUUAAAGAAUUAGAAAUAUCGUAAACUUUUACCAUCACUUGGAUGAUCAUAUAAGGAGCGCUUUCUGGUUGUUGUGAAUGAAGAGACGAUAAACCAAAAUAAGAAAUACUUUGUCUUUGUCACAUCCAGCAUGUGUGGGAUACGUCUCGUGGGAAUUUGCAUUUAGGACGCAGCUGCCGAGGGAUCCCAUGAAACAUGUUCUCCCAGUGGUCUCCUGUCAGCCCGCACAGCAGACCCACCAGAAGUUAUUUUCUCCUCUUGUCCUGAAAAAGCAACAGAGGGGGGAGUUAAAUAAUGGCCUCUGGUCUCUUCACAUGUACAAUAUCAGAGCAGCGACGUCUGUUUGGUGUGUAAUUACACGGCCUGCUGUAUAUCACAGGAAUCCCACAGCGUGUUUAUUUCACUCACAGACUCCACUCUGUUUAGGAUGGAUGUUCAGAGCUAAACUGGAGUCACGCUUAUACAAACAGAUUGAUCCACUUCAUGCUCUGGUGCAGUUUGAUAACUACAUAUGGAGCUGCUUCCUAUAUCCCAGAAUAACUCUGUUUUUAUCAGUGUGGACAGAAAGCUCAUAUGUGGCACUGCAGCAGCGCUCGCUCUUUGAUGAUUGUGAUCUUUUUAUAUUCAUCUUUUUUCUUAUCUCUGCUCUUUUCAAGUAUUUUGAUCUGCCUUAUAUCUGAACACUUCUGCGCUAAAGUGAGAUAAAGUGCCUCGGCCAUCUGAGGAAGGCUUUUUCAUCUCUUAUGUAGCCCUCUGAUCAUAAUUUCAUAAGAAAACGGAAAAAAAAGUGGAGCUGAAACUUUUGAUAAUAUCACCCUCGGAGUAACUUAUUUCAAGAAACGCUUUGAACAAGUCAAACUUGAGUCUCUUUAAGUGUGUUUGAGACUGAAAACUAAAUCCAAUCACUUUACAGAGCAGAUGUUUUAUGUGGCUGUCUCUAUUUUAAGUGUGUCUGAGUCUCUGUAAGUGAGUUUGUAAAUUAAGAGCUCAAACUCGAUCAGGAUCAACACAAUGAACUGAGUCAGUCUGCUAACGUAAUCAAUCUGGGAAAGUCCCCGUCAGCCACCCGAGCUGAGAAAUGUCGGCUGUUUUAAACCCUGACAGCUAACUGCUUUGAAUCCGGAGCGUUAUUCCUAAAAUCACGAUCUUUGAAAGGCUUUAUUCUUUAAAUUCUGUCUGUAAGCUGCCGUGGAGAAGAAACAGGACGAGCUAACGGCUAAAACAACCUCUGUGUCCAGAUCUAAAACAUGUAGAUGUGUUUGUUACUUUAUUUAGUCCUUUUCACUCUUAACCCCCUGAGACUUUCCUUAAAACAUGACUUUCUUAUACUAACCAAAGCCAGAUGAAGUGAUGAAGUUAACCGAUUAGUCGCUAUUUUGUUCGGAGCGAUAAAAGGAUGUUUUUAGACUAGCUUCACUCUAAGACGGGAUGGGAAAAACGGCUACACCUCUGUGCUGUCAAGGUCAAAGUUUUUACUAAAUCACUCAGUACGUUUCCAUGACACUUGAGAAAACCGAAUUAUCGCCUUACUCCGAUUAAGACCGGGCAACUGAAGGUCAUGUAAACAACUUAGUCCGACAAUAAUCAGAGUUUAAGAACUUCGAUUAAGACACCCAGAUAAUGCGAUUGGAGUUCGAUUUUCUCUACCAGCGUAGUCGGAGUAUGAUCGGACAAUGCAUGUGUGCGUUCGUCCGAGUAGCGUACAUCUCAUCUUUAGAAAAAGUAGCGCGUCCAUCAUGUCGGACAAAAACAACGCUGUACGAUGCUCCAUCUUCUUGUUUCUCCAAAAUGCCCAGCAGCAGUUGUAGACACUUCUGACGUCUGACACCGACCUGCUGUUGUUGUUGACGGUUGUAUGGGGUCGGAAACAGCGCCGCUGAAAAGAUCCAUAUCGCCCCCUAGUGUUGGGGAGGAGGACACGUUCACGUCAUGACUCUUGCUGGUCAUGUGUAUCAUACCAGACCAAUAAAAUCCUUUCCUCUGAUCCCUUCAAGAAGUCCAGACAUUUGAGUUGUAUGUCUAGUUUUAGUAAUUUUUCACGGUACAAAUAUGAUUGAACCUUCCCUGAAGCUCUUGUGAGAAUCAAUAAUUGAUGAUUUUAGGUUAUCGAAGCGUUUUCUGUACUUUAAAGUCGAACUGUGACUUUUCACCGUGUAACAGAAAGUUAAGUUUGCUCGGUCAUAUCUCUUUCAAACCUCACACACAUGAUCAGAGUCCAUCCCUUUAGCAUAGCGCCACCCUGUGGAAAUACAUGCCAGUAACCUGAGCGUGCAAUAUCCAAUCUGCUCCUAUUUCACAAGUUUGAUGAAGCUCCUGGCCUGAACUCAUGUGUAUGUACAAUUAUGUCAUAUCAAUACUGCCAUCUAGUGGACACAAAUAGUACUAACUUUCCUAAAGAUUGUAGCUUAGUCCCCACCUACAGGUAAAACCAGCAGGUAACAGGUAAAUCUGCUUUAAACUAAACAGUCAUCCUGACAGCACCACAUAAGUGUGCACCAGCACGGCUUCACCACUAGGCUAACGCUGACUCCUCUGUUCUAUAUAUAUACAGAAAAAUGUGUGGUUUUCUCUAAUCGAGCUCACUUAUAUCUAAAAUCGUUAGUGUUCAACUUCGAUGUUUAAAGUAGAGCCACAAACUCGACCUGAUGUCAUGCAGCUACUUUUUAAACCCAGCUGUUAAAUAUUUAAUCCUUAUUUAUUCUCAGCUCCUCUUAUAAAAUCUGCUGUUAGCUUAACUCAACCUCUAAAUCCAGAGGGUUACACACACACACACACACACACACACACACACACACACACACAGGUCACACUCUAGUCAUUAGUGAUGCGGGCGGACAACCGUAAAAUUGAUCCUUAGCUGGUUCACACACACUCUGGCUGCCUGGUAUGCUCUAAAUGAGUUAGAUGCCACACACACACACACACACACACACACACACACACACACACACACUCCUCGGUAUCUCUGAAAACAGAGUCUUUCGGACUUCCUGGUGGAUCAGCGGCUCACGGCUCAGACCUCAUGUGUGUAACCCUGACACAACAGGCCGAAUUCGACACGUGACCUCAAUCCCGUGUCACGUUCUGUCCUCUUCUAGGAAAGGACUGAUUCAUGGACUAAAAAGGAACACAGUUUUUAGAAACACGGGAUGUUAUUUUAUAAUCCAGAGUGCCGUCUCUGAUUUCUGCGCUGUCUGUCGGGAUAAAAGGUUUGAGCUCUGAUCCGAACCCGCUCCGGUGUUUGGGAGGUGAUGGAUUCUGGGCAGACACAUUAUCAGGGCUGUUAAGUGGGCUUUUUAGACACAUCCCAAAACCACAGCGCCCACUUUGGAGACUGUUUGAGGUCUUUCCUCUUCAGCCGAAGCUGCUGGCAGCUCUGCUCUGCUGAAUCACACUCCUUCUGAAUCUUUAGUUUUUGCUCUAACCUUUUGUUCUCCAAACAUACAGAAGACCGACGUCAGAGCUCGAUCUACGACCUCCAUCAUACUCACACGAACCUCUUCAUCCACCUCCACGUUCAGGUCCUCUCUCUUCCCACUGUAAGUUUCACAGCCUAGAGAAACCUCAGGGUUUUAUAUCAAAGCGGCGAUGAAAACUCAAAUGAUGGAGAGGAUUUCCAGACCGUCAGCACCUCGUCUUUCCAGGACUAAGUGGGAGAGAAACUGAUGAAGGAGAAUACUCAUGACUGUAGACGCUUGUCAGCAGUUUAGCAGAGGAGUUCAUACUGAGUGUUUAAUGUUCCUGAAGAGGUUUGAGUUCUGUGCGGGAGAGGCGGUUGUCUUAAAAAAUGGGGUAGCCUAUCUCUCCAGUGUGCUGCUCUGAUUUUUCACUGUCUACUUACGGACGGAUCACACUUUAAUUAACGAGAGCCCAGCCUCCUUCCCCAUAUGCUUCAAACAAUACCAGUCAGUGUUGAAUUUGCAGGAUGAUACUCAUUGUCUCAUUAUGUUUAACCAGUACUCAAUGGUACAUGGAGAAACUGAAGUUCCCCGACUGAUGAAAAUACACGUUUUGAUUCAGAUUGUCUAUUUAAUUAACAUUUACCUUGAACAAACAGAAUUUUAUGACCGACCACAGUGAGUCUGAUUCAAAGCCAUAAAAACUGAACUCUCAUUUCUGUUAGAUAUCAGGAACUACACAGGAUUUUGUUGACAAUCUGUCCAUUAAAACAACAAAAGGGCACUUUGUUUACAUUGUUUACAUAAAAAAUGAAAUUAAUAGCACUUUAUUCUCCUUAAAUUUACUAAACAAGGAACUAGAGGCUAGUAUGUUGAUAUUUGGACCACUAACAAAGUAAUCACUUUGGCACUUUGUCUGUAUUUUGUUCAUUAUAGAGUAAAGAGAGGGCACUUUGUUUACAUUUGAUCUACUGAAGUGAACUCUGUUUACACAUCACAAAAUACCCACCAGAGGGCACAAUUUGUUUACACCAAAGCAAAGAUAAGACACUUUGUUUAAAUUUUAUCUUCCAAUGGGCACUUUGUUUACAAUUAAUUCAUGAAAGGGAACUUUGUUUACAUUGGAUAUCAGAAAAGUAUCCAGAUCGCACUUGGUUUAGUAUUUUCCCACUACAAAAGCCUCCAGAAGGACUUUUGUUUCCAUUUUAACCAUAAAAGAGCUCUUUGUUUACAUUAAUUUGACAAAGAAGGAACCAGAAAGCACUUUGUUUACAAUCUAUUCACUAAUACAAUGAGCAAGAGGGCAUUUUGUUUACAGUUUACCAGAUAAAGGGUGGUGUGUUUACACAUCAUAAACAAAAAGGCAACUGGGGACUUUGUUUACAUUAUUUCUAUUAAAGAGCACUUUGUAUUUAAUUGGAAAAAAGGGUAUCAAGGGGAACUUUUUACAUUAUCUGCUCAAGAGGCAACAAGAAGACUGUUUACAUUUUAUCUACUUGAGAGGAAUUAAUUUACAAAAAGCAUUAACAGGGAUCUUUUUUUUCAUGCUAUGUACGAUAAAGAAACCAGAUGGCACUCGAUUUACAAACUUGCACAAAAAUACAACUUAAAAACACUUUAUUUUCCUUAUUUUUACUUAUAAAGGACUAAAGGGCACCUUUGGGUAUUUUUUUAAGACUAAAGCAAUACAAAGGCCCCUUUUCCACUCUAUUUUCUGAUGGGCACUUUGUUUACAAUUAAUUUACCAACAAAGUUAAAAUCAGUUUACUUUUUUUUUCACUGGCAGGGUAUCUACAAGGACAGUUUUCAUGUGAUUUCUACCUUAAGUGCACCGGGCUGUGUCACUUUAUAAGGUUUUUCUUACUUUAAAAGCACUUAAGUGUCUUUUUGUAGACAUGAGGGCACCAGGAGUGAUCACCCCCUCUUAAGUCCACCUCCAUAGUCACCUAUAAUCCUGUUUGAUUUCUCUCUCACCCUUACCCUACUGCGCUUUCUCUCCUCCUCCAGGUGGAUUUGGGGUUCCUCCGGUUCGUCACCGCCGUCGGGACACAGGGAGCGAUCUCCAAGGAGACCAAGAAGCACUACUACGUCCGCUCUUACAAAGUGGACGUGAGCUCCACGGGGGAGGACUGGGUCACCGUGAAGGAGGGCUCAAAGCAGAAGGUAAUGAUGAGUCAGUUCUUGCUUUAACAACCCCGUACUUAUCUAAUAUUGAUGAGUUAAGACAGGCUCUGAAUCCUGAUGAAUGGGAGAGAGGUGUGGGCGGCUGAAUCAAUGUUUUUUUCAAGGCUGACAGCGUUUGGCAGAAUCUCUGAUCGGAGCCUCGACUGAGAGUCUGAUAAAAUCCAACUUUACCAUCUGAAACGGGUCUGAGAGUGACGCUGGUCAAAAUAAAUACAGAGGCAGCGUCCAAUGUUUCUUAUUAAGUGACUUAGUGAUAGCUGGGGCACAAAUGGACAUGAAACAGUGAAUAAACAGAGUAGUUAGAUUCUACGAUACAGAGAAUACGGUAGAUUCCUGCUUGAGAAGUAGGCCACUGUGGAACUGAAGCCGUGGAUUUAGCUGAUGUGGAAAACCGCUGCAUCCCCUGCAGGUGACUGAUAAAAAUAGAAAAGGGGACAUAGUAAAAGAAACGCUGAUUUGUGAUGUUUUCCUGUAUCUUCUGUACUUCAGAUCUUCCAGGGGAACCACAACCCGACAGACGAGGUCCUGGCCUACCUCCCCAAACAGACUCUGGCUCGUUACAUCCGGAUCCGACCCAUGUCCUGGGAGCAAGGCAUCUGUAUGCGCUUUGAGAUCUACGGCUGCAGAACGUCAGGUAACACUCAAGAGUUUUUAUAUUCCUGGGUUUAUGUCUUUAACUGAAGCUACAGCCACGCCUAGUGGCAGGAGGCUGAACUGCAGCUUAGAAACAGCAUGUGACCAACGUUUCGGGCUUAUAAUCAUAAAAAAAAAAUACAAGCAACAAAAGUCAAAAAGAAAAUUUAGACUAAAAACACUUAACAUCAUUUUAAGGUCAUAAAAACAGAUAUUAAAACACUUUUAAAACCAUCUUUUUACAACUUUUUACAUUAUCGACCCAAGAAGCAACAAAAAGACUCUUUGUUUACAUUUUAUCUACUAGAAAGGAUUUAAUUUACAAAAACCAUUUACAGGGAACUUUUAUACAUAUUACUCACUGAAAAGAAACCAGAGGGCACUUGAUUUACAAAGUGGCACAAAAAAAUACAACUUAAAAAUACUUUAUUUUCCUUAUAUUUACUUAUAAAGUGCAUUUUGUUUACAUUUUGACCUUUGAGGGGUACUUUGUUUAAAAAAAACAAAAUAGCAACCAGAGGGCACCUUGUUAACCGUGAAGCAAUAAGAAGGUCCUUUUUUUAAGGUCCUUACACACUGGGAACGACGCAAAUAUACGACGCAAAAUUACAAAAUAUUUAGAGGAGACUGACACAACAGCAGACUGAGUGUUCGAGAAAUAUGAGAAAUCCGACGCUGUGACUCUCCACAAGUCGUCCUUCAGGUCGUUAUCUUUGUAAUAUUUGUGUCUUUUAUCAAAAAUCACUCUGUUCUCCGACACGUAAAUGAUCAGCCGGUCAGCCAUGUUGGAUAUACCGGUGAAUCUGACGUUGCAACAACACGAAAUCUGAUUGGUCAGAAGUGGACACACAGUAUCUGAAACUUUAGAAAAAUCGACCAUGAUGCAAAAAAUAAAUGCCACAGUAUCGCAGGACGGGGAAACGUUGCUGAUGUGAACGCUUGUAUUGACAGGAUACAGGUUCGAAAAAGUGUCACUUUACAAGUUUAUUUUUUACUUUAAAAGCACUUAAGUGCCUUUUUUCAGAUAUGAGGGCACCAGGGAUGAUGACCCCUCUUAAGUCCACUACUGCACCCACCUGUUGAUUUUCUUUCGUUUCGAGGUCUGAGUUUCGUCUCUUUUACUGUUUUUUGUUCUUAUUUAGUGAAGCACUUUGUGUUCUUUCUCUUUGCUCCACAGCCUGACCUCGAAACGACAGAAAAAUCAACAAACCUCAAAGUGUUUUAAGAGGGUUUGAAGAAAAAGCAGACCUCUAAAACAGACCUUUUUAUAUUAAAGAAGAAACUUUAACAUGAAACAGAGUAAAGUUUUAAAGGGAUGAGUGACAGUCGGGGACGUUCCCUCAAAAGUUCUACCUGCUUCUGGCUCCGUUCGACUGUUCUUUCUCCCCGACCCUUUUAACAACAUUUUCUCGCUUUUACACAUCGUGAAUCAAACUAACAUCUUUUUGGCGGCGGGAUGAGAACCUCCUGCUGCUCUCUGUUGAUUUAAAAUAAUCACCGCUUCCAAGGCGAGCCCAAACUCCCACAGAAGGACGCCGUUAUUCACUCCGGAGCGGCGCAGGAAAAUCACGCUGCCUCAUUACUCAUCCUCUAACAUUAUAUAAACCUCAGCCCUUGAUGUGCUACAAGCAACUCUCAGUAGGAGAGCUCCAUAAAGUAGAUAUUAGGCUCUUACUCAUAGGAGAACAGGCUGUAGAGUGCUAGACAGGUGAUUCAGGUGAUAUAAUGACACGAGCGCGAAAAUGUGUGUGUGUGAAAAUGUUAAAUACGAAACAGAACCUUGGACUUUAUCCUCGUUUCACCUGAAUCUGGUCCAAUUUCUAAAUCAGUGCCAGACCGCACUCUGAAGUAAAACAUGAGAAUUAACUCCCUCGUUUGUUUCUGUCAUUUCAAGGACGUUUAAAGAACACCAGGACAGCGUUAGGUCUCAAAAACGGAGCUGUUUCUCCUCGUACCGGUUUCAGCUGUUAUAAAUGACGAUAUGAAAAUCCUCAGUCAUGUCAGCGACGCUCUUCUUUGCUUUCGUGAAUCAUAAAAACUUACCGAUACGAGUCUGAGUCGAUUAUUUACGUGUUAAAGAGUCCUCGGUUAAAGCUCUUUGCAGACCUGCUGUUGAUUCAGCCGCCACACAGAGGUGUCCCCCCCUCCACCACAGACCUCAUCACACCGUCUCCCUCCUCAUGUUGUCCACUAAUGUGAGUCCUGCACCGCGGGGACGCUCUGUAGGAGGCAGAGGUGAAGGGGGUCCCUCUGGACGAGUUUCUAACAAUGACUCAUUCACCUAAAAAUAAACCUGCGUGUGAGCUCAUCUGUGUUUGUGAACGUGUAAGUGGUACAGUAAUCCCCCAUGAUCCUCUUCUCACAACUUUGACCUGAUGAUGCACAACAGAUCGAUAAACCCUGUCGAUCUGAUGUGGACUGCAUUCUGGGAGAUUUACAGUAUCUUACUGUCAGGGACUGAAAAGUAGAACUGAAACUUACGGCCCUCAUUGUAUCCGUGAAUCUCAAUAAUUUGGAACCGGUUCCAACCAGUUAUCUGAACUCGGGUCUAAACCACAUUCUGCAGGGAUUACAACAGCAUGGCUCUGUAGUAGAAGAGUCCUGCUGAGAAACUGGACUGAAGCCGAAAACACACAGGAUCCGUAUUGAGCCUGUUGUUCUGUAUUUACUCCGUAGAGCAGCGUUGGGUAUCAUAUAUCAUGUUUUUCCUUUCUGUGGUUGAUUUCCUGAUAAUUCUGAUAUAAUUCAGUGACCGUUGAUCCUCUACUGUCUGUGAAAAAGCUUGAAGUGAUUUUACAGUUUGUGUUUUUGCAGGUUUACUCGUGUUUAAUAAAGUAAACUCUGUUCCUUUAUGCUGUUACCUUCAGACAGAGUUAGCAGGUCAAAGUCCUGUUUGGGUCCACAUGGAUCAGGGAUUGACCAGGACAGGGUUUGUCCACAGGGGGCGCCAGAGUCAACACAAACCAAAAGUUCUUUAUAGGAGCUUUAAAAUAACUCAGUUUCUGUCUUACUCAUUAUCUUUCUUUCUAACAUGCCUCCCCUGAAUCAAAAAUACCUCCAGAGAGGAUUUAUUUCAUUAUUAAAGGAUUAAAAAAUAACCUGAAGUGAGCCGUAACACUGUAUGUAAAUAGAGUAAAACAGUAGACAUGAUAUCCAGGCUUCAAUCUAACAAGAAAAACCUACAUACUAACUUAAAAAACAUCCUUAAUAACAUCCUAAUAACCUAAUAACCUAAUCCAAAUGAUAGAAACAAGAAAGAUCCAAAACCUCCAGUUAUGCAACUUUCACCACCUAAAUGUUUUAAUACCUGUGAUAUUAUAAUAAUAAAACAAAUAUGAAUGGAAAUUUUCAAACAAGAUGAUAAAAACGGUAUUUAAAGGAAAUCCAGACUGAGAUUUAAGAGUUAAAGCCAAAUAUGGAGUUUCAGUCCAGAGCUCUCCUGCUGCUGUUAACUCUGAGUUUGAUACUCAAACCUUGGAUCUGUACUCUUUGCGUGUCCAUCUGAAAGAAGCAGCUGGUAGCAGAUCUUUGGAGAGUGUUCAAAGUCUGGUCUCAUGGGUUCCCGACACUGACAGACUCGCCUGGUGCAGAGGACGCCGCAGACGGCCGCGAGGUUAGAAGACAAUCUGUUAAACAAGCGGGCCGGUCUGCCGUCUCUGAUGAUGCUCACGUACGAGGAAAUAAACGGGAAUAUGAAGUGGAUUAAAGAGAGUGGAGCUGCUCUGUGAUGUUGGAGUUUAAUCAGCUGUUAAAUAUGAGAGUCUUCUAAGUCAUAACCAACAUCAGGACUCAGACAGUCCGGGUCUCAGUGUGCUCCUCACAGAUGUUUCAGAGUUAUAUCUGGAGUUUACGGCUCUGGAGGAUGUAAAUUCCUACAUAAUGUGAACAUACAGCCGCUCAGUCUCCUUCAUGGAAACCCCCUACAGUCAUAUAAGUGUGUGUCUGUGUGUACAUGCUGACUAACACCAAAUGUCCUCUUAGAGACGAGAACAGGGUCUGAAGUUUAUCUGUUUUUAUGAGUUGGUUAACUUGUUUUAUGGCCAGAGUUUAAACUCAGAAUUUGAUCAGAUUAAAGUCCGAUGUGGCGCUGAUUUAAGGAUCACAAGAUACAACUUAGUGUUUUUCAUGAAAACUCCCAACGGUAAUAAGAGCGUUUGUGUGUUUCUGUGCGACAUGUCCUCACAGGAACGGUAAAACAUGCUGGAAAAAGCAAAUAUAUUCAGAUUCCAAAAAAGCCAGGAUGGAUUUAGAUGGUUUCAUGUCAUUAAAUCGAAUAUUAAAACAGAUUAAAGACACAACUUAUAAAGAGACAGUUCAGUUUUAAUGACAUAACAAACACACUGUUAUUUACAGAGUUUAAUCUCAUGUUUUCUUCUCUGAGUAAAAGCAGCAGAAAGAGAACAAAGAUCUGUAAAUCUUUAUGGAGUUCAGACCGGGUCGGACGUCUUUAGAGCUCUGGUAUCAGAACUUUACAGCCCGUAGAAAUCCAGUAUUCAUGAAUUCAUGUCACUCAAAAGUGAAGCUCAGUUGUUUAGCUCAUAUAAGGCGAAAACCAUUGACCUGAGGAUGACCUCUCCUCGAUGUGAAGACCCUCCCGGUGUUAUUGAAAUGAGUUCUACAGGAUCUGGUGUUCAAUCUGGACUCCUCACUGGUACCUGACUCAGAGCAGCCUGUGAAUGUCCUCACCUGGGGCUGUUUUUGUUCCGAACACCCACUGAGAAAGCUGCAUAUUUUGAAGCAGAGCCGCCGCUGUUGUUGCUGCUGCUGGUUUCAAACUUGGCCUUUCAAACAGCAGAGAAAGUAAAAGGAUCAUGUUUCACGGCAGAAUAUUCAGUCCAGAAAUCUUUUGCUCUUCUGCAGAAAUGAAUCGACCCUCACAGGCUUCAGCUUUGAUUGUUUUUCUUUACUGUAAUAAAUGAGUUUGGUGCUUUUACUCUCAGGCUUAAACACUGCAGGAGCCUCCAGAGAGCAUCGACUUACACCGCAGAGUAAAUCAACGAUAGAAGGAUGCAGAAACCUUUCUGUAUCGCUCUGAAGAGUUUCCUUAUCCCCCUGUUUUCUCUCUUCUGCCCCUCUGUGCAGAUUAUCCGUGUGCAGGGAUGCUGGGGAUGGUAUCUGGUCAGAUCUCAGAUGCUCAGAUUAGCGCCUCAUCGUACGCAGACCGAGGCUGGGUCGCUGAAAACGCUCGAUUGUUGACGGGGAGAUCUGGAUGGACCGGGCAGCAGACCAAGCAGCCCUUCAGGAACGAGUGGAUACAGGUGGGUUUGACGCUGAACACUCAGAGCUUUGUCAGCGUGGAUCUAACAUGGUGUCUCAAACUCACCAUUUUCUCCUGGUUUUCCUCCCUGGUAGGUGGACCUGGGCCAGGACAAGAUGGUGAGCGGCGUGGUGAUCCAGGGAGGGAAACACCGGGACAGGAACGUCUUCAUGAAGAAGUUCAGGGUGGGUCACAGUCUGGACGGAGAGGAGUGGACUAUUGUGAAGGAGGACAACACCACAAGGCCGAAGGUCAGUUCAGUACGAGGACGCGAGCUGUCAAAGAUGGUUCAACACAAGUUUGACUUUAAAACACUGAAAUUAAACACAAAGAUAUAGAUGAAGUUUUCUUGGUUUUACUCUUGUUUCUACUUUACAAGAUACCGUACAAUAUGGUAAAAUACACUAUGAUGCAGUCAGAUACAAUAUGACACUGUUCUGCAGGUUACAUUGCCAUAUGAUAUGAUGCAAGAUAAUAUUGAUUAUAUGGCAUUAUAUGGAUAGGACAUGAUACAAUAUGAUGCAAUGUAAAAUGGUACGAUACGACAAGACAUGAUAUGACACAAUAUGAAAUGAUAUAUGAUAGAACACUAUACAAUAUGAUAUGAUAUGGUGCAAAAUGACAUGAUGCAACACAAUAUGAUAUGACAUGAUAUGAUGCAAUACAGUUUGAUACGGUACAAACACCUGACGCAAGAUGGUGCAGUAGGGUGUGAUAUGAUAUAAUGUAAUGCAAUGUGGUGCGAUAUGACACAAUACAAUAUGAUACAAUGUGAUGUUGUGUGAUGCAACAGAGUAUGAUGAGAUAUUAUGCGGUGUAGUGCAGUACAGUACGGCGUGAUAUGAUACAAUAUGAUGUUAUAUGAUGCGAUACCAUAUCGUCACCCAAUUAAAAUAAUGGCCUAAGUCAUUUUUUGACGAAAAUGUGUUUGUGACCUAAAUCACCUCUAAAUCAUCUCUUGAGAUGAACUGGGAACUAACUGGUAAAAUGAGAUUUUUUUUAGAUGAUUUAGGUAAAAAACUCAUUUUCGUCAAAAAAUGUGUCUGUGGCCAUAAUUUUUAUUGGGUGACGAUAUGGUGCAAUAGGGAUUGAUAUGAUACGAUAUAAUGCGAUAUGGUGCAAUAUGAUCCAGUAGGAUUUGGUCAGAUAUGAUACAGUUCAGUAUACUAUGAAAUUAUAUGGUAAAAUAUGAUAGGAUAUAAUAUGUUAAUAUGUGGUAUGACAUGUUACAUCUGGGUAACAUCAGACUAUCAGAUAUAAUGAGGUACAGUAGCACCACUGCUGCUGCGUCUUGGAUUUGUAGGCUGCUUCUAUUUAGCUGUUUCUAUAAACAUGGAGGUCAAAUCAGAAAUAAAUGAGGAUGUGAAGGGUCUCUUCUGAACUUCACCACUUCCAUGUUUGUUCUGUUCCAUCAACCUCCACCUCCCCUCAUGUCCUCCUUGUCCCUCUUGAUCAAACUCUGUCCCUGCUGCCUGCCUGUCUGUCUGCCUGUCUGUCUGUCCAUCUGUCUGUCUCAGUGAUGAAAGCCCUCACAGGUUAACAGAAAAAAAUAUUACACAGCCGAGAGAUAAAAGGUUGUUGACAUGAAAUAAACCUCCUCUGACUGUAAUCUGUGAUUCCUGGAAACCAUCAGGCAGACGCUCGCUUGGCCACAACGCCGCCACCGCCACCGCCACCGCCGCUCGUGGAACGAAAUGUUUGGCACCCAAAUUACAGACUUCUAUUCAUGAAGCUGUGACUGCUCUGUUUGUCGGACGCUUUUGUCUGACUCACUUCACAAAGGGGAAAACUGGGAUUUCAGAGGAGAACUGGGGAGACGGGCAAAAACACGACAUGAUCCAGGAGAUCUGAGGGAAAUUUCAGUUUGAGUCCUUCUCUGCAGAGAGCAGGAUGGUGUCACUUUAAGGAACUUUGAGUAUUUUUAUUCAGAACGAAGGUUAAAAAUAAUGUAGACGGUGAUAAUUGGAGGAUUUUUUAAGACAUGCAUCGACUCUAAUCUCAUUUUUUAAACUUCAUAUUACAACCUGUGGCUGUUUCGACAAAUUUGUUAAAUAAUCCUCGAGUUCAUGCUCUUUGGUAAACUCAGCUUUCACUCUAAAUGAAUGUAUAUAUAUUUAUUUUUACAGUGUUUAACUUUAAACUUUGAAUACUCACUGAUUGCUGUCUGAUGCCGUCUGUCAGCUGUGCUCGUUUACAUCCAGGUAGUAGAGCGUUAAAUCAUCGUGGCUGUAGAGUUUCUGCACCAUCACUCAGACACUGAACUAUUAAACAAGUAUGAGUGAAUUAAUACGGUUCAUAACACUUUAUCCUUUAGCAUACUGACUUUAUUACAAAGAUGGAAACAUGCCAGCAAAUCUGAUUUAAAGUGAGAUUCUUACAUGAAGACUCUGUUUGCAUAAGAACUUGAUAUAAAAAAAAACAGUGCUGUUAUGAAACGGCGCUCCCAAACCUGUAUUUAAUGUAUGUGAGACGUCUGCAGAACAAAAGCGUGUUUGCAGCAGCUGCAGUAGGAGCUCAGCCCACCCAGGUCACAGCCUGUUUGUCCCCCCUGUCAUUAAAGCUGAGAUAUGAAGCCAUCAAAGCUGAUCGCUCAGACUGAUGAACAUCUUCUUCAGGAGCCUUCACCUCCAUCACCUCUCAGAGGCUGUAAAGACAACACCGUCCUCCACCCAGCCUGUAUAUAUCACAGAGAAAAGGAUGCUCUCUUAUUAUAUUCAUUGUGUUUUUAUCUCUUCUCUUUAGUGCUGCUUGUUGCCGUCAGUUACUAAAAAACAGCAUGUCUUAUUACUCAGCGAAUGCAUUCACUUAUUACUCUGACAUCCUGCAUAAUAAGCUGUAAAUCAUCUUUAAUGUAAGAUCCUCUGACACCAUUUUAAUGAACUCUGAAUUCAUUACAGUCGUUCCAGUCAUUAGUGUCAGUGAGCAGAUAAAUAUUGUUCCUCUUAGCUUUAUGACUCUUAAACUGGAGGCAUUUCAACAACUUUUAGACUGAAAAUGAACGAGCCUGUCACAGACGGAUUAGUGCGGUUUAAAGAGUCAUAUGAAUGAAUCAAAAACACCUACAGAGGCUGAAACCUCUCCAGAAAUGUAAAGAGGACAGAGCUGAGUUUGACAGACAGGUGUGAUGAAGUGAUGAGCGCCGAUAUAUCGAGGAGAUCCAUAAAAGAAACAUAGACCAGCAGCAGGAGAGUCAAAAAACCCAAAUCCCCCUCGCCUCGGUCUCAGUCUGUAUCCCCUUCUUGGAGAUUUCAGGGACUUUGUGUCUGAUCCCCGAGAGGAAAUUCAUGUCAUUGCUUUAAGCCUCCGCUUCCUCCCCUCUGCUCUGGGCCCCGUUGGUGCGACAUCCUCCUCUAUGCGUUCCAGAUGGCGGGGCGGAGGCCCGGGUUGGCCGUCAGACUCCUGCUGAUUUAGUGCAGAGGGAGAUGUAGAUGCUCCUCCGUCCCCUCAGCCCGCGUCUCCGCUCUGUUUCCUGUGUCUUUUUAUAAAACCGCUUCAAAAGACGAGGCAGGAAAGACUCAGGCUGGUACACGCAUUAAAACAGAGCUCGCCUCUCACAUGGACACAGAGGAGUUACUGUAUAUGCUGCUGCAUAAACAUGACUGUAUGAGUCCAGCCUGGUGGUUCCUUUAUCAUGUUAUUUUAUGAAUGAAGAGAAAUAUGAUAAUAAAAAAUAAGAGUGUCAGAAAUAACAUUUUUAGGAGCUUAGAUGUGUCUGUACUUUCAUAAGUCUGAUCUGUGGAGAAAGAUGCCUAUUCGUGCGGUAGCCCCGCCCCCUCUUGUCCAAUCCAUCCAUGAGAAAGGUGUCUAAGUGUCUGAGUUAGCCCCACCCACUCUUGUCCAAUACAACCAUAGAAAGAUUCCUAAAUAUCUGUUAGCCCCGCCCCUUCAUGUCCAAUACAAGCAUGAGAAAGACACCUGUGUCUGAGAAGGCCCCGCCCCUUCACGUCCAGAAGAAGCAUUGUAAAGAUGACUAUUUGUCUGUGUUAGCCCCGCCCCUUCAUGUCCAAAACAUGCAUUGUAAAAAUGCCUGUUUCUUUGAUAGCCUUGCCCCUUUUUUCCAAUACAAGCAUGAGAAAGAUGCCUAUUUGUCUGUCUUAGCCCCGCCCCUUGUCCAAUACAAGUUUCAGAUAUGUGCCUGUGUUAGCCCCGCCCCUUUGUGACCAAUACAAGCUUCAGAAAGGUGCCUAUAUAUCUGUUGGCCCCGCCCCUUCAUGUCUCAUGUAACCAUUUUAGGAUGCCUAUGUUUCUGUGUUAGCACCGCCCCUUUAUGUCCAAUACACACAGGAGAAAGGUGCCUAUAUAUCUGUUAGCCCCGCCCCUUCUUGUUUAAUACAACCAUAAAGAAAAGCCAAUGUGUCUGUUAGCCCUGCCUUUUUAUGUCCAAUACGAGCAUGAGAAAGAUCACUCAGAAAAAACAAAACAAGGUUCCUUCAUCAUUUGCCUUUUAACCUUUUAAACUGGAAUUUAACCUGGACAUCAGUCUCUUCUUAUUCAUAAUCUUUUACAGUCUGAUUACAGUAUUUUAUAAUGUCAAUAUACCAGCUGAGACAUAUGUGGUAUCUUUUUGGCACUUUAUUUGUUACAGCAUCAGCCAGAGAGACAGUAUCAUUUUAACAUCUUUUAACCGUUUUUUACUCUUAAUUCAGAUUGAGGGAAAAACUAAAGUGUUAGCAGGUGUUAAAACUCUCCUCAGCGGUUCCAGUAGGACUCAGAUCUUACUGAACAGCCUGUUUAUUGUCCGUACGGUCACUUCCUAACUGUACCCAUGAAGCCUCACCACAGUGGUCCAGACAGUCUGGAGUUCUUGGUGUUUAGAGACCCACUGCUGCGCUCCUGGUGCGACAGAAACCGUUUUCAUCUGUGCCGCCUCCAUGUUGGACUUUUUUAAGAGUCCGGACUCUGGUUCUGAUUUCCUGCCUUCUGCUUUUGUUUCCUCGUUUGAUUUAGUCUCAGUUUUUUUUUAUCAAAGCGACGGACUCGUGAUCAGAAACAGACGUACAUUUAUAACACGGCAGAUAUAAAGAAAGAGGAUUGGACGGAUAAUUGUUUGUCUUAUAGAAACCUUCAUCCAGAGAGAGCAGUCAGGUCGGGAUCAUUUAUCUGAUGAUGCUGUUUGGUUCAUUAUAAAACAGAAAAACAGAUAACUAUUUCACGCAGUCAAGAAUCUCUGUGUUUAUCAAAAGCUCACCUGAAUAACUCAGAGACUGCGCUGAUCUCUCCUCUGAUAGGAAACCUUUUUUUUUUUUUGUCUAACUGUGAUGUGAGAGCUCUUUUUGAAGUUAAUGUUCAUUUAAUUUGGGAAAAACCGAUAUCAAAAGUCCUCUCUUUGAAGUUUGGGUCUGCAGGCUUCCUGGAAAUCACAGAUUUUUGGAUUCUUUGAGUUAAGCAAGAAAAAAAACGACUGUUUGCUUCAAGAAACGUCACAAAUGAGUUUGAUCGAACAGAACCCAAAUCAUACGUUUGUUUUUGUGUAAAACCUCUGAUAUAGGUUUCAUUCUUCAGAAAUCAGCAGCUUUGAUCGAGUGUCAUGAACAAUGUCACAUCAGCUGACUCUUCUUUUUUUUAACCUCAGAUAUUCACCGGUAACCUGAACCACGACACCCCAGAGCUGAGGUCCGUGGGUCCCCUCCUGACCCGCUUCUUCAGGAUCUACCCAGAGAGAGCGACGACUGAGGGACUGGGCCUCCGACUGGAGCUGCUGGGCUGCGAGCUGGACGGUGAGCGCCAUUAACAAUGUUUAUGAUAUAAACUGAGAGGGAAUACACAGUCCUACUUCGUGUUUUAAUAUCUCUAUUUCUCAUCUUGUUACAUCUUAAUAUGACGGUUUGACCGUGUUAAACUAAGGCGGUGUUAAAUGUGGUUCACUCAUGUGGUUUCUUGGUUCACAAGCAUAUUUGCAUGACAGAUUUUCAGUGUUUUGGACGAAGGUGAGAGAGAGAGAGAGAGAGAGAGGGCUGACCAUGCCAUGGCAGGAUGCUAUCUGUGCUGCUGCAGCGGUCAGAGCUGGAUGUAGUUCGUGUGAAACAGAGAGAGAGUGAGAGAAGGGGUGGGUUCGACCUCCCACAGCAGUUAAAGAGAGGAGGAGGUUCUCUGGAGGAUCUGGACGCCCCAUAAGGAGAACAAUAAGGAUCAGUUAAAGUGAGAGAGAGAGAGCAGAGGAGACGAGGAGGGAAGGAAAGGAAAAAGGGAAGCAUGAAGGAGUAGAAAGAGAGGGCGGGUGAAGAAGGUGUUUAAGUUUAGAGGGAGCAGGAGUGACCGGGUCAAAGGUUAAACAUUUAGAGGAUAAAGUCAUUAUUUCAUCCAGAGCAGUCAUGCUCUACAGUAUCUCUGCUGCUGGAUGUUGAACACGUGUUCUUAGAGAGUCCAAGAGUGGGUUAAACCCUCCUCCUGUGUUAGGGUCUGCACCGACCCGGUUUUGGUUUUAAAUGAGAAAAACUUCAAUUUGAUUUUUUGAGUUUGUCAGGAACCUCCAUUUCAACAAUAUCAAAAUAAAGUUAAAAUAUUAAAAUAAAUAAAAAUGAAAAAAAUAAUAAUAAUAAAAAUUAAAAUAAAUAAAAUAAAUUAAAAUAAAAGAAUUAAAGGCAUUUCCUUUUCUUGUUGGGAUAAUGACACUGAAAUUAGAUAUUCAAACCCACCUUAAUUCAUAUGAACACUCUUUAAAUGUCUGUAAACCACAUGUUUACACUUGAGAGACACUUAUAAACAUACAGAGACAGACCCUUAAAGAUGCAGCCAGCCCAGACAUGGUCCCAUAAAUCAAACAAAACCAGCGAUCAUGAACCAAUUAUCCAAAUUAAAGCUCCUCUUUACUGUAUGUUUCUGCUCAUUAAUGCUGCAUCAAAGGCCUUUUUAGUAUUUAAGAUCACUUAAUUAGAUGUUGAUUUGGAUUAAUUGAACAUUUCCGUCUUGUAAAAAGAUCUAAAAUCAAUGUUGCGUGAAAGCUCAUCUUUAAAAAGCUCAACAUUAAAACAGCCGAGCCGCUAACAAGCUCACAAUCUGCCGGCGAAUCCGUUUCAACAGUUGUUCUUCUUCUUCUUCUCGUCGUCGUUUCUGAAGCCGCUUUGAGUUAAAUCAUCUCCUUACAUCCUCGCUGUUGUCGGAGCAAACCUUCAUCCCACUCAAACAUGUUUCCUUCCUUACAAAGUUUAAUUACAUGCAGACCAUCUGUGAUUUCGACACGGUCUACAUAUGCUAAUUCAUCUUCAAUUCGCCGCAUUUCCAUAAAAGCACAUGAGCAGCAGACAUGGAGAGCGUGGUGGAGUUUAACGAGAACGGAGAGUUUCUGUCGUUAUUACUUUGGUCCUCGAUAGAGACGGAGAGCGUCGGCUCCUCUUUACUGCUCAGGAAAAUAGAGACUCUUGAGUUUUGUGGCAGGGUUGUUGAUGAGAGCGACGAGUUUUCAGUCUGAGAAAGAAAAGGUUUUUAUAAAAAUUCAGGUUGUAUUUCAACGCUGAGAUCCUCCUGAAGUUUUAGAUAAAUCAAACAGUUCAAUCAUGUUUCAUGUUUCAUGUUCAGAGACACUCAGAUUGUUGUCUUAUCUGAUAACUGAUUAAAAAUGCCACAGUGUCGACAGGCAGAGGUGAGCGGUGCAGAUCGAUUUGACAGGAUCUGGUUGUCCCCGGAAAACUGAAACUGGUUUAUGAGGUUUUGGCAAAUAAGAAUCAAGUAUUGAAGACGAUCUGAUAAUGAUUAAGAAGCUGUUUUACACGGUUUUGUGUGUCAUUGUCUCACACUCUCAGGGGCUGUAAAAGUUAGUUUAAUAAACGUUUUAAUACGAAAAGCAGCAGAUGUUUUAUUGCCAUGCAACAAGCAACAACUCUGCCUUAUUUCUUGUUUCUUGUUUCUUUGCACUUUUUGAAGUCGCUCUAUCAAAUCAAAUCAGGGAAUAAACGGUCCUUUUGCAGGUUCUGAGUUUAUUGUCCUAAAAGCAACAGGUUCAGACCGGUCUUGUUCUCUAAACCAGCAUCACUCUCUUCUUCCUCUGCUUUAAUAUUUAACUGCAUUUUAACUCCUAACCGGGGUUUCUGACGGGUCCUAAAAUGUCUUCAACUCAUAAAAAGUUUUUGAAAGGUCUUAAAAAUGUAUUAAUUAUCUUAAAUCUGACUUGUUGAAACCUGCAGAGACCCUGCCUAAAGAGUGAAGUUUUACUUUUCCACAGUGAAAGUUUCAAACUGGUCUCUCAUAGUUCUGAUACCAGCAGAAGAAACUUCCUCUGUAGUUCAGACGUGUGGAGGAGUUCAGAAUCAUGUUCCUGGAUUUGAAGGAGAAGUGAAGUUCCUGAGGUUGUGAGUUUUGGAAAGUCCUUACAGAGGAAAUUCGGGACACAGACUGAAUCUAUUUUCUGUCCUGAUAACAAACUGUCUUCUUCUCUCGUCUUUUAUCUCCAGACAUCACGACGACAGCUCCUCCCACCACGCCCAUCGCCUCCACUCUCCCCUUGACCACCUUUGGAGCGACGACCACGGCGCCCAUCACCGUCCCGGGAACGACCCCGACGACAGGGUGUGUGGAGGGUCAGCAGGACUGUACGGUGGAGAGCGAGGAACCUGAAGACUACGAUACAGUGACAGGUGAACGCCAAAACUCACCUUUUUAACCACGUACCUGAGUGUCCCGGCUCUGAGUGUUGUUCUGGUCUUGGUCCGAUUUUGGACACAGACUUAGAGAAACCUGUUGAUUCUGGUCCCUGUAAAGAUGAUAAAGGUUUGUAUCCUCGGUUCAGGUCCCUGAGGUCUUUAUCUUAUAUUACAUUUAUUUCAAAAGUCUAGUUUCAUUAGGGGUUAGGUAAACGUACAGAGGGACACGAGGAGAGUUGACAUUUAUCAGGGGAAAAUCAAACUCACAUUAACUCAUACAUGUACAGGACAGGUGAGGUUUACUUCAACCACAGGGGGGCGCCAAAACCAGCCUUUAUUCAGAUUGUGUUAAUAAAAUCAGUUAAAAAAAGUCAAACAUGUAUGAUUGAUGUGGUUGUACAGGAUCUCUCUGAACGUAAAUUUUCUUUUAUUUUGAAAUUCUCAGAAAUAACUGUUCCUCCUCUUUUUAGUUUUAACGAUGAUUCGGAGUCGCCUUCGUUUAAAAAUCCUAAUCUCUGUGUUUUUACGUCUUUAAAUCUGUUAUAGUUAUCAAACCUUCAUUUAUGCAGUUAGUUCAACAGGAAGGUUCCUCCUCACCUGAGCUGUGUUGAAUAUGUGAUGGCAUCUGUGUGGGUGGGAAUAAACCAGCUGACCUUUGACCUCUCUGUGCUUCUCCCAUCUGUCUGUAGCAGGAAGCACCGCAGCGCCCGACCCCAUCCUGGACUUCAUACCAGGUGAGGAUGACCGCCACAAUCUGCCGCCAUGUUCCCCGCCUCUCCUCUCCUCUUUCUCUCUGUGUUUUUGUCGUUUCUGUUUUUCUCCGUCUCGUCUUUUCCAAACGUCUCAGAAACUCUCGAUUCGGGUUUUUAUUCCUCAGUCUGACGUACAAAUAACUGCCUGUUCUGGGUUGUCAGAUCAGUGCAUUAAAAUCAGCCAAUGUCCCCGUUAUUCAGUGUCAGCGGGAACACUGACCGCAGUCACACAGAACAAUGAGACCGACUUCCAUGGGAGCGAAUGGCUUUUUCAUCGCCCCAGUUCACAAAUGAGACUUUAGUUCAGAGCGCUGACGGCCGCAGAGAAACGCUGAUAGAUUUACUCCGAAAUGCAGCUGCAUUGUUUUUGUUCUCUCCUCAUCGGUCACGCCGGAAAAUCCAGUUAAAACGAAACAGCGAGGGGACGACAGAUGGAAAAGAGAGCGUCCAGAAAAGCAGAUAAACACGGCGAGUGGAAGAAUGAAACGUUUUACAGGCAGAUGAAUAAAAACAUAAAUCUGACAGGAGGAAAACAACCGAACCCUGGUCUUCCUGCUGUAACAGUCAGCGGAUAGAUACAUGUUUGUUUGAGCAGAAUGGAUUUUUAAUUCUUACUUUGAAAUGACUUCAAAUUCAGCAGCUUCUUUUACGAUCCUCCUGUUGGUCCAGAUCUGGACUUCAGCAGAGAUUACUGGUCCUCUUGGCUCAUGAACUCUGUCAGCUCAGUAUCACUGAGGGGCUGUGAUGGUACGAGAAAACGAGAUGAAGCCAGAAAAGCAUCAUGUUUGAUAAAUCUGUUUAUUAUUACUGUUAAACUCGAGUGACUCUUCAGUUAAACUGACGCAGAGUUUCCACAAAGAUCCUACAAAACAGGAGGAGUCAGACAAAACCUCGACGCUGGAUCCACGUGGAAAAACUGUUCCUGUGUCAAGACUUCCUUUAGGUUCAGCAAUGUGCAGUUUCUAUGCGGAUGUGAAGCUCUCUCUCUUUUUAGCUCCAUUUCUUAUCUAGUUUCAUUGUUUUUCAGCUGCCUGCACAGAGUCCCACUGAGAGAUGUGAGGUGUGGAUGGACACGUUAUCUGUCACUCAGGAUCCCUCUGCUCAUCUCAGAUGUUCUGGCGUCGUGAUCGUCCGUGAUAUUAGUUAAUUGAAUUAUUUGAUUAUGACGAUGUUAAAAAAAAACUAAAAUCCUCAAAUCGAUUUUCCUCUCUAUCAUGUCUCACCCCUCCAGGCCACCGUAGGCUCUACAGUGUAAACAAACGUGGCGUUUGCUAAAGAAGGCGAUAAUUUCGUGGUUAAAUAGGACAAGAGCGAGUCAGUCGUGUUGAAUUGGUACGACUUCACAGUUUCAGAUGAAGAGUAAACCACUCCCCGCUGUAAAGUCUGUCUGAAGGCGGUAUCAACCCGUCACCAUGGAAACGAAUUCAGGAGGAAACGCUAAAGUUUUUGUCGUAUCGGCGUUUCAGGUGACUGUAAACGGUACUUUUUUGUCAGAGAGUGAAUAAAUCUGUAAACAACGACCAUUUCAUCUCCGUGUGGAUGUCUAUCUGCAUCUCUGGAAACGAUCAUGUGACACACAGAGUAACUCUUUUAUGGCGCCGAAACAACCUUUAUACACGUGCUCUGUACUCUUCUUCGUUACAGCGCCACUUACUGGCUUGGCAUAUGUACUACAUCGUUUUCAGUGAUUUUCAUUUUGAGAGAUGAUAGAAAAACUUUUUAUUAAAGUGAAUUUUGGUGAAAUUAUCAUUGAGUAAAAAAUCAAAUUUCAGAGUUUUUGGCGAAAAUCGUGCAGACCCGCUGAGGUCCAUUUACUUACAUUUAUUCUGAUAUGUUUGUAGAAGCACCAACUGUGAGUUUGAGAAACACGGGAUUAAAAGUGUGUCUCUGAAUUUUACAGGAAUUAGAGUUGAAGAGUCUGAGGAUAAAACACAUGAUCCUGAAAACAGAGAAAUAAAGAGAUGGUUGUAGAGUGAAGGUAAAACAUGACAGGAGAACUGUUGUGUUUGAGGAAGACGAUUGUAAAACCAGCUGAACGUUUUCCUGGAUCUCCACGCAGCGUGUUUUCUUCUUUAUCUGAACCUCACAAAGGUUUCUAUUUUAACUCCAAGGACAGAGUGAAGGAGUUUCUCUUCAGGUGUUUAUGUUUUUAAAGAGGUUUUCUUUUGAGCCGACACUCUCUCCACGUCUAAAGCCAAACCAGCCUCUGUCCUUUUAUUUCCUGCAUGAACAUCUCAGCAGCGUGUCACACUUUAUCUUCCCCUGUGAAUACGCUGAAUUCAAUUUAUCCUCAACCCGAGCAGGAGAGGGAUGAAUGGAAGGAGAGGUGGAAAAAUAGAGGCUGUGACAGAGAGACAAAGACGGAGGGAGAGCGGGAGAGGAGAGAGGACUGAAUAGAGAUGAGACAGAAGGAGGCUGAGGAGGAUGAAGAGAAAAGGAGAGUGAAGGUAGAGAGAGAGAGAGAGAGAGAGAGAGAGAGAGAGAGAAUGGAGGCCUCUUGGGUCUCAAUUAGCCGAGCGGAGGCAUCGCGUGGAGACAGCUCGGGGUUGCAGGAGGGUUAGCGGCUCCACGGUCAUCUCUGCAUCCUAUUAGCCUCUCAGAAACAACAUGUCCAGUGUUCAGGGACCUCGGCGUCCGUUUGGAUGAUGCGGUGAACCGCCGCCGCCAGCCGACUGCUGGCUCACGCCGACAGAAGGACAGGAGGGAGGAAAACGCCGCUUUUUUUUCCAUGUUUGGGGUUUUUUCAGGGGGCCACAUCCGCAUGCUGGUGGCACCACGCCUCUCUCUCUCUCUCUCUCUCUCUCUCUCUCUUUCUCUCUCUCUCUCUCUCUCUCGCUCGAUGUCCUGAUCCCAAACAUAUGUACACGCCGGCGCUGUUUUGGAUCAGAGCUGAUGUCUGAGUUCCUGUGUUUGGCUCAGGCCCUGCAGCGCUGCUCCACGACUACAAUUACAACCGUCUCUGUGUGUCUGUUUCACCCCGGCCUGUCUGUCUGUCUGUCUGUCUGUCUGUCUGUCUGUCUGCCUGCCUGUCUGUCUGUCUGUCUGUCUGCACGGAGCCUUUGUGCGGGGCGACAUGUUCUCCACAAGCUCGACAAUUUAUCCUGUGUGUACAAUAGAGCAGGAACAGCUCUCUAAUAUUGAUGUUACAAGGGCUGCAGCCUCUCCCCCUGCAGGCUCCCCGGCUCUGAGCCGGAGCGAACACAGAGUAUGAUCAUAGAUUUCCGCCUGUAAAACACCGACUCUGCUGAGAUACACCCAGGAACCCUGAUUGGCUUUCUUUGAAGGUUUUAAAGGAACAGGCGAGGACUGAUCUGGGUUCAGUGCGCUCGGAGCAAACUUCGUUUUCAGAUGUGCCUCGAGGUUUUUGAAAGAUCGACUCGAUGAAUAAAACUAAUGAGUGAAAAAAACUCCAGAUUCUGCACGCCGUCUCACCUCUGCAGAGAGAAAGUUUGAAAACCGAGGAAUCGAAACACCCGGACUUAGAGGUCAGGAAGACGGUUUUAGAAGUUCAUGCAUGUUUGUAAAACUUUGAGGGACGUUGUUCAGGAUGCAGAGAGCUUCAGGAUUAUUUACUUUUAUUUAACUAGGUUUGUCCCGUUGAGAUCUGAGGAUCUCAUUCGUAAGGGAGACCUGACCAAGAAUGGCAGCAACACAGUUACAGCAAACAGUCAAAGACACCAAGUUUUGCAGCUUAAACUCAGUCUGCAGAUUAUUACCGUUUUAGUUCAGACUCUUUGGACAACGAACUGUCUGAAUCUCAGUGAUCUCAGGUCGUGUAAUCCGUCCUCUAAGAUCAAUAAGGAGGAGAGACUGUCUUUGUAAAUGAAAACGUACCGAUGACCGAGCCGACGAGUACUUAAAGAAGUCCGACUGACUCUGGAGUCUCCACCUUAUUCUGACCCCCAUGAGCUCUUGCGUGAAUUAUGGGCGCGACUUCUGGAAGCGGCGUUUGUUGUCAAAUGACGGCGCCGAUAACGAGUGUAUCUGUUGGAACGGAACAUCAGCAGGUAUCACAGCUCUACUCGAACGGGACGCCAUCAGCCCUUCCGUUAAUUGUGGGUGUGACUAUGUGGGAACAUCAACUGUCAUCAACAUGUUCUUUAAAAGAACAUGUAAAAACUCCGGGUACUUAAAAGAAGACAGAAGCUCGAUUUCUUGACCGUCAGUUUUAACAGUUUUUUCUGACAGUGUUUCUUGUCGAUGAAAACAACGAGAGUUUAGCUGCCUGAGCUGAUGAAUGUGUGUUGGUGCACAGCAAUUAAUGACUGUAUCAUCUGCGUAGAAAUGAAAAUUUGCAUUUGGGACAUUUUGUCCAAGGCGGUUGAUUUAUAUUGUAAAUAAGAGCGGUCCCAGAACUGAACCUUGAGGCACACCUUUGUGAGUACGAUCUCAGCUGCAGAAGAUAUGAGCAUAAACUGUUGGUAUGAACACGUGUGGAGGUAUAAACAUCAUCAUUUUCUGCUCAAGUGUCUAAAAAAGUAGAGAUGUAUUUCUUGACAGUGACCGAUACGAUCGUCUGUUUUCCUCUCUCUUCACAGCGUACGUUUGGUUCGCCUGCAACUUCGACUUCUCCUCGUUCUGCGGCUGGACCAGAGAGACCGGCACGGGGGCCGAGUGGCUCAUCCAGACCAACGGGGCUCCUGUCGUCCACAGAGGCCCCGCCCUGGACCACACAGGUGUGCAUGUGUUUGUGUUUGUUUUUAGCAGCAGCUCUGCACAGAUGCUUUAGUUGGAAGAGCUCUCUCUCUCUCUCUCUCUCUCUCUCUCUCUCUCUCUCUCUCUCUCUCUCUCUCUCUCUCUCUCUCUCUCUCUCUCUCUCUCUCUCUCUCUCUCUCUCUCUCUUUGCUCUCUUUGUUACUAUGCAACUGUUGAAAGUCUGUCUGACCCUCUUACGUUCACAGUGAGAGUAUUUUUAACUUCUGUGGGCUUUAAAUAACAAGUCGGAGUCAGAGCUGCUGCUGCUGCUGCUGCUGCUGGGAAUCACAACACCACCUCUUUUUUUUUUCUGAAAAGCAAUAAAGAAUUUUUCUUUAUUUCUACAAGGAGCAGGUUAGAAAACAGUGACGACAGUUUCAGAUGGAGGCCGGUUUUCUAAAGCCUGCAGCGGGACAACAGAGUCUACGUGAUAUCCUCUCAGACCGGGCCUAAAUACAGAUAAAUACAGAAACCAGAUUAUAAUCAAGGACAUCUGCAGAUAAUCGUUUAACAUCCUUUCCAAUAAUCGAGUCUCUCUGAACUUUAAAACCAGGCUGUGUUUGCUCGGAGGGCCUGGUUUUAACGGUUUUAAUGCAGUUUUAUGAGUUUUUCAUCAUUUCCAGGGAAUUAAUUCUCUUUUUUUCUUCAUAAUUAGAGUCGGUUCAUUAGAAAAGAGGCACAGUAAUUAGAAUAAUAUGCUCUAAAACUACAAAAAUAGAAACUCCAACUGCAGAUUCACAGACACUUUUUUUGUCCUGGUGAAAGUGGCUCUGUAGUCCAGAUCUUUGUUUACAAACAGGCUAAUAUGUUCAAAUAUGUUCAUAAAGUAUGUAAAAAAGAGGGAAGUCGAUGUGCAGUCAUAAAGCAUGGAGCAGAUUUCACAAACACUCCGACUGAAGCUCACAGAGUGAACACAUGAAGGUGAAAACACGUGUAACAGGUCUGUCUGUGUGGUAUCUCUGCGCUGAGAAGGACCGAGCAGACGGUUCGAGGCUCCGACGAAUGCUCAGCCUUCAGAAACUUGACUUUUAAAAGGAUACCGCUCUCCGCUCUCCUGUCUCCUCUCUCGGUGAUGGAUGUUUGAGCCGAGGCGACAGCAGCUCUCAAAUAAAUGGUCUCACCUUGAUUUUUUGACUGAACCAGAUCUGGAGUGAAAAACGAGCGCCUCACUGAUGUGGAUCUCCUCUCAGAGCGGCGCUGUCAGAGGCUUUUCAGACACAGUGAAGUCGUCUUUGGGAUUUUUUUAGGAUUUAAAAUAAAACCUUUUAAAUGUAAAACCCUUUCAACAUGACUAACGAGCGUUUACAGGAAGAGACAGAAUAAAAACGAAGGUGAAUAAACGUCUGAGAUCUUCAUAGAAAUGAUCUCAGAACCUUUUAAACACUAAACUGUCAUUUUUAAUCCUUUAAAAUCUCAUCUUCAGUAUGUUUUCUUUAAAUGUGAAGAGUCUGCAGACAUGUCGCCUCAUUUCUAACCUUGUCCUGUGCUGCCCCCUGCAGGCGGACCGGGGAACUUCAUCUACAUGCAGCUGGGAGACGCAGACUCGCCCAGUAAAACAGGCGAAGACGACGAUGAGGAGGAGAAGGUGGCGAGCUUGGCCAGCCUGCCCAUCACGGCGCCGGACGCGGACCUCUGCAUGUCCUUCUGGUACCACAUGUUCGGGGAACACGCCGGAGCGCUGCACAUCAAACAGAGGAGGGAGGAGGAGGGAGGGCGCAUCCUGUGGACGGUCAGCGGACACCGGGGCAGCAGGUGGAGGGAGGGGAGGGUCUUACUGCCUCACUCCAGGUUCUCCUAUCAGGUAAGAACCGGUCCUGGACAUGUGAGAGACUGAACCGGUCCUGGACAUGUGAGAGACUGAACCGGUCCUGAUCUGGUUCUGACCCGUGUUUGUUGUCCUCAGGUGGUCGUGGAAGGAGUGGCAGACAGACGCAGUUCAGGUCACAUAGCCGUGGACAACAUCCAGAUCCUGGAUGGACUCGGUCCUGAAGACUGUAAAGGUCUGCUCCACACACACAAACACACACACACACACACACACACACACAGACACACACCGUUCUUGUUAAUUAUGUUGAGUUUGUUUCUCUGACCUGCAUCAAUCUGAUCAAACUCUUUUAUUUCCAGAUCCAGAAGCUCCGACAUCAGAGAUUUUCAUCCUGCGUAAGUACCGCCCUCACUCUACUUCUGGUCAGCCAAUCAGAAGGUGGACGUUAAAGUCAUAGGAACAGCCGCCGUUAUCUUUGACUAAAUUAAUGACCUUGAAUAUGAUUUAUUUAAGUUGAGUCGUAAAAUUAAUUCAGGGUCAAACACACACUGAGUUAGACCCCCCCUCCAGAGAUGAAUGUUGUCGACCGCUUGUUUCUCUAGUUAUACCAACUUUAGUAACGACCGCAGGAUAGAAAUACAGAGAGCCACGCCCCCAACCAAAACGCCACUCUAUAGCCACAAAUAAUGCUCAGAACAGCACCUAACUUCAUCAACAGGACAUAUAGGGUCACAGACAUAGUACUAUAUUCAGAUUUGUUCUAACCCCUAAGAAAACAUAAACUUAAGCGGGGGCGUUUCUCCACCUCUGUAGUCUUUAAGCUGGGCCAAUAAACUUCUACUGUAGUAAAAUGAAAAGGUAAAGGUGUUUUUAUUGAGCCGAAUUAUCAAUAAAAUCAUGAUUUUGUUAACAGGUAUGGAUUUAUGUGCUGUCGAAUUAAUAUAUUUGAACAAGAGCACAGUAAAGUUAAAUCAGCUAAUUUUCCAAUGAGGUUCUGUUACUGAACUGAACUACACCAUUAACUACUGAGGUUAGUACAUAUAGGGUCCCAGCCAUAGUACUAGACACCAAACAUCUUUUUAACUUUGACUCAUUUCUUUAGCAAAGAGACUAAACACAACUCACCUACUCUCUUCCAGCAGACGCUUGUUUGUAGUGAGACCUCAGGCCAGUCCAUUACAGACUACAGCGGGGUGACGCAGCUCAAGGAAGAACAUUUAUGAUCAUUUCUUUUAUCAUUUCCUUGAAGUAAUAAUCACCAUAUUAAUCAUUUUACAGACUCAGUAGUUCUUCUGUCUUAGCGUCUCGGUCUGAUUGUAUUUCCAUGAAGAAAUGAUCAUAAAUGUUCUUCCUUGAGCUGCGACACCCCGCUGUUGUCCGUAAUGGACUGGCCCGAUGGUCGUAUGGUCAUUACUAAAGUUGGUAUAACUAGAGAAGUAAGCGGUCGACGACAUUCAUCUCUGGAGGGGGGGUCUAACUCGGUGUUAUGGUGUGUUUGACCCUAAAUUAAUUUUACACCAGAAUAUCCCUUUAACCCGCCGUCUCUCUCCGUCUCACAGCCAUGGAUUCACGCCCGCAGGAGAACAGCGACCUUGGCGGCCCGGGCAACAUGCUGAAGACCCUGGACCCCAUCCUCAUCACCAUCAUCGCCAUGUCAGCGCUGGGCGUCUUCCUGGGCGCCAUCUGCGGCGUGGUCCUGUACUGCGCCUGCUCGCAGGGCAGCAUGACGGACAGGAACUUAUCCGCCCUGGAGAACUAUAACUUUGAGCUGGUGGACGGCGUGAAGCUAAAGAAGGACAAGAUGAACGGACAGACUAACUACUCUGAGGCGUGA